AUGGCACGGCUAUGCAGUGUCUUUCACGAAUGCUGGAGCUACCGGUCGGUGUUGCUGCGGGUUUGUGCUCAGGUAAGGCUAUUUGUAGCUUGUUAGCAGGCAAAAAAUGAUUUUUUUUCAGCCUAAUUGUGCAUGAGCCGAGCUGAAACAUCUUGGCUCCCAGGCCCCGCCCCCUAGAUAUUUUAUUUGGCUUCUUUAUUAAAAGCCUUAUUCACAAAGUUAAUCAAUACCUGAGUCCGACGCAGUUUUGUCUUGAUUUUCCAAAGCUGGAAGUUGCUCUUUAACAUCAAGUUUACCGCUCUUUUUGGUUUCAAAUCAGACAUUUUCAGGAUUAGCUUACCUAGUUCCAUUACAUAAAGCAAGCUGCAUAAAUGUCACACCCCUGGUUUUGGCACCAUUGUUUGACACCACUUCUUUUCCCAUGCAGUAUGGAAUACCAUUGAAAGUUUUCCUCUAGGCAAUAGUACCAGUUAUUUUUUCCACCACACCAAAAUCUACUAUCUUGAUGUCUCUGCUGGUCUUCAGUGGGAUUCUUGUCAUAGCUUUUCCCAGCAGAGACAGACAGCACUGAAAGCCACAAUAUUGUUGUAAGAAAGCAGCGAACAGCUGUUGUAUUUGCAAAGUCCUAUCCUUUACAUAUCGACAUACAUAUUGGUACCCAUUCAGUUGAUAAACUCAGUCUUCCACUAUCUAAGCUGUUCAGAGUUUAAGAGAACCCUGUGUGUCUUUGCUGAUCAUUCUCAGUCAGUGUGUGUGUGUCAGUGAGCUUGUCUGUAGUGAGCAUGUGUGUGAUAGUGAGCCUUUCUGUAGCAAGCUCUUGUGUGUCAGUGAUUUUGUUUGUAGUGAGCAUGUGUGGGUGUCAGUGAGCUUGUAUUUACUGAGUAUAUGUGUGACAGUGAGCUUGUCUGUUGUGCGCAUGUUUGUGUCAGUGAGUUUGUCUGUAGUGAGCAUGUGUGUGUGAAUGACAGUAAGCUUGUCUGUAGUAAGCUUCUGUUUGUAUACUAAUGACUUUGUCUGUAGUAAGCUUGUGUGUGUCAGAGUUUGUCUGUAGUAAAUUUGUGUGUGUGUACCAGUAAGCUUGUCUGUGUGUGUCAGUGAAAUUGUCUAUCAGUGAGCCUAUUUGUGUGUAUCAGUGAGCUUGUGUUUUAUGUCAGUGAGCUUUUAUAUAUCAAUGAGAUUGUCUGUCUGUGAGCCUGUGUAUCAAUGAGCUUGUGUCAGUGAGAUUGUCUAUGUCUGCAUGUAAGUAUGCUUAUUGUAUGAUUUAUUUAUUUUUACCCUGAAAGGACCAAUAUUUUGAAUUAGAAAAAAAAAAUACCAAAAAUAUAUAACAAAGCAUUAUUUUUUAAAUUGGAUGACCAAAAAUGCUGUUAUGGAUUGAAAAGAAUUGUGCGUGUGUAUGUAUAUAUAUAAAUGUAAGCUAAUACAGAUUGGGUUGGAACCUGUCUGGCUGUGGUUACAGCUUUAGGCAGAUGGUAACCGAUAGGGGCUCCCAGGACUAUGCAGGCAUGGUGAGAGGUGGGAGCCGUGUUAUCUCAGGGGAGGGGGAAAUCUAAAACACUAACCAGAGAAACGCGCCACCUCUGGCUCUCACUGACCAACUGACUGCACCCUCAUCCCGACCAUUCACAGCUCCCGGCUCCCAGUCACAGCGUCAUCAUAGCAACUGACUGAUUAACCAUUACCAAACCAACUGACUGAUUAACCCUUACCCAGCUAACAGUCUGAUUAACCAUUACAAGCCAACUGACUGAUUAACCCUUAGCAAGCCAACUGACUGAUUAACCCUUACCCACCCAGAUGACUAAUUAGCCCUUACCCACCCAACUGUCUGAUUAACCCUUAACAAGCCAAAAGACUGACUAAGCCUUAUCCAGGCAACUGACUGAUUAACCCUUAUCCACCCAGCUGUAGGAUUAACCCUUACCAAGCCAACUGUCUGAUUCACCCUCACCCAGCAAACUGAGUAAACCUUUCAACCUAACUGACUACUUCCUCCUAACAUGCUGGCGUAUUAACCUUUACCUGUUCAACAGGACAGCUCCCAUUUAGCCACCUGAAUGGUGACAUUAACUUUUACUUAUCCAAUAUAAUUCACAAUCUGAUUUCUCUACUUGUUUAUUAGAGCAAUGUCUCAUUAACCUUUAGACUAGCAUGUUUACUUAUUAACCCUUAAAUAGCCAAGAAUUAAUUUUAACAACCUAACAGUUUUUCGAGUUACUAACCCAUAGCUAUUUAAAUGAGAGUGACGUGCUAACAACUUGUUUAUUGGCAUUUCAGAAAUCUGAAGCACUUCGGCACUUAGGCAAUUCGGUUUGGUUCGGCACUUCAGAAAUUCUGCAAUUCGGCAACUCAUCACUUCGGACAUUCGGAAGCAUCUGAAUGUUCGAAUAGCACAAAAUUCAUCCGAAUGUAUAUUCGUAACGAAACAAAUUGCACAUGUCUACUGUCUACUUCAGAGAUCAUAUAUGGAGAUGGAAGAAACUUGCAGCUGGACAACACUGCAACACUCCACUUAGAAUUUGCUAAAUAUUAGAUACUUGCAAACUAUCUUCUCCGAUGAAACAAAGAUUAAACUGUCUGGAUGAAACCAGUCAUUGUUCAUCACCUACAUAAUUGUAUUCUAACAAUGAAUCAUGUUGGUAGUAUCAUGUUUUUGGGAUUCUUUUCAGUGGCAGGGACUGGGAGACUGGUCAAGGUUAAAAUAGAGCUGAACACAGCAAAAUACAGAGAUAUUCUUAAUGAAAUGCUGGUCCAGAGCGCUUAGGGCCACAGACUGGACUGAAGGCUCACCUUUUAACAGGAUACUGGCCCUAAGCACACAGUCAAGACAACACAAGAGUGGCUUAAGAUCAUAUCUGUAAAUGUUUUUGAGUGACUUAACCAGAGCCCGGACUGUAAUCCAAUCAAACAUCUCAGUCGAUGGGCUGUCCACUGACGGUCCGCAUCCAACUUAAUAGAAACUACCCAAAUCCAGAUGAGCAUCAUACCCAACAAGACUUGAAGCUGUAAUAGCUGCCAGAGCUGCUUCAAUUAAGUGCUGAGUUAAGAUUCUGAAUACUUAUGUCAUUGUGAUAUUAUAGUUUUUUUUCUAAAACAAUAGAAUAAAUACUGCACCAGUCAACGAAAUGACAAUUCGAGAUCAAUCUAAAAAACACAAAUAACAUAACAUGUGUAUAUGUAAUGAUAGACCCUAUAUGUAGAGUAAAACUCACAGGAUUUAGAGCAGUCCCAGGCUCUAUAUAAUAUGCAGGAGGGUGCCUAAAAAGGCUAAAACGAUAUCCUUAAAGGACCACUAUAGUGCCAGGAAAAUAUUCUCGUUUUCCUGGCACUAUAGUGCCCUGAGGGUGCGCCCACCCUCAGGGUCCCCCUCCCGCCCGGCUCUGAAAGGGGGAAAAACUUACCUUUUUCCAGCUCUGGGCGGGGAGCUCUCCUCCUCCUUUCCGCCUCCAAUCUGCCCCGUCGGCUGAAUGCGCACGCGCGGAAAGAGCUGCGCGCGCAUUCAGCCGGUCGCAUAGGAAAGCAUUAUGAAUGCUUUCCUAUGGACGCUUGCGUGCUCUCACUGUGAGCGCCUCUGUGAGCGCCUCUAGCGGCUGUCAAUGAGACAGCCACUAGAGGAUUAGGGGGAAGGCUUAACCCAUUCAUAAACAUAGCAGUUUCUCUGAAACUGCAAUGUUUAUAAAAGAAUGGGUUAACCCUAGCUGGACCUGGCACCCAGACCACUUCAUUAAGCUGAAGUGGUCUGGGUGCCUAGAGUGGUCCUUUAAGGAGAGCAGCACAGGAUACAAAGUGCAGAAUCCAAAAUGUAUUAAACAAAUAAACAAUUAAAACAGGGACAAUAAGCAGUGUAUAAAUAGUAAAAUAUACUAGGCACAAAGCCUAAAUAAAACACCGAUAGCGCCAAUACACCUUGAUUUCUUUGUAUAGGUUUUUUUCUGCCUAAUAUAUUUGCAACUGGGUUAAAACUUAGUUUUUUGCUUUGUCAUUAUGGGUUAUUGAGUGUAAACUGACGAGAAAAAAAAACCAAUUUAAAUAAUUAUCGCAUAUGGCGGCAACAUAACAUUUUGAAAAAAAGUGAAGGUGUUUGAAUAGUUUCUAAAUGUACUUUUAAAAUUUAUUUGAAAUGUUUUUACUCACAUACCAUCCAGUGCUGGAUUGUCUCCCUGCUGCAGCCAUUCCUCUUCUUCUGAGAUCAUCUAGAUCAGGCAUAGGCAACUUUUGGCACUCCAGAUGUUUUGGACUAAACCUCCCAUGAUGCUUUGCCAGAAUUAUGGGUGUAAGAGCAUUAUGGGGGAUGUAGUCCACAACAUCUGGAGUGCCGAAGGUUGCCUAUCCCUGAUCUAGAUGAACUCUGGUCCAAUCUAAAGCUUCUCAUAGAUGCAUUGGGGAACUACUAAGAAUAAGAGAAGCAUUCUAUCAAGAAAACCCACUGCAAAACCUGGGCCUACCUCACUUUUCCUUAUACAGAUGCUUCCCACUGGAGUUGUUCCCCGAAUGUCCAGGCCUGCCCUGUCCUUCUGCAGCAAAGCAACUACAGUCCGAAGCCAACAUGGAGAGAUGGUCUCACAAACCCCAGGAGGCAUCUCACAAAGAUACCCAAGAUGGCGGCCGAGCUCAACAAAGACACCAGCUCUACCUGCUCUGAAUUGAACCUAGAGGGACCAGAGGCACCUAAACUACCACACUCACCUAACUUGUUACUGGCUGACAAGGAUGAUUUGGCACCAGCAACCAAAUGUGACAUUCACAACCUGCUUCAGGAAAUGAGAUGUCAAUCCUGUUCAGACAGAUCUGCAGGCAGUAACAGCACAAGUCCAGGCCUUGGAGGAAGACAAACUUGAUAUGCGACAAGAGAUGAAGAGUAUAGGGAAAGCCCUCAAUCAAAUGCAGACAACCUAAGCCGUGCUCCAAAUGCAAAUGGACACCAUGGAAGACAGAAGCAGGCAGACUAACUUCAAAAUUCAGGAAAGCCGGAUGAGAUCGUUCCGACAGAGUUACCACAUUAUUUGAGGAGACUCACCACUAAACUCCUUCUGAAUGUCCAAGCCAAAAUUAUGGAAUUUGAUGGUCACUUUCGGAUCAUCAAAUCCGGACAGGCACCCUCUACUGCGCCAUGAGAUGUGAUCCUUAGGUGCCACUGUCUGAUGGACAAACAUUGCCUUAUGGCAGCUGUGAGAGGUAAGACUCCAUUAGAAUUUGAGUCCUUCCAACUCACUUUCUAUCAAGAUAUAACCAGAAGCAAAUUACAAUGGAGGAAGUCACUGAACCCGAUCACCUGCCAACUGGGGGAUGCUAGCAUUGAAGACAGGUGGAUAGCAGGGCCAUAGCAGUUGUCCACAAUGACGGCGUCCGGAAACUCACCUCCCUCUCUGAGGCUCCAUCAUUUCUUCAAUCACUAGGUCUCCUGUUGCAGCCUACAACCACGGAAAACCUUUCUACUUCCCACACCUGUCCUGUUUAUUCCCUAAGUCAGAACACGGAAAGCAGCAGUGACCUAAACAACCUACCAGCACUAGACAUUAGUUUGCCCUUAAAGUUUAUGAUAUAAUACUUUAUGUUAUUGCUCAUAUUUAGUUAGACUUUUUAGUUUGAUUUAUCACCUCCUGUAAUCCCCUAGAUUAGGGGUUGUAACUUGACUUCAAAAUCGGCAUGUCCAUGCUAUAACGCACAUCCUCCCGUUGGGGACAGAGAAUGUAUCACACCGGCCAAACCCCUAUUACGUCUAUGGUCCUUAAACCUCCAGCCAAAGCACUCACAUCAUGCUUGUAACCCAUGUUUAGCCUCCCUGUGUCCACCUUACCAGAACCUAUUCAUUUGUUUCCCACACUGGAGGAGUGAUGCACUAACAUGUUCCAACAAUUCUGGGCCAGAGCAACCAAAAGAACUUUAUAAAAAUGAAGUUGUUAUGGUGCCAAAAGAUCCCUGGAGGCACUCUUACUUUAAGAGGUUAAACUGUUUGAGAGUUGCCUCCAGCGGCAAUGUCCACUCCUUCCUUGUAGCACCUGGCUUCUGAAUUUUCAGAUUCAAAAAGCGCAGAGUGCAGCUGAGCAGGGGUGCCACUGAUUGGUCAGCUGACGCUCUCAGCCAAUCAGUGACUCCCCAUUCAUUAAGCUGGCUUGAGAAAGGUACAUUUCUUUCACAGCCAGUUUAGUAAAUAGGGAGUCAUUGAUUGACUGAGAGCACCAGCUGACUGCACUCAGCCAAUCAGCGGCACCCCUACCUGGCGGCACUCUGUGCCACAUGAAUUGGAAAAAGUGGUCUUUUAAAUAAAUAUAUAUUUAUAAUUUAGUUGUUUUUUUUUAAAAUUAAAUAAACAUAUAUUUGCCUGCAUCUGCCCCCCCACAAUACAGGCCUGUAACAGUCCCAACACUGUCACAUACUUAACCCAUCACACACACUGCUUCCUUUCACACACACACACACACACACACUGCACAACUCACACACACAGUGCAUCCCUCACACAUAUACACAUAUUGUACCCCUCACAUACACAUUGCACCCCUCACAUACUGCAUCCCUACACACUACAUUACAGACACACAAGACAUCCCUUAUACACACUACAGCACUUACACACUACAUUACAGACACACACACACUACAUCCCUUAUACACACUCUGAAUCCCCUACACCCACAAUAGAUACCUUAUAGAAACACACUGCACCACCUACACGCACUCUACAUUCCUAACAUACACACUCUGGAUCCCCUAUGCACACACUAAGUCCCCUGUACGCAAACACACAAACUAUAUUCCCAAAACAUACACUCUCUACAGCUCCUACACAUACGACUUCAACUACACACACAUUCAGUACAGCCAGUAUGCACACACUCAAUACAUCCCCUAUACACAUUGCUUCCUUUACACUCUCUCAUUCUCUUCAGUCCCUAGUAACAUAUAUUACACCACAAAAACAACACAACGGAAAGCAAACUUUUUACACAAAACACAACACCACAAUCAUCACACUCUAAACACAUGAAAUUCCACAAGCAGCCUCUAAACACUUGCACAGUAUGCUUUCCUGGGCCUUUUGUCCUAUAGUAUACCACUUAUGGAGACACCAGAGACAAAUCACAAGCACACACAGCGUGUGAUUAAAUUUGCUUCUGUUGUGCAGAACAAAUACAGGGCCUUUAUCUCAUGCAAGAGCUCAUCAAUGGGGCUCUGCGCAUGGGCUGCCCUGGAAGAGUAUUGACUUCACUUUGAGAAGGGGCAUGCUUGUCAUUGGUGAUGAGAAAACACCCCCUCUCUAGCCCCGCUCCCUUCUCGCUGGGCCGCUGUCAUUAAAAAUGCCCAGGCCAAUUUCUUUUCCCAGCCCGGACCUGGUCAGACAGAGGUUGUCCCUUGUUUUGCCAACGAUGCCAGAUACCAUAACCACGUUCCCUUACUGCUUUAUGUACAAAGCACAAUUCUAAAGGUAAAGCAGCCUGUGCAGGAUUACAUUGUGUUACAGUAAAUAAGUCAGGAACAAUGGUUGAUGAUUUACCCCCUGCAGUGUAAGCACACCCUCUGUACAUAACUAGGAAGUCAGAGUGGGGUCUGUUAAUUGCUUUCAUUGUUCCCCCCUCCCCUUCUGGAAUGACCUGUACCUGAUGUCUUUUGUUAAUUAGUGUUUGAGAUUUUUUUUAACAUUACCUGCGGUUUAUUGUACCUGUAAUUGAAUUACCUGUUUUAAAUUAGGCUCACUAUUGUUUGAGAUUUAACUUAGUAUAAUUGAUUUAAUUUUUCCCCUGGGCCAGUGGCAGAACUACCGCCAGCUCAGGUGGCCCGUCGGGUCGCCCAUGCACUUAGGGCAACCCAAUGAGCAUUCUUUAUUUUUUGCUAAACUGGGGCCCGGUUGGGUGCCCUUUAAGACCGCGACCGGUCCCCUUUGAUACCUACUGGUUGGGAGGAAGGGACAGCAGAUCACUUCCUCCCAGCUUCUUACUGAAAGACUGCUUGGGAAGAAAGCGAGGAGGUGGCGGAGGAGGAGGCACAGGCAGCAUUGGAGGAGACAGACAGGAGCUAUCUAGACAACUACACCCGCUCCCCUCAGCCAGCAGAAGCAAGACUCCAAACAAGCCAAGAUAUGUUAACAGUUGGGUGGCUGCAAAUGUAAAAAUUAACAUUUAUGUGUUUAUGUCAGAUUGUGUGUGUGUAUCUAUGUCACUGUGUGUGUGUAUCUGUGUCACAGUGUGUGUGUGCAUCUAUGUCUCAGUGUGUGUCUGAGUGUGUGUGUGUGUGUGUGUAUCUGUGUCACGGUGUUUGUCUGUGCGCCAAGGUAUAUUUCAAUGUGUGUAUAUGUGUCAGAUUGUGUGCAUGUGUCAGUGUAUUUCUUUGUGUAUGUGUUUAUAUGUGUGUCAGUGUGUUUAUAUGUGUAUCUGUGUGUUAAUGUGUAUGUAUAUCUGAGUAAGUAUGUUCAUUGUGUGUAUCAGGUUGUGCAUCUGUGCAUGUGUGUGUGCAUCUGUGUGUCAGGCUGUAUGUGUGUGUCAGUGUGAGUGUAUCUGUGUAUUUGGGUGUUUGUGUAUAUGUCAGUGUGUAUCUGUGUGCCAGGGUAUGUGCAUGUGUCAAGGUGUGUGUACAGUAUGUGUAAGUAUGUAUAUGAAUUUGUGUGUAUGUGUCAGUGUGUAUGUGUCAGUGUGUUUAUAUGUAUGUAUCUGUGUGUUAAUGUGUAUGUAUAUCUGUGUAAGUGUGUAUGUAUGUGGCAGUGUAUGUGUAUGUUCAUAUAUCCAAGCAAUUAAACACUAACACAACAUGCAAACACAGUCCAGCAAUCUAACACAAAGAUUACAUACAAACACACCCCUUAACCUCAAAAAUUAUAAACAAACACACUCCGUCACAUACUACAAACAAAUGUACAACCACAUUUAAAAGUCAACAUUACAUCCAAACACACCCCUGCAAUUUAUGCAAAGAUUACAUACAAACACACACCUGUAUUAAGACACUUAAGUUAUGUUCAAGCACCCCUUCAAUUAAACACCAACACUAUUCACAAAAGCACACUUUCAUUUAAAAGCCAACACUACAUACAAAUACACCCCUGCAUUCAAACGCAAACACAACACACAAGUAUACCACUGCAUUCCAAUUACAGCAGUACAUACAAAUACAGGGAGUGCAGAAUUAUUAGGCAAAUUAGUAUUUUGACCACAUCAUCCUCUUUAUGCAUGUUGUCUUACUCCAAGCUGUAUAGGCUCGAAAGCCUACUACCAAUUAAGCAUAUUAGGUGAUGUGCAUCUCUGUAAUGAGAAGGGGUGUGGUCUAAUGACAUCAACACUCUAUAUCAGGUGUGCAUAAUUAUUAGGCAACUUCCUUUCCUUUGGCAAAAUGGGUCAAAAGAAGGACUUGACAGGCUCAGAAAAGUCAAAAAUAGUGAGAUAUCUUGCAGAGGGAUGCAGCACUCUUAAAAUUGCAAAGCUUCUGAAGCGUGAUCAUCGAACAAUCAAGCGUUUCAUUCAAAAUAGUCAACAGGGUCGCAAGAAGCGUGUGGAAAAACCAAGGCGCAAAAUAACUGCCCAUGAACUGAGAAAAGUCAAGCGUGCAGCUGCCACGAUGCCACUUGCCACCAGUUUGGCCAUAUUUCAGAACUGCAACAUCACUGGAGUGCCCAAAAGCACAAGGUGUGCAAUACUCAGAGACAUGGCCAAGGUAAGAAAGGCUGAAAGACGACCACCACUGAACAAGACACACAAGCUGAAACGUCAAGACUGGGCCAAGAAAUAUCUCAAGACUGAUUUUUCUAAGGUUUUAUGGACUGAUGAAAUGAGAGUGAGUCUUGAUGGGCCAGAUGGAUGGGCCCGUGGCUGGAUUGGUAAAGGGCAGAGAGCUCCAGUCCGACUCAGACGCCAGCAAGGUGGAGGUGGAGUACUGGUUUGGGCUGGUAUCAUCAAAGAUGAGCUUGUGGGGCCUUUUCGGGUUGAGGAUGGAGUCAAGCUCAACUCCCAGUCCUACUGCCAGUUCCUGGAAGACACCUUCUUCAAGCAGUGGUACAGGAAGAAGUCUGCAUCCUUCAAGAAAAACAUGAUUUUCAUGCAGGACAAUGCUCCAUCACACGCGUCCAAGUACUCCACAGCGUGGCUGGCAAGAAAGGGUAUAAAAGAAGAAAAUCUAAUGACAUGGCCUCCUUGUUCACCUGAUCUGAACCCCAUUGAGAACCUGUGGUCCAUCAUCAAAUGUGAGAUUUACAAGGAGGGAAAACAGUACACCUCUCUGAACAGUGUCUGGGAGGCUGUGGUUGCUGCUGCACGCAAUGUUGAUGGUGAACAGAUCAAAACAAUGACAGAAUCCAUGGAUGGCAGGCUUUUGAGUGUCCUUGCAAAGAAAGGUGGCUAUAUUGGUCACUGAUUUGUUUUUGUUUUGUUUUUGAAUGUCAGAAAUGUAUAUUUGUGAAUGUUGAGAUGUUAUAUUGGUUUCACUGGUAAUAAUAAAUAAUUGAAAUGGGUAUAUAUUUGUUUUUUGUUAAGUUGCCUAAUAAUUAUGCACAGUAAUAGUCACCUGCACACACAGAUAUCCCCCUAACAUAGCUAUAACUAAAAACAAACUAAAAACUACUUCCAAAAAUAUUCAGCUUUGAUAUUAAUGAGUUUUUUGGGUUCAUUGAGAACAUGGUUGUUGUUCAAUAAUAAAAUUAAUCCUCAAAAAUACAACUUGCCUAAUAAUUCUGCACUCCCUGUACACCCCUACAUGCACACAUAUACUCUGUACAAAAAUAAGCUUACAUUCAAAUGCACAAACACUGCUACAAAUACAAUCCUGCAAGGAUGGGCAAAUUGUAGAUCCCCAGCUGGUAUAGCUUAUUUGGAGUUGCACGACAGAUGGGGAUCUACCUUUUGGCCACACUUGCACUAUAGGGGGGCCCAAAUAAAUGUCUUGCACUAGUGCCCUCUCGACAUUAGUUCUGCCACUGCCCUGGGCCUCUUGAGUCCCUGAUAGGUAACUGUUGUUUAUGUGUUAUUUGGAGAACUGCUAUAUAUUCUGUCUAUGAACCAGAAUAAAGUGUGUUUGUGAUUUACCAAGAAGGAACUUGUGUGUCUCUUAAAGUAUCCAGGUAUGUCAUCCACUUUAGAGUAGUUACUCAUAAACAAUUGCCCAUGGACUAGAUAGAUAGAAUAUCCUAUAUUACCUGGAGCUAUCAGUGCAGUAUUCCCUGCAUUGCUGGUGGAUACACAAAUCAAAGUACUGGGUAUAGUGCAGGUUAGUGAAAGAAGCCCAUGGACGACAACGCUAGGCUGACAGAUAUUCUUCUGGCUGGCCCCCAACCUACAAGACCAUGCAGAGAGCAUUUCUGAAGCACUCUCUCCAUGGCCCUUGUGCUCCCCGCACAGUUAGAGUUGUAUAAUGUUGUGCUUGUACCGUACUACCCAAGGACAGCUCCCUGAUGUCCCUGAAUGCAGGGAACUAAAUCGGGAUGGCGGGACAAGACCUUGAAAUCUGGAUUGUCCUGCUGAAAGCUAACAGUUGGGAGGCCUGCGCCCCCCUAUUUUUUUUAUCAGGCAGUUUUGUAAACAGUUUGAAAAAGUGGAGAUCUCUCCUACAAUUUGGCCAACGUGAAAGUACACUUCUACGUUUUUCUUUACAACUAUGGGCAGCAGUGAUAGCAGUGUGUGUGUGUGUGUGUGUUUUGGGGAGGUGUUAAUGAACCUAGUUAUAUAAUUUCCACUACAUUUUGACAGGCUUAUGUGUAACUGAAAGUCAGGUCCUGGCUGAGGGCACCUGGAGAGCCUCACCUCUCGUCAAACAAUUAUAAAUUGGUUUGACACAAACCUGAGAGAGCCACGGAUUCUUUGCACCAUGAAAACUGUGGGACCAUUGCAGCAAAUUAAUGCUGAACAGGACCACACUUUGGGUGGGGCAGCUUGGAUCCAGCACUUGUGAAUAUGAAUGUGAGAGACUAUGUAACUUGAAGGAUGGACAAUACUUGGGUGAGGGGCAAGUGCAGCAUGUAAGUAGGAGGAGAGGGAGGGAUUUCAGCUUAUCUAAGUUAGUGUGAGUAUUAGUGUGUCACCUUAUGGAUGUGGGCUAAUUUGUGUCUGUAUUAGUGUAAGUCUGUGUAUGAGUGUCAGUGUGUAUGUGAGCUAGUGUGUGUCUAUGUAUAUGUCACGGUAAUGAAUAUCCCAUCAUGCAGUAGUAGAACCCAUACUAUCCUAGAAUACAGAAAGGAUAGAGGCGUGUUACUGAUUCUUAGAGUAGCUGAACGGAAAGCACCCUAGAGAGUUAAUAGCAAAGGAAUAACCAGAGACAAGCCAAGGUCGAGGGAUCCCAGAAGACGGUCAGAAUGAUAAGUGAAGCUGGGCCAGAGAUGCCAGAAAUCAGAAUAGCCAGAAAUAAGUUACAUUAAAAGUCAAAAAAGCCAAAACACUAUAAAUACACCAUCGGAACACUAAGGAACCACAACAGUGCCAUGUGCUCCAGGGAUUGUAGGUUUUAUAUAGUGAUUAGGGCUACAAUAGCAUCUUGCAUCAUUCAAUGUGCCCAGAACGUGUGUGUACCCAGUUGCGGAAAUGACGCUGGUCGCACUGUGUCCUUAGCCAGGGUGACCAGAUCCACCAUGUUUACCGGGACACAUAUCAUAUAUACAUAUUUAUGGGCAGCACAUGAACAGGGUAGCCCUGUAGUAUGUAUAAUUCAAAAGAAGGUGUGUUAGAUUAAUCAAUUAGCCAGUGAAGAAUCCUACAGAAUAUGCAUUAUACAUACUGCAGGGCAAUGCUUUUCAUGCAAUUUCAUAAAUAUGACCAAAUGAUAUGUCUUAGUAAACAUGGAGGAUCUGGUCACCCUGCCUUAGACUGAUGCAGGGUAUUGGAGGUUUUAGAGAACAUGAGUGUCCAACCUAUUGCUACUAAAAUGGAGUGUGAGUGAAAAAGUGUAGUCGUCAGCGUGUGUCUAAGAUGGCGUGCUAGCAUGUAGAGUGUGUGUAUGCAUGUCUGUAUAUAUCUAUGUAUUGUAUAUCCAUGUGUGUCUGUGUUUAUGCCUGUAAAAGUGUUAAAAUGUUUCUAUGCGUGUCUUUAUUCUAAAUGUCUGAUGAUAUUGCUAAGUAGGUCAGGGUGUGUAACAAGUUGUGUAUGUGUUUUAAUGACCUAUGAAUGAGUGUAUGUGGCUAAUUAGUUGCAUGGGCAUGGGUAAAACUGUAUGUAGUUUUAUAACAUGUUUAUAAGUGCAUGUGUGGUUAAUUAUAUAUGUGUGGGAGGUGAGACCCAGCUUAUUUCUAUUUACUAAAGUGAGAAUUAUUGGGAAUUCAAAGUGAAAUUAAAAUGAAUUUCAAAUUUAUAGGAACACCCCACUGUCCAAAUACAACAUGAAUUUUAAAAAAAUCACUGUUUAAUAGAUACACCUCCAAUGAAAAUAUGCCUGCAUUCAAUUAUGCAUUUUCCAUUGGGAUAUUUACAGGUGAUACUCGAAAAAUUAGAAUAUCGUGCAAAAGUUAAUUUAUUUCAGAAAUGCAACGUAAAAGGGGAAACCAAUAUAUGAGAUAGAUGCAUUACAUGCAAAGCAAGAUAGUUCAAGCCGUGAUUUGUCAUAAGUGCGAUGAUUAUGGUUUACAGCUCAUGAAAAACCCAAAUCCACAAUAUCAGUAAAUUAGAAUAUUACAUGCAGUAAAACAAGGAGUGUACAUAGAACAAUAUUGGACCUCUGAAAAGUAUAAGCAUGCAUAUGGACUCAGUACUUGAUUUGGGCCCCUUUUGCAGCAAUUACUGCCUCAAUGCGGUGUGGCAUGGAAGCUAUCCGCCUGUGGCACUGCUGAGGUGUUAUGGAAGACCAGGAUGCUUCAAUAGCGACCAUCAGCUCUUCUGCAUUGUUCGGUCUCAUGUCUCUCAUCUUUCUCUUGGCAAUGCCCCAUAGAUUCUCUAUGGGGUUCAGGUCAGGCGAGUUUGCUGGCCAAUCAAGCACAGUAAUCCCACGGUCAUUGAACCAGGCUUUGGUGCUUUUGGCAGUGUGGGCAGGUGCCAAGUCCUGCUGGAAAAUGAAGUCAGCAUCCCCAUAAAGCUUGUCUGCGGAAGGAAGCAUGAAGUGCUCCAAAAUCUCCUGGUAGACGGCUGCAUUGACCCUGGACUUAAUGAAGCACAGUGGACUAACACCAGCAGACAUGACAUGGCUCCCCAAAUCAACACAGACUGUGGAAACUUCACACUGGAAUUCAAGCAUCUUGCUGCGUGUGCCUCUCCAUUCUUCCUCCAGACUCUGGGUCCUUGGUUUCCAAAUGAGAUGCAAAAGUUGAUCUCAUCAGAAAAGAGGACUUUGGACCACUGAGAAACAGACCAGGUCUGUUUUUCUUUAGCUCAGGUAAGAUGUUUCUGACGUUGUUUGUAGUUCAGGAGCGGCUUCACAAGAGGAAUACGACAUGUGAAGCCCAUGUCCAGGAUCCGUCUGUGUGUGGGGGCUCUUGAUGCACUGACUCCAGCCUCAGUCCACUCCUUGUGAAAGUCCCCAACACAUUUGAAUGGCCUUUUCCUGACAAUCCUCUCAAGGCUGCGGUCAUCCCUGCUGCUUGUGCACCUUUUUCUUCCACACUUUUCCCUUCCACAUAACUUUCUAUUAAUGUGCUUUGAUACAGCACUUUGGGAACAUCCAACUUCCUUCGCAAUUACCUUUUGAGGCUUUCCCUCCUUAUGGAGAGUGUCAAUGUUGGUUUUCUGCACAACUGUCAGGUCAGCAGUCUUCCCCAUGAUUGUGAUUCCUACUAUUCAACCAGACUGAGAGACCAUUUAAAGGCUCAGAAACAUUUUGCUGGUGUUAUGGCUUACGUAGCUGAUAAGAGUGGGACACUGUGAGACUAGAAUAUUGCUCCUUUUCACAAUAUUCUAAUUUACUGAGAUUGUGGAUUUGGGGUUUUCAUGAGCUGUAAGUCAUAAUCAUCGCACUUAUGACAAAUCACGGCUUGAACUAUCUUGCUUUGCUUGUAAUGCAUCUAUCUCAUAUAUUGGUUUCCCCUUUUACGUUGCAUUACUGAAAUAAAUGAACUUUUGCACGAUAUUCUAAUUUUUCGAGUAUCACCUGUAAAAACAGGUUGUAAAAGCUGCAGAUCUCUUGUCUGAAGCCUUUGCAAGAACAGCGCUCUGCUACACCAGUCACUGUAUGUAGUGUGAAUGAGCAUGACAGUAAUUGCUCACUGACAGAGCACUUCCUGUCAGACCAGGUACCAUGGUCUGCUUGGCUAUGGAGUCAGCAGGUACAAAGAUCCCAGGGCAAUUUUUGCAUCAGGCCUUGUGGUUUUGUAGUUAUGCCUCUGGUUUUGCUCCUGUGAACUAAACAACCAAGAAGUGAUUGAGCCAGUUGUCUGCAAGGCUAAUUUAAUAAAUAGGUCCUGUCUACUGGCCAUGGGUGGUGGAAAGUAAUCUGCACUUAUGCCCUCACAUGCCACAUGAAAUACCUCCCUUAUACUAAUUUGGGGGAUAUUAUUGACCCCCAUGGUUUUUUAUUCAUUUAAUUAUUUAACUUUAAUAAGUCAAGCAGGAAGCCUGAGGAAGUCAGCAAUGACAAAACUCAUAGGGUGAGGAGUAUCAUGAGUAUCAACUCUACUUGAUCCGGUGACAUUUUGUGUUUUGCUGUCAAAUAUUUUACAUGAGUUAUGUGCAAAAAAUUGGCAUUUCAUUCAUGUAUUUUAGCGUCCUACGAUAUUGAAUGCUUAUUUGUUUACAGCCAAUGCACUCACUGAUUUCUAAGGAAGAUUUGAGUCUGAAGAGCUUACAAGGGGAAUUUGCUGCUAUUUGAGUGGCCUUACAGCCAUUUACAUUGUGAGCAAACUGAAUCCCACAUUUACCUAUAUCACCUAUUAUUAUUUAUUUUAUUAUUAUAUAUACAGUAUAGUGCCAGCAAAUUCCGUAGCGCUGCACAACGGGUAUUUUUAAAGGCUGUGUUUACACGAGAAUGCCUGCAGGGACUGACAUUAAGCUGUAGUUGUUCUGGUGGUGACUAUAGUGUCCUAUACUGAUUUUUGUCAAUCCAACCAAAUCCAGUAUUUAUUGAAUAACCCCAUGUCAGUUCCCCUGUCACUACAAUUCUAGAUUUAGAACUGCAGGAGCUGUUGUUGUAGUUCUCGCGGGAGCCGGAAGGGGUCGCUGUCUCCUAUCCUCCAUCCCUUCCCAUACUCCUUUCUCGUUGAUUGACAGCUGAGCGAGGGGGAGGGGCUAGAGAGGGGAAAAAAAAUACACAGAGGAGAAAGACGGAGGAGAAAGGCGAAGAGUCGGAGAGCCCUGUCGCCUUUAAUCCGUCGCCAUCCUGCGCACCGACCGCCCAUCCCGACCCCGGCAUUAUCCACAAGUUACCGCAAAAGAGCCCUCCACAAGACCAGGUCGGUAGUUGUAGCGGGGCGGCGCUCUGGGUCAUUAUAUCCCGGGAAGAGGCGGGGGAGCUGGGGCUGGGUUAGGCCCAGGCCGCAGCUUUGUUCGGUCAGGCCCAGCAGCCAUCUUCGGUGGGGUCUGUGCAGGAGGACACUACCCGGGGGGCGUCCUUGGGGUCUCCCUGCCUCCCUCCAUGAGCCCCAGAAGGGAUUGGGUAUCACCGUGAGGCCUUCUCCAUCCCCCUCCAUAGGCCUGAUCAUCAGGGCAGGGGCCAGUGAUGGAGGAUGGGAGCACCCCAUCCCCCUAUAUCCCAGUAUCUUGCUGUAAACAGGGGGUGACAAUAACAGGCUGGGGGGGGCUUUGUGAUGGUGUAUUGGGGGGUGGGGGCACCUUGGCCUGUGUGGGUGCUUCUCAUAACCUCCUCAUUUAGUAAAUACCUACAAUUCAUCAUUAAUAUCCAGUAAGGUGUACACAGAGCUAGGGUAUUAAAUUAGAACAGUAGGUUUUCUUUGGGGGAAAAAAAAGCAUUUCAUUACAUUUUGUGUAUGUGGCUUAUUGCAUUUUGAUAUUAAAUAAAAACAUGGUGGUUUGGUGAAAAUUGGCGUGUGUAUGUAUGUAUGUGUGUGUGUAUAUAUAUAUAUAUAUAUAUAUCUUAAAAUGGAUUCCUAAUGAAUAUAGUCCUUUUAUAAAUGUGUCACAUUCUGUUUUGCUACAUUCUAACAACAUGGAGGCUGAAAUCAGUGUGUGUGUGUAUACCUCAUCUGUGUUUUUUUUUUAGAAUUCAUUAAUGCAGUCAUUUAUGUACAUAGACAAAAGGGAAAUGGUAUGGAGAGAAACCUAUUCCACCCCCAUUCUUCAUGAGCUUGUUUUGUGAAUGCAGUUAUUGCUCUAAUAUUACAGCUCCACCAUUUCAUACUUGAGUAUGCACAGGAUGAUUGUGUUCUACUGCCUCAUUACUAUUACGGUGUAUUUCUAAGGAACGCACUGUUCUCCCAAAACGUGUGUGUUUGGAUGGGAAACUGGUGCAUAAAUAAAUCACUGCUGACUAAUGUUUUGAAGACGCCUCUAGGAGAGAAAGGGUUAGUGUCGUAUUUACAAUGUCUUUUGUACUUCCAGUAUGUUAACUGCCCACACAACUUCCGAUGUGUGUGUAAACGGAGUUUCUCGUGUGGAUGUUUUUAAUAGUGUAGUGUUUCAAAAUAGGCAUGUGCAGACAUUUAAAUCUGCUAUUCCCAUUUCCAUCUUGUACAGUCCUAUAGCAAAAUGAUUUUUUUGUGGCCUAUGAUUAUAUGUACUGGUCUCUUGUCAUUUACCAUUAUUUCUAAGUUACUAAAUUCAGUAAGCGUCACAUCUUUGAAGGCUUAAGAAUUCUUUUUAAGAUACCUAGAACUACAUGUAUCAUUUUGGUUUUAUUGAAAGUCUGUCGAUCUUGAGUAAGCAUGACGUAUGUGUCCUUUUGGUACUUUAUGUAUUGCAAAUGAGUGCAUUUGUUAUUGGAUGAACAUUGUAGGGGUUGGAAGUAAAAUGUUAGACUAAUUUGAAUUGCAGCCUUAGUAUGAUGAAAUAAUUUACUUUGCUAGUCAGAGCAGGAAAUCCUGUCGGAUUUCUCCAAAUAAAUAUUUGAUAUCCGCUGUAGAAGAACCAAAGUUCUGCACCACCUUGUGUUUGACUGGACAACGAUUUAUCAAAAACAGCGAUUCUUAACCUCUUUAGUAAGGGCCCAAACUUUGUAAAUGUAAUUUACCUAUUGACCCAUUCUUUAAUUUCAAAACUACCUCGUUGACCCAUUAUUAUUCAAAUGUUAUGUAAUGUAUACAAGAUGCAGAAACCAUACUUGCUUAAUCUUGGUGAAGUGGAUAUGGUUCUCUAAUACUGUCUCUGCUGUUAAUUCGGGAGGGGGUGUGUGUGUGUCCGUGUCCCCCUCUCUCCCCCUUAAUUCUGUCAGUAAGAAACCAGAUAUUGCCCUUCCUAUCGCUCAUACCAAUACGUUGGCUGUGUUGACACGCAUAGUAAGCUCAUAUAGAUGGAUGUGCAGGCACUCCUGCACCCCGGCACUAAUCAUCACUGACUUCCAUAGCCUGUCCCAAUGGAGGAGACUGUGAGUCUUGUUGUGACCAAAGCUGUGCUUGUCUAUAAGAUUGAUUGGUAUCCACGGUAACAGCACAUGAUCCCUAUGUCCGAAUUGCUUCUCUCCUUUUUUUUUUUUUUCUCUUUUCUUUUUUUUUUUUUUUGGCAUAGGUCAAGUUAAUGGGACAAAUAAUUAUUCAUAGAAUAUCACUUCAAUUCCAUGAAGAACCUUUUUUUUUAUUAUGCACUUCAGAGUGUCAAAGUCCUAGAGAAAGCAGUGCCACCAAAGCAGCAUAUUUUAUUGUGGCCAGCUACCUGUAAACUGAUUAAUAUGACGUGCUUGUUCUGACAAUGGAAUGCCCUUUAAAACAAUGAUCGUAACUAACUGGUUAGAGGCACCAUAAACAUCACAGCCGUUAAGAUAGUUUUGGUUCUUGCAGAUUUGCUACAUCACCAGUUCUGCCUUAAACCAUCUUCAAGUGGUUUGGCACAAGCGGAGGGUAUCCUCGGUGUCCGGCUCAACCAAUAUUUAUUUCUGCAUUGACCAUGUCGUUUUUGUCUAUUUGGACAGCCUAAAUUAGCUGACUUUGUCAUCCACAACAGAUCGUUGGUUGGUGUUAAACCACUCAGUUUGACACAGAACCCGUGAACAGUGACUAACCUGCUAGCACCAUCACAGCUAUUGAUUGUAGUGGAUAUGGUGCUUCGAAUGGCAAUUUUAAAAGCCACUGAACUAAAACAAUCAAUUUUGGGUGAGAUGUGUAGAUCUAAAUGUUUUUCCCUAAACAUUUAGGCCCAAAACUGCAAUAUUGAAAACUUUCUCCAACUCUAUAAUGUUCCCAAGUCGGUUUUAUUUAUUUAUUUAUUUAUUUAUUUAUUUUUUACUUUAAAGUGGAACAGUCCCCCCCACCUGUCCCUCCUCCCCCCCACAAAAAAAUAUAAUUUAUAUAGUGCCAACAGAUUCCAUAGCGCUUUACAAUAUUACGUGAGGGAGGAUUUAACUAUAAAUAGGACAAUUACAAGAAAACUUACAGGAACAAUAGUUUGAAGAGGGCCCUGCUCAAACGAGCUUACAGUCUAUAGGUGGUGGGGUGUAAAACACAUUAGGACAGGAAAUGGCAAUCUAAAGGUUGGGAGUGAAGCAGAGCUGGAGGAGAGAGUAAAGUGCUGCCUUUUAGAAGAGAGCAAGAGACAGGUAUUUAAGGUACCCCUUAAAGUGGAGAUUACACCAUUGAAUAAAUCACCUAUAAUUCGUGUUCAUUUUUAUUUUUUCCAUAUGGUUUUAAGUUUUAUUUUUUUCAUUAUUUUUGCAGUGCGGCUUAGUACAGACAAGCAUUUAUAUGGAAAAUGUAGUAGAGUAAAACAAAAUAAGGUAGACAAGGCAUAAGCUAAAACAUUCAGACUGUGGAUUGACGUCCUGACAUGUUGAUUUCAAGCAGAAAUGAUGAAACAAGCUAGGCUCACAUGUCUUGGCAAAAAAUAUCGGUUAAGCUAGUAGACUAUUUAUCUAUAAACGUAGUAGCAUAAUAGCAGCGUUAAACCAAAUAAAAUGAUUUGUCGUUUGUGUGCCUCUGGGUUUACAUUCGCCUAGGUCAGAGUCCCUGUCAGAGACUUAUUUCCGUUGUCAGCCAGCUCUCAAAAUUAGUCAGCCUAUACCCUGGCUGGGCACCCAUCUUCCACGUGUGUAUUGUCCACUGUAGUGAGCCACGCAGCGGUUCAGAGGCGAAGCACUCCCCUGGCCUGUUUCAGAGCCUGCACCAUGUUGCCACAAGCUUGGAGUCUCCCUGAGACCAAAUUCUUCUUGUUCGGGAAAUUGCAGAAAGCUUUACCCUGCUUGAGUAGGUGUCAGCAUUUUGUUCUCCUCCACAUGUGUGAUCGGUGCGUUGGGAGUAUUCCACCGGACGAGCCCUAAGUAAAGCAUAGAGUAGGAUGUUCUGCUACUCUUGAGGUCGGUUUGCCAUUGGGGAGGUCUCUCGGGCUUCAUCCCGCCACGUGUCUGCUCUCUCAUCCUUGAUAAUUUUGCGGGGGGCGGGAAGCUUCAUCCGUUUCAUUAAGCUAGCCCAAAAGCAGUUAAAGGUUGCUUCCAGUCGUUUUUCAACGUGGUUGGCAUGAUGCAGCACCAGGUCCUGUGUCGCAGGUGCGUCCGCUAUCUUGUUAGACACCACUCGGCACACUUUUUUUUUUUCCUGGACUCAAUCUGUCGGUGGGUCGUUUAAUAGAUGAGAGGCCGUCCGCGUCUCCCGCCUGGUUGCAGGCUGCAGGAAGCCCUCCUCUCCAAGAGUACUCUGUCAUCGGAUUUUCAAACCAACAUGUUGCACUUUCACUCCCAGGUCGAGGUAAGCCCGUGGCAAAAGGAAUUAAGUGAUUUGACUGUUUUGGCUUUUCCCUGCCUAACUUCUGCCGUUUUUCUCACUGAAAAAUCCAUUUCAGAAAGGUCCUCCAUAUUUAGAAUGGCAAAACUUUUUUUCUUUUGGAGAAAGUGAUGAAGAUUGAUAAAGUUGUUGCAUCACCAAAAGAGAUGUUGGCUGGAGCAGCAACAGAAUUAUAACAAAAAUCUCAGAUUGGAGACACCGUGUUCUAGCAUGGAUGUGUGGAUUUCUAUUUUUUUUUAUUUAUUUUUUUUCAGACUCCACUAAAACCUAUAUAUCCUUCAAUUUGGAGAUUAUGUAAACUGGAUAUAAAAAAAAAAAAAAAAUAGAUGUUAAAGCUUAACUUGACUGUGUAGUGAAAGAACCUUUUAAAGGAUCACUAUAGGGUCAGGAACACAAACAUGUAUUCCUGACCCUAUAGUGUUAACACCACCAUCUAGCCCCCCUGUACCCCUCAUGCCUCCAUAAAUAUAGCAAAAUCUUACUGUAUUCAAGCCUGAAGCUGUAGCUCUGCAUGCUGUUAGACUCAGAAAAACAAGCAGUCUGCGGACGUCAUCAGAAGUGGUAGCCUGAUCCAAUCACAGUGCUUCCCCAUAGGAUUGGCUGAGACUGACAGAGGCCGAUUAGGAGCAGCAAAAAGCCUGAAGGUAAUGAUUCUACUCACCAGAGCAAAUUCAAUAAGCUGUAGUUCUGGUGACUACAGUGUCCCUUUAAUCUUUGUCUGUUUCAUAGUAUAUGUGGUUGGAAUCAUGUGCUUCUGCACAGGUUUAGAGUCACUCAUGGGGUCGGACAGACUUUCUUAAAUGUGGCCCCUGUUUUUUUACAGAGUUUAUUCCUUCAAUACGUUCGUUGAGGGAUAGAGCAGGGUUUGACAAAUUUUCUUUGAAUCUAGGAGCCAGCUUAAAAAAGUUAGGAGCCAGCUCCUGGGAUAGAGGGAUCUCAAUUUAUCAUUCCUGGCAAAAUGUCAAAUAGUGAGUGGUUGUUCAGCAUUCAAAGAGUCAAUGAAACAUUUCUAAUCUAUGGCCAUUGCUUUGUAAGGAUCUGUUACUGGUUGUCUGCUCAAGCUCUUUUGCAUACAGUAAUCUUUUCUGCUUGGAUUUCUGUAAUUGGCUUCAUUAGUUUAUUUCAAAUUUGCCUCUGUUUUGAGUUCUCUGUGAGGCCAUGCAAAAUCUACUUUCACAGUAAAUAAAUUACACCUUAUAGUGAAAUGGUCACAUUAAAAGGCAAGCUAAUAACACAUUAUAAUAGCCUACUUAAAGUGAACCAGUCAUGGCAGGUUUACUUCAGCAGAUAAAAAGAUCCCAUGGCAGUAAAUAUAUCACUUGUAGUGAACUUGGGGCUUUGAACACCUGUAGUGCUGUAAAGAGAAGUGUUUUUACUUGCUUCUGUUGCACUUCUCGCCCCCAGCAAGCACUUCAAUUACCUUUAGGAGUGUCAACCCCUUAAGGACCAAACUUCUGGAAUAAAAGGGAAUCAUGACAUGUCACAUAUGUCAUGUGUCCUUAAGGGGUUAAAGAAUAAAGAACUGCCACUUUUUGAGAUUUGUUUCAAAUCCCCAGGAUUUACUGCUUGUCCAGAGACCUGGGAAUGGCAUAAUCGGUCAGCCUGAAUCCUCCUCUGGCUUUCAUUAGAACAACUGUAUGAAUUCCAUAAACCUGUACAGUUGUUUAUAACCUACAUUCAGUGUUUAAUUUAAUGUUUGCUUUAAGAGUUCAGUCUUGGUUGUAAUUGUGUCAGCAGACUAAUAGAAUCGGGUAAAUAUUGCCAUCAUUUAUAAUAUGGUGUCAAUGGAGAUAAUUAUGGUGAAUUUUAUGUAAACUGGUUAUUAGUUAAAGGUUUAUUGGCUAAAAAGGAAAACUAUCCUUCUGUGGAAAUGAUUUAAAGAGAUUCUAAAGUGUUAGGAAAGACUAUAUUGGUAUGUCAUAAUACACAAUUUGGGGGACUUUAUUUUACAGACAAUAUGUGGCAAUGAGCAGGGUUUUCAUCUCAACGUCUUGCAAUCGACUAAAAUUUUUAAUCAGAAAAGUGCACCUAUAAAUCGUUGCACAUAAGCAAAAUCAUCUAUGGAAAAUCCUGUGGUCUCAAGGAAUAAAUGCCUCCAUUUUAUACUCUUGUGUAUGCUUCAGGGUGCCAUAGCACUGAGAGAUUCAAGCCACUACAAACUGAAAAAGAUGGCUGUGCCAAGGGAAUAAAACGCCAGUUAAUAGAUCUACCUUUCUCCAAUAAGCCGAAAGUGACACUCUUUAAAGAUAUGCUUGGUUCUGCCUGAUAGUUCGGGCAGGUUGAUGACAUUCUAAAAACUUAUGUGAAUGACCAGGACAUAAAUAAAUGGUGGUGUCAUUAGAUACAAUGUCAACACGUGUAGAUCUUUUCCUGUAGACUUCCUCUUUGCAGUAUUUUUGCAUGGACAGGUUACAAAGCUGCCUUCCCACCCUUACAGUUUGUGUAAGGCUUGCUUGGCUGCUUAUGCAACUGCUGUGCCAGUGGAAUAACUAUGAAGUCCUUGCAUAACGUUAAAUUGACACUAAAGAAUAAUAUGGCCGUUACGUUCAACUAGAAUUUUAUAUACAUGCUCUUUCAGCCCGUGACCUCUUUUAAAUCGUAAAUUUGCCUUGAAGGAACACUCGACCCGUUCUAACAGCCACAGACAUUGUCAAACUGUUUUGGAUUCUGUUAGGUGUCUGUGUCCUUGCAGGACAAUCCAGUUCGCACACAUGAGGUAAGCAGAGCUGUGCAUGGCCGCUCUGAUUGGUUGAGAAUGUCGGGUGAGAGCUUUCUGCCCAUGAGUGUGGUUCUGUAUGGAACUUCUUAGCUCAGUGAUGACCUUCAGAAAAAGCUGAAUGCAGUGUUAGCCCAGGUAAGUUGCUCUAAAACAGACCAAUUACUCUAGGACAGUGCCAAGGCACUCAAUCACCAUAACCACUAGAGAGGACCUUAGUGGAAAUGGUGAUUGUAGUGUUCCUUUUAAAUGGACAAAUGCUCAACACCUUACAUUUAAUCCAGCUUUGGGGUGCUUUAAUCCCUUUGUACACCUAUGCAAUCAUCCAUUCCAUAAGAGUCCAUGAAGAGGUUGACAUAAAUUUUCAUAAAUGAGGGGCCUGAGAUGUAAAGUUAGUGGAGUAUAGGUUCACAGCAGUGUUGCUGCCCUCGAAAUACUAUGUGCUAUUUAUUUUGUAGCUAGUUAACUUAUUUGUAAAUUGUUUGUGAUGGGUACUAUAACUUUUUAUUACAGUUUCUAAAAAUAAAAUUUCCUGGAUAAUAUUUGUCUCAUUGAAGUGCAAUAGUAGUUGUGGUUUUUUUGUUUUUGUUUUUUCCUUGUACCGAUAAAGGGUGGGGGAGGGGGAAGCAUCUGUUUUUUGUAAGUUCUGUGCUGGCUUUCAUCUCGCUGUAUUUACACUGAACAAAAUUAUAAACGCAACACUUCAAAGAUCUAAGACUUUAUCUAUGUACACAAGGCCAUUUCUCUCAAAUAUUGUUCACAAAUCUGUCUAAAUCUGUUAGUGAGCACUUCUCCUUGAUAAUCCAUCCAUCCAUCUCACAGGUGUGGCAUAUCAAGACGCUGAUUAGACAGCAUGACUAUUGCACAGGCUGGUCACAAUAAAAGGCCACUCUAAAAUGUGCAGUUUUACUGGGGUGAGGGGUUCCUGCCCAUACUAUAACGCCACUAGAUCCACAACGUUGACCUCAGCAAACCGCUCACCCACACGACUCCAUACAUGCUGCCAUAUGCCCUCUACAUCGAAAACUGUGAUUCAUCCGUUAAGAGAACACACACUUCAGUGUAAAGAAUACACAAGCAACAUGUACCCUUAAUGGAAGCGAAUUAGGGAUUACAACACACGAAAAGGACUUGGGAAUUGUAAUAGACAACAAACUAUGCACCAAUGUGCAAUGUUAAUCAGCAGUGGCUAAGGCCAGUAAGGUAUUGUCAUGCAUGGAAAAAGGGCAUUCAUUCUUGGGAAGAGAAUAUCAAUUUGCCUCUUUAUAAAUCACAGGCAAGAUCACAUAUUGAAUAUGCUGUGCAAUUUUGGGCACCUGUUCUAAAGAAGGACAUUAUGGCACUAGAAAAAUUGCAGAGACGGGCUACAAAAUGUAAUAAAAGGAAUGGAACAUACCAGCUAUGAAGAAAGGUUAACAAAUUUAAACCUAUUUAGUUUAGAAAAACUUUGCCUGAGAGGGGAUAUGAUAACAUUAUACAAAUAUAUUCAGGGCCAAUACAAACCAUUGUGUGGAAAUCUAUUCACAAACCAGACUUUACAUAGGACACGAGGCCAUGCGUUUAGACUGGAAGAAAGAAGAUUUCGUCUAAGGCAAAGGAAAGGUUUUUUUACUGUAAGAACAAUCAGGAUGUGGAAUUCUCUGCCUGAAGAAGUGGUUUUAUCAGAGUCCAUACAGAUGUUCAAACGGCUACUAGAUGCAUACUUGCAAGAACAGAAUAUUCAAGGAUAUAAUCUUUCAAUGUAGGGUAAUAACUGCUUGAUCCAAGGAUAAAUCUGACUGCCAUUCUGGGGUCAAGAAGGAUUUUUUUUCCUAGCUUGUUGCAAAAUUGUGCUUCAAACUGGGUUUUUUUGCCUUCUUUUGAAUCAACAGCAAAAAACAAAUGUGAGGAAGGCUGAACUUGAUGGACGCAAGUCUCUUUUCAGCUAUAUAACCUUUCCAAAGUGCCAGACUUCAUCAAAUGUGAGCAUUUGCCCACUCAAGUUGGUUAUGACAAAUUGCAGUCAGGUCGAGACCCCGAUGAGGACGACUAGCAUGCAUAUGAGCUUCUCUGAGUCUGUUUCUGACAGUUUGUGCAGAAAUUCUUUGGUUAUGCAAACCGAUUAUUGCAGCAGCUGUUCAGGUGGCUGGUGUCAGGUGAUUUUGGAGGUGAUGCUGGUGUGGUUACAAGUGGUCUGCGGUUGUAAGGCUGGUUGGAUGUACUGCCAAAUUCUAUGAAACGCCUUUUGGAGACGGCUUAUGGUAGAGAAAUGAACAUUCAAUUCACAGGCAACAGCUCUGGUGGACAUUCCUGCAGUGAGCAUGCAAAUUGCACGCUCUCUCAAAACGUGCAACAUCUGUGGCAUUGUGCUGUGUGAUAAAACUGCACAUUUUUAGAGUGGCCUUUUAUUGUAUAUAAAAAAUUUUUUUUUUUUUUAAUAUAUUUUACUAUUUAGGAACAGACUCAAUCAACUGUCAGUCUGUGGCUCCAGCUGACAGAGGAGACCAUCUGGCAUGGAUUGAUACCUGGUGCAAUUCCUGAUACAAGUGGUGAUUUAGCUUUGCUGGUACAAUACUUUUAACAAAGUAAACACAAAGGCCGCAAUACUUUGAAGAAAAUUAUAGUGUAAUACCGUAUAUACUCGAGUGUAAGCAGAGACCCCUAAUUUUACCCCAAAAAACUAGGAAAACUUAUUCUCGAGUGUAAGACUAGGGUGGAAAAUGCAGCAGCUACUGGUAAAUUUCUAAAUAAAAUUAUAUCCCCCCCCCCAAAAUUAUAUUAAUUGAAUAUUUAUUUACAGUGUGUGUAUAAUGAAUGGUGUGUUUGUGUGUAUGUGUAUAUGUAUGUAUGUAUAUGUGUAUAUGUAUAUGUGUGUGUGUGUGUAUAUAUAUAUAUAUAUAUAUAUAUAUAUAUAUAUAUAUAUAUAUAUAUAUAUGUGUAUAUGUGUAUAUAUAUAUCAGUGUGUGUGAUGCAGAGCCUUGGUGGGGGGUGGGCAUUUUUUGUUUGGUUUUUCUUAUUUUAAUAUAUUAUAAUUUUUUUCGUUUCCCCCCCCCCUCCCUUUGUUAGCUGGCCAGGGAUGGGGGCUCUCACUCCCUGGUGGUCCAGUGGAUGGGCUGUGUAGGAGGGGGGCUGUCAGCGAGCUGUAACUUACCUUUCCUGCAGCUCCUGUCAGCUCCCUUCUCUCUCGUCCGGUCAGCUCCCACUGCAAGUCUCGCGAUACGCUCUGACCCCGCGGCUCUCGCGAGACUUGCAGGGGAGCUGACCGGACCGGAGGAGGGAGCUGACAGGAGCUGCAGGAAAGGUAAGUAACCGCUCGCUGCCAGCUCCCAAAAAGCACCAUACAAUAUUUUAAAUCAAUUGAGCAAUCAUUUGAUAACUACUCUGUCAACUUUUAAAGUGUUGUGGAAACUUUAAAUCAAAUAGCCAUUACCGCAAUAAAUGAAGAAAUAAGUACCGUAUAUACUAGAGUAUAAGACGAGUUUUUCAGCACACUUUUUGUGCUGAAAACCCCCCACUCAUCUUAUACUCGAGUGAGUGUCUGUAUUAUGGCAACUUACAUUGCCAUAAUACAGACAAGGACUGCCGGACGUGGACUGUGCAGUGGGGGCCCGCAGCAAGCUGUUACUUACCUUUCCUUCAGCUCCCUGUGUAAAUCUCGCAGUCUGCGUGCCGCAGACGGCCGCGGGAUUCGCGAGAUUUACACAGGGAACUGCUGGAAAAAUUACAGCUUGCUGCCAACCCCCCCCGCCAGGACCGCCAGGCUUAUAAUGGGCACGGCGGUCCUGGUAUGUAUUAUCAGCAAUAUCGGUAUCUUUAUUGGCCGAUACCGAUAUUGCCGAAAAUUCCGAAUAUCGGACGAUAUCGGUAAAACCGAUAAUCGGUCGAUUCCUAACGUGUACGCUUCUUUUUAAAAUACAAAGAAAAUAAACUAGGAUCCUGCAUAGCCAAGCAUACAAGACACACACCAAAUAUAGAGUAAAAGUGACACUUCAAUAAAAAUGUAUUUAAUCUGAAAAAAGCCUUAAAAGAUUAAAAACCAAAUAGAGCAGUAACAUUUCUCAUUUUGUAGCACUGCUAAAGCAAACCUGGACUCUUGGUAUAACGCUUUAAAUUCUUGUAGGGAUUAACCUCCCUCCUCCGGCAGCUUAAUGUCUGCUCCUCCGCCUCGCUCACAUGCUUAUCCGGGUCUUGCUCAUGGUACAUUCUCCCUCUGAACUGGAUGUUCUCAGUUUUGUAAGUGAAUGCAGUGUCCUGCAAGUUCCAUAACUUAUGCCUACACGUUUUUGUCUGAAACAAGACUUCCUCAGGGAUAAAGUUUAGAAAUGAACCUUGUUACACCCCCCUGACUUACAAGUGGACAACAGGUCCUGUUACUUCCUGGUUUAUUUAGCUCAGUGGAGCUGAACUCAAGAGGCGCCAAUUGCCCAGAGCACCGGCUUUUGAAAAGACAUCUCAUUGAGCUGCAUUGGGAAGUCUGUGAUUGGACAGCCACAGAAAGAUUGGGUGGAGUUAGAAGGGGAAGGUUUGCAAAGCAUUGGACAAGAAAUGUGCAGCUUUUGCAGGCUGUAUUUAGAUAUACCACCAAUGGGGAAAAAAUAAUCAUAAAUACAUUGCAUGUUGUCCUACACUUUUAGCGCACAUUGAGUAAUAAGUGGUAACACACAUCAUUGUUCUUUUCUAAUUAAAUGCGUGCAUGUUUUCAUUUAGACUAUAUUUUUACGAAAUUGUGUGUGUGUGGGGUGUUAGGUUAGGUGAGGAUUGUUAGUUCAGUUUAUUAAUUCAGCCACUUUGAUGCCAUUUACCGUAAACUGUCAAUACAUAUGUUUUAUGACAACCCUUGUAUUAAAUAAACCACGUUGUUCUUCGGUGACUGUGCUGUCUGGUUCGUGGAAUCCCAUCUAUUAUCUUUCUGCCAUUUUCCGCCAGCUGUCAUGUUAAGGGCGUAUGGUGGGUUAUAGGUGUGUAGACACCUAGUAGUACAGCUCGUGUGGAGGUUGUCUGAAGAAUGAAUUGGAUGGAUUGUUACUUAUUCUACCCUAAUAUAAAUAUUUUUUAAUUUGGGGAAGAUCAGCCAUGUUGGUCCUGCUAAUCGCUUGAUGAAGGCUGUUAGCUGAAAUGUUCAUCCAUUAAAUCUGCCUGCACUUUAGAUAUGUGCUCAAUUUUUAUUUUUUUUCACUGAAGAAGACUCCAGGGGAAAAUCCCAGACCGAGCAAUACGUUCAGGUGUGAAUUAAAAGGAGUAUGAUUUGGAUGAACAUUUGUUGCACAAGUCUACAUAUGGCUUCAACACAGGCAGCUGUGCAUUCUCCAAUGUGCUACGUCCGUGGCGUAUAUAAAUGCAGCCAUGUUGCCUAGUGCAAGAACUUAAUUUUUUUUUGUAAAUAACUGUAACAGUAUUGCCAGCAUACGUUAUAGUUUAAAUGUAUCAUUAUUUUGAAAGCUGAAAAUGUAAUCUACACCAUUUGUAAGAUCAAAAGUAAUUUUUUGUUUUUUAAGUUGCUUGUUCAAACCUGUAAAUGGGAUACUGUCUGUAUUUUCUUCUUUCCAGGUGGUGGAUUAAUUUAAAAACAGGAAUUGCUCAAAUAUGACUAGUUUCUCCACCCUUGACUCCAGAUAACAGAUGCCAAUAUUUGCUUUCUGUUCAGUAUACAGUAAUACAAUUCACAAUAUCUUGAUACGUUGUUUGUAGUCUGCUUGUUCCAUGUUUAAUUAUGGUUUAACAAAGUCUGUUUUAAGAGGUAUGUUGUAGCACACAGAUAAUCUAUUUCACUGGAAUUAUAAUAUGAAGUGUUUGUGCAGAAAUAGUAAAUGCAAGAGCAGGGAAACUGGAUACUUGCAUGCUAUCUGGGACAUUUGUUUCUUAUCUUUGCUGUUCCUCUUGAGUGGACAUUUUAAACCUCUGGUUCAUGGCUGUGUCUUUUGGAUUGUUUUACAUACUUUUAAAGACCUGUCUAGAGCUGCUUACUUGACCGUGCAAUUACAUUUAUGGUAUUGUAUGCUUGCACCGUCGUUAUUAUUAUUGCAAUUUAUAUAGCGCCAACAGAUUCCACAGCGCUUUACAAUAUUAUGAGAGGGGAUUUAGUUAUAAAUAGGACAAUUACAAGAACACUUACAGGAACGAUGGGUUGAAGAGGUCCCUGCUCAAACUAGCUUACAGUCCAUAGGAGGUGGGGUAUAAAACACAAUAGGACAGGAAAUGGCAAUCAAAUAAAUAAGGUGGGAGUGAAGAAGAGCUGGAGGAGCGAGUAAAGUGCUGCCCUAUAGAUGAGCGCAAGAGACAGGUAUGUGAGGUAGAAGUUACUCUGGGAGGCCAUAAGCUUUCCUAAAGAGAUGGGUUUUAAGGCACUCCCUAAAAGAUGCAAGACUAGGGGAGAGUCUGAUGGCGGUAGGCAGGCUAUUCCAUAGGAAGGUAGCCGCCCGCGAGAGUACAGAGUUACAGAGAUCUAGUGAUUGAGGAUUUUCAAGAAGAAGAAGCAUGAUCAACAGUGUAAGCAGGUAAAAAAUAAUUAGUAUGGAGUAUUGGCCUUUUGGUUAAGCUGCGAUUAGGUUGUUAGUAACUUUGAUAAGAGCAGUCUCAGUAGAGUAGAGAUGGCGGAAGUCAGAUUGAAGAGGGUCAAUGAGGGAGUUGCGGAAGUGAGACAUGCAGGUAAAGACAAGUCUUUCCAGAAGCUUUGAGUAAAAAAGGAGUAGGGAUAUGGGACAAUAGUUAGAGGGGGUGGACAGGUCAAGAGAUUCAGGAUUGGUACUACAGUAGCAUGUUUAAGGUCAACAGGGACAAUGCCAGAAGAGAGAGCAGUUGAAGGUGUUAUGGAAGGCACAAGACAAGGGGAGAGAGAUCUGAUGAGGUGAGAUGGGACCGGAUCGAGCGGGCAAGUGGUGGAGCGAGAGGAAAGAAGCGCAGCCACCUCUUGUUCAGUAGUCUGGGAGAAAGUCUGAAGGGUAGGAAAGGAAUGAUCAACGUGUAGUUGAGAAAGAGAGGCAAGGUGGGGAGAAUUCUUUCGUUAGCUGUUCAAUCUUGUCUGUAAAUUAGCAUGCAAAACUAUAGGCUGUAAGGUUAGUUUGGGGGUGGCCACAGCAGGGCGAAGAAGAGUUAAAGGUGUCAAAGAGACGCCUGGGAAUGCGGGAGCAUGAACUAAUGCGAGAGUAAAAGUAUGACUGUUGGCAAGGACUGCACUGUAUGAACACUAUAUGAAUCUAUAAUGGAGAAAGUCUGACUGGGUGCGAGACUUCCUCCAGGAGCGUUCAGCACAACAGGAGCAACUUUGCAGGUAGCGUGUUGAUUUAGUAUGCCGUGGUUGGGGCCGUGUCCUCCUCGAGGUACAUGUUUGGAGCGGGGCUGCAGCGUUCAAGGUAGAGGUGAAUGUAGUGUUAUAUCUGGAGAUGGCCAGUGAGGGACAGAAGAGGGAAAUGAUGGAUCGCAGUUCUGAAUCCAUAUCAGCUGACCGCUGCUGGAGGUCAAUAGAAUUAAGGUUCCUCCUGGGUUGAGGGGGAUUAGGCUGAGGUUGUUGGGUGAGGGGGUACUCAAGAGCAAACUAUAUAAGCGGUGGGGAUCAGAGAGAGGAAAUGGAGUGUUGCAGAUAUUCGAUACUGUACAUGCAUAAGAGAAAACGAGGUUGGGGGUAUUGCAAGCUACAUGAGUGGGAGAAUUAGCCCACUGCGAUAGCCCGAGGGAAGAAGUAAUUGAAAGUAGUUUAGAGGCUGCUGAGGUCAAAGGUGGGUUAAUGGGAAUAUUGAAGUCUCCGAGAAUUGGGGAUUGAAUAUUAGAAGAGAGGAAGUAGGGUAUCCAGGCAGCAAAGUGGUCAAGGAAGAGGAGAGGGGAACCAGGGGCCGAUAAAUAACAGCAAUGUUGGAAGAGAAGGGUUUGAAAAGGCGAAUCAAAUGAUUGGAAAGAGAGGGAAUGGGGGGUGGGUAGAGGUUUGAAGGAGCAGUGAGGUGAGCGGAGAAACACUACACCACCACCACCUUUACAUUCAGAAUGUCUUGGGUUGUGGGGAAGUUGAAGACCACCAAAGGACAAUAAUGCAGGGGUAGCAGUAUCAUAGGGGGAGAUCCAUGUUUCUGUUAAGGCUAGAAAAUCUAGGGAACGAGAGAUAGAGGUAGUGGACAGCAGUGGAUUUUGUAAUAUUGCAAACAUAGCGUGCAUUCCAUUACUAAAGCUUUAUUUAUUACAUGAGUAAAGAAAAAUCACUGAAUCUCUCCUGGUUUCUAUGACCUGGUAGACCAUAAUGUCCAGUAACUGGGCUUUCUUUCUGUGUAAUGCUGGAUUUGGCUAUCCAUCAAGGAAAGGUCAAAUUAUAUGGAACCCUGAAACUGGCAGAACCAUAUCCUGUACCCGUGUGCAGUGUAAUGUCUUUAAUGUUUUUUUGUUUUGUUUUGUUUUUUAAAAAAAAGCUUAUCUUUUCUUCAGUGCUGAGUCUCCCACAGCUCUGCGCAUUGAGAACCGUAGGCGUAUGUGUUGCUUACUUUAAGCUGCCAAAGAUUGUCAUAGAGGGUCAUCGAAUGAAUUCAUUCUGUGGCACUGCGCCUGCACGUGUAGUCCCGGUUCUUCUAUUCAGCUGCAUUUGCAAGCCUUCAAAUUGCUGAAAUUUUACUUUUGUGGGUCAAAUUAAAGAGGGAACUAUUGUAGGCAUUUAUUGGCCAUUACUUGUGCAAACUUUGUAAAUGCAAAUUUAUAUGAAAGGAUUAGUAAUGACCUCAUAAUCCAUUCAGACAACGCAAAGCCAGGGCAGAUAUUGCAAAUGAAAAGGAGAAAAAGCAACCAUGUUUGAUUGUUGGAGGUGAGAUAGAGGCGCUCAUUUGCAGAGUAACAUGUUUUUAAUUUUUUCAUACCUUACAAAUAAACUGGUUAAAUAUAGGAAUACAUAUAAUAUCAAAAAUUCCUUGUGGUUGAUGUUUCUCUUCAACCUCCUCACUGACGAGUACUUUUUGGUUGAAAAAGUAUUAGCCUGACAUUUAUUUAAAGCGUGGGACACACAACGCUACCAUUUUAAACAUCAUAGCAUGUCAAUUUGUGUAUAGAUUGAUUUGCAGAAAAACAUACAAAUUAAAAUGUAUAAAUGUAAUAUUAACGUAUUUGUUAAGCCUUUUAUAAAAAUAAAUUUGGUAAAUACACUUUCCACAGUAUACCAUAUCCUUCAUCUUGCAAUAUUUUGCACAGGGUUUGAAAUGCUAGUAUAAAAAUGCGCUAUAGUGUCAAAGAUGAAUUCCGAACACUAGUUUUAAACUAACUGCUUGGGUUACAGGCCCAAUCAGAUCACAUUGAAAAGGUGGUUUUGCUCACUUUUUUUCCAUCCCUAGCAGCGACUGACCUCACCACCAUGGCUGAGAUUCAUGAUCUCAGCCAAUCAAAUCUAUUCCAUAGGAAUGUAUUAUGCCAGUGGUUCCCAACCCAGUCCUCAAGUACCUCCUACCAGUCCAGGAUUUACCCUGUUGUCUAAAAACACCUGGGUAAUCCCUAAAUCCUGGACUUUUAGGGGGUACUUGUGGACUGGGUUGGGAACCACUGUAUUAUGCUAUUGCACAUGCACCACAAAAUGCUGUGCUGCUUCAUACCGCAUCUCCUCAUAGAUAUGCACUGAAUCAAUGCAUCUCUAUGGGGAAAUUUUACUGCAUGUAGGUGCUGCACACUGUGCAGUACUGAUAUAGGAAGCCCAUCUAGUGGUUGAGUGACUGCUACUAGAGGUCUUACUAGGCAGUAAUCAACACUCUUUUCUUUGUAAAGGCAGUGUUUACAUUGAAAAGCCUGAAGGGACAGGCUAUAGACACAAUAACCACUACAUUAAGCUGUAGUGCUUCUGGUGACUAUAGUGCCCCUUUUAAAUACCUUACCUGUACGUAUUUAAAGGCCUUAGUAGCUGGAGAGCCUACUAAAAUGGCAACACAGUGUAAAAAGAAUGUCUGCAUUUGAGCAUGUCCACAUACCAUAAAUACAGUUCAGUCAUAUUUGUUAACAAAUGUUGCUAAAAUAAAGAUAUUUAAAAUUUCUAUAGCGAUAUUUAUUAUCUGGAAUUGCCAAUGUAAUACAAACAGUAAAACGGCAGAAUGCAUUCACUCCUCUCCCCACAAGAAACUUCCUUUACUGUUUUAAAGGAGAGGUUGAGCUGAUAUUUUCAGCAAACAUGCAGGUAUUCAAUCAGUGGCUUCUGGCAGAGAAAUUUGUUCUCUACAGGCUAGUAAUAAUUUUAGAGCAUAAAUGAGGGUGAGAGAGGCUAUAUAGACUAGAUUUCAUUCUGGAAAAUACUUGAAAGAAAAAAACGUAAAUACUUGACUGGUAGCGCCUAGUGACAACCACUGGAGGUGCUUCCUAUUUCACACUCUGCAUGGAGAUGCAUUACGCUCCCCAUAGAUAUUCAUUUAUUCAGUGCAUAUCUAUAUGGAAAAGCAUUGGAUUAGCAGAGAUCAUCCAGGUUGACCAAUUUAAUCCAUUCUGUAGGGACCCCUAAAUAUCUAGUCUAAUAUUAAUGUUGGUAAUACUAACAUGUAAUCUUAACACCAUAGUGUUCCUUUUAGGGGUGUGUGUAUGUAUUUAAAAAAAAAAAAAUUAUUAUAAAUACAUACACACACCCCUAAAAGGAACACUAUGGUGUUAAGAUUACAUGUUAGUAUUACCAACAUUAAUAUUAGACUAGAUAUUUAUAUAUAUAUAUAUAUUUUUUUUCUUAUUUUUAUAAAAUGAGACAUUGAGGUCUGUUUUUUAUAUUUUUUUUGUCAUAUUUUGGGAUGCAGUCUUUUCACUUAAAUUUUAUUUUUUUGGGGGUGUGUAUGAGUGGAAUGUUUUAAAAUAUGCUGUUGGUGUUAAAUGCCUAACCUUGUACUUUACUGCAUACAUCUGUGUAAACAUCAGCUUUCACACCUAGUCAGUACAGGAUGGUUUGUUUAGUCUGCUACCACCAACAAUACACCAUCUUGUGUUUACUAUAUUCUCUGUGCUUCGUGUUCAGACAUGCUCAGUGGCUUGAGGUAGUCUGCAUACUCUAGUACUCCACUUCUUAUGUGAGUAUGCCACUAGAGGCUGCAUUGACCUGCUUUAUUUUUGCAUACAAACGAUUAGCCACACUAUUCACAUCAGAAAAAGACAUCGUUGUCAUAGCUGUCACUGACCGACAACACGGAGUGAUUUUGAACAACAAAGCAACCUGUUUUAUAAGGAGAGGACACCUGUGUCUGCAGUUUGUCUGCAACCAGGUGGUGGAUUAAAAGCAGCUCACGCACUGUUGUUAAGGGCUAAUCUCUGUGCAUGAACACAACUUUAAUAUAUUUGGUAGGUUUUUAUUUUGCACAAAGUAUCCUUUUAGGUGUGUUUUACACCAAAGUUGCUUCCCAGGUGUUUAUGUCAAACUGCUUCUGAGUGGUUUGAAAGUAAAAAAUGUGGGACUGUCCCACCGACUCAUAACACCAUAAUUACGGUGAGCUAUACAAAAGGAAUUCAUUGUUACGGUGUUUGGAGUGUUUUUACUACGUAAAGGGGAAUAUUGGUUAAAAAUUGCCCCAUAUUUUAAUACAUUAUCUAGAUAAUUCAUUAGAAAAGACAAAAUAAUGUAUAAACAAUACAGUUGCAUCUUGUCAAGCAGCGGUUAUUGGGAUAAGUUGUUCUUCAUAUAGGAUGCGUGGAACCACUUGGUAAACGGAGAACAGCCAUACUGCUGUCUAUACAUUGCCCAUUUCACUCUUUGGUCACCUAUGCUAAACUGUUUCCUCUUCAACAUGCUGCACCGCUAAGACCCUCUCAGAGCUAAUAGACUUGCAAAUGCAAAGUUGUUAUGGUGCUUGGUGUUCAUUUAAGGUGCAGUCUUUCAGUGAAAUCUCUAGUUAAUUUUUAUUAAUUCUCAACAAUCGCUAAAUCUAAAAAUAACUAUAUGUAUACUUAGCAAAAAAUAGCUUUUUACCCUGUCUUGUAAUGAAGCUUUGAGGGUUUUUUUUUUUAAAAGCAAGCUUUGCUCCUUCCCAGUAAUUCCAGCUCCGCCUUAACCCUGCAUUUGCCACAUUUGUGGGCAUGUAGAUUGUUUUGUAUCGCCCAUCUGUCAGAACGUUUUGGAAGGCUUUCCCAACAGCUGUAUAGCCCCCUGUUGACAUACAUGUUGUGGCUUUAUUGCUAGCUCAUCAGUCCGUAUGUGUGUGUGUGGGUGUUUUUUUGCAGACGUAAGUGCUGGCUUGGACUGGAGGGCUAAUAUAGUGUUAUAUUUUUAGCAAGGCUUCUGCGUGCUCUUGUGCGUAAUAGCUUCACGAGGAAAGUAAGUGCAUCUGUGGCUUGCCUGUUGUAUUUUGCCAACAAGCAAGUUGGGUCUAGAGGGCCUAAAAGUGUAUAGCAUGUAUUGGUCUCUGCAGUGUAUAAGAGCUUUUAUUUAAGGGUUACCACGGCAAUUCUGUGAUACACGAGUUAUGGCUCUACCAGCCUGCUUUCAAUCUCCAUCAUGAAGCUAAAUGGUCUCGCGAUAACUCGCCCAUUACUUGCAAAAACUGCAUUUGCCAGGUCUUCAGGAUCUUGGCAAAUUUGCAUGCAAAAUGCAUGUGCACUUGCCAAAAAUGAUGCAGGGAUAGAGGAAACUGUGAAGAAUGCAGUAUCCCUAUCAGACAGACAUCGGCAUAGUCUAUUUAAGCGAUGUUGAACCUAUGGUACACAUGCCAAAGCUGGCAAGCCGAGCCCUCUGUGGGCACGCAGCCAUAGGUCGAUCUAUUCAAGCGCUGGCCGUGCUGGGUGCCUUCACGGACAGGGGUAAUAUCAGAGAUUUCCAUCACCCGUCUGCAGGGACAUUGCUGGCAGGGGAGGGAGAGGAGACCUUGGAGCUCUAGCUUGCAGCUCCGCCUGAUCUCUCGAGCACUGAGCGUUGCUGCGAUUACCAUGGAGCUGCAGGCUAGAGAUCACUCCCCACUAGAACCGUCGGGGAUUCUCCACUGGACCCCCAGGGCUUAACAAUCGAUAUGGCCCAUCCCUGGGCAAAGGUAAGAGGGGGGGGGAUUUAAAGAAUAUAUUUUUUAAUUUAAAAAAACAUUGUUUUAAUGAGCCCCCAACUACUCACGCUGCCCCUAUUGCACCCCCAUACACACGCUGCCACACACACACACUGUUCCCACUGCACCCUAUCUAUACACCGCACUCCCAUGCACACACUACACCCCUAGUUCAGACAACUGUAUGAGUUGUUUUUUUUCUAAACUUAAAUCUCAGUAUUCAGGUUUAAUUGCCGUGUUGGCACUUUUGAGGGAAAAAAGGUUGGUUUAUAUUGCGUUUUGGGCACUCUGGCUCAAAAAUGUUCGCCAUCACUGGUCUAUACUGUUGGUAGGCUGGGGAGUGUGAUUUCUAGCUCUGAUCUAUAAGGAAGUUAUACAUUUGCUAGCACAAUGUAUGGAUGAAAACUUGUGAAGAAUUUAAUAAUUUUUAUGUGAAAAAGUGCAUGACAGUUGUGUUGUCCUUUCAUUUCUGGGGAAAUGUUUGAAUUGGAACUGCUUCUAUAAGUUAAUGGGAGCAACUGGCAGAUUGCAUUACCUGUGUCCGUUUUUAUUUUUCUCUAUUAGUUAAAUUAAAUGGUAAAUUCCUUUUUAAGGAAAUUCUGAGCUUCUAAUAAGGACUGGCACAUAACCUUUAAUGAAUGUACUAGUAAAAAAAAGUUAGAGGGAAUCUCCGUGCACCAUAGCGACUUCAUCAGAACUAAUGCAUCUAGUCCCUUGUUCUAGUAUAUUUGUAUAACUUUGACAUGUUUAGCACAGCCCAUAUGUUGUACUGAACUCACACCCCAAUUACUCUUAGCCUGUCACUGAUAUCGAAAGCUACACUGAACGUUCACUUCUGCAAUAUGGGGUCUAUAAUACAGUAAGAAAUGGAUCCUGUAAUGAAAAGAGGUUUUGGAGGAUUUGGACUCUAAAGAUAGACAGUUGGGGAGGUAUGGGUGUAUGUAUCGUUUACAAAGUUGCAAAUAUAACUCUCAAAUUGUUUUUAAUUUCAUGCUGCUGUUAGAAACGGCUCGUAGAGAUUACAAUAUUUGCAUUAUUUUUUUUGUAUUUGUACUUCUGCAAUGUUUAUCUUCGUAGGGAACGAGUUUAUUUUCAUGUCUUGUUCAGAAAGGAUCGCUAGCGAUUUCUCUGCAGCGAGAGAGGAAAGUGCUUUGGAGGUUUUCCACCCACCUUGGGAAAGUAGACUGAUCACAUGUAAUUUGAAGACUUUUUUUAAUUGUCCCCAAUGUGAUUUAGACAAUCAUAUUUGUAGGAAUAAACACAAUCCCUUAGAGAGGGCAGGGUGGUUUACUACUUGCAUGAAAAUUUCUCACUAUGGUGAUUUUGUUAGGGAAUUUUUUUUUUAUUAUUCUUUGCGCAUGUAUGUAUGUAUUCUCAUAAUUGUCACCGAAUUUAAAAUAUUUACAGCAAGGAGCACUGUUUCACAAACCGCUGUUCUGAGGAUCUGCUAUUCCUCAAUUGGAUUUCAUCUAAGUUAUCUAGCUUCAUUGAUGCUCCACUGUGCUUACUGCCAAGCUAUAUAACCUGUGAUACUCGUGGGAGUAAAGGGCUUAAUGUAUUUAGUUCCUUGUUCUAGUAUGUUUGUAUAACCAACAUUGGUAUAUCUAAAGCACUGUUUAGCUUAACCCACAGAGUGAACCCACCCCCAUUAUUCUCAGCUGGUCACUGGUGUUCAGGGCUACAGUGGUAAGUGUGGAAAUUCACAUCUGUAUUAUGGGAGCCAUAAUGAGUGGCUGGAGUAGUACACAGUGGAAAUGCGGCACACACAGCAGCAUCAAUAUGGGGGCAGUGUAUCAUUUUGACAGGAUUACAUUUUUUUUUUUUUUUUUUUGGUAAAAGUAUAGUAAAUCCUGACUACGUCUAAGCAGAAAGCAUCUAACAUGUUUCCUGAAGGUGAUACAGUUACACGAUGCAAAUGGAUAUUAAGUAUACAACUACUGUUUUUCGCUGUGUAGAGGGGGAGACUGCUCCACAGGUACAUUCACUUAUGAGAUAAGAAAAUAGAGCAAGGGGAGAUGUUAAUGAGGGAGCUAGCUAGGCCUGGACAUACAUGCCCCAGAAUCAUGACUUGGAAAUAAUAAGGCAACAUAAUAAAAGUAUCUAACAAUAUUAAAAAAAAAAAGCAGGAAAACUGAUCCUUCUCAUAUAAGCGACUACACUGCCACACUUAAUGCGCCGCUGGCAGGAGGCGUAAAUGGAGUAAUGUUAGCUGGAUCCCAGAAGGUGGGAGUGGGUGGAGUUGGAGUCUGAAGCCUUAAGCGGACAAGACUGUAUCCACCUCCGAGACAUCGGUUACUUUAGGCUCGGUGUUAAGAUGGAUAAUGAGUGAGCGUGGAUAGCCCCAUCUAUAUUUCAGGUAAUAGGUAGACCCGACUAUUCCGCCAUUUAAGGGUUGGAGAAACUCUGUCCACCGGAAUGUGAAUGUGAAAGAUCAGCGAAAAGGUUAGUAAGAUUUCCUCAAAGCGAUAAGGGGUCUUCCCUUAGUGGCCUGCAAGAAGACUGCCUUUUCUUGCUCGUCUGGAACUUGACUACAAUAUCUCCAGCGGUCGAGGCCUUGCUGGACUGAGGUAUGGGCAGACUGAUCAUGCCAUCCAACUGGAUGCUCUUUGACUGGACAUUUUUGGCCCUGUUGCCUCCUAGACAGAGGCUGAAAUGUGGCAGCUCAGCCGUUGCAAUGCUCCUUUGAAACUCCCCUGAUCUUCAGAUGCUUCCACCUUUUUACGCCUGACGUCCACCCGCACUUGCGUUAUAGCAGCGGAUAAGGCUUGCCAGAAAUUCUCCUCCGCCUGUGGACCCUGGUAGCUUAGGUCCUCCUUACUGUGUAGAGGCAGUUCCUCUGAGGUGUCAUGGAAUUUGUCCAGAUUUGCCACCAGAUCUGCUCACCAAACCCCCACCCCUCCUAAAAUUGGCUCUUGUAUGGGUAGGAGUAGUCUCCAGGAAACUGCCCACAAUAAAUUGGGCCAUGUAGUAGCACUGCCUUCAAAGAGAUUUCUGACUGGAAAGUCUAAUGAAGGCAUUUUGAUCUAUUACAUAACCCUCGAAUAUGUAUUCCUGGGCUAAUGCUGUGUGCAUAAUUUAGGUUGCUGUCAUAAGUCUGUUUGGAACCACUACUUUAACCUGUGCAUACACUAACCAUUUCAUCCCUUUCAGAGAGUGGAGAUACGUUUUAUGUGUAUCUGAACCGUAAGGUUAUUCACUAAAGUAUUGUUGUGCUUUCUAAAUUAAUUUAAAAAUUUUAGACCAAUAUAGAAAAACUGAAUAAAGCAAUCUUGCAGAAUAUUUUGGAUUGUAGGAGUACGAUCUCGUAGUUUAAGUGUUUUUAGUCUUUCCGUUUGUAUUUGGAGUUGGGCUUUUAUUUUGAUAGUGACGCUUGUUUUCUCAUUAGCACCCGCAGAACCGCCUUGUGUGCCUGCCAGUGUCAAUGUGCACGUCCGAUGUGUCGUUUGUGGAGUAGUCGUCCCCGAUUUGUUCUCGGAGUGUUUUAGAAAAUGAGUAAGACUCCACAGAGCUCUUGUUUUUUUUUUUUUUUUUUUUGGUUAACACGAAACAGGCAGGUUCGCCACGAAGGCUUACUCUGCACAGGCGAGACGGCUUGGCAUUGCAUAACUAUACAUUAUAUUUGAAACCUGUUAAACAGUCAGUAAACCAAACAUUACUAACAUUUUCUAUGCUAUGGCAUGGGGGCUCUAUUUUCCAAGGUUCCUAUUUGUACCUUCUUAAUUACAACAUACUCUUCGACUGCUGGCUAAACAUUAGCAGCUUCAUCAUUCCCUCUCAGUUUAGUGCUUGUCCCCCUGAGUGUUUUCGCUAUCAUUUAGUGUCCCUGUGUAAAAUCUAGGGAAUGGGUAUCCCUCUCUCCUGAGUGGUCCCGGGCUUGAGUUGAUAACGAAGUCUAAUGAGCUUUUCCUUGGUGGCCCUUACUUAUGUACAAAGUGAGUGGGGAGAGGUAGAUAGCCCCCGGAGGUAUUAGUGGAUCUGCGCUAGCUCUGGGCUAAACGACAUGUGUUGUGGUAUCAUGGUUGUUAUUUAGGUGCUUUACCCUGCUUGACUGCCACUCCCAGUGAACUAUACAAAAUAAUGGGUAUAUAUGCUCAGAUACAUGGGUGUCCCCAUGGGCUCCAUGUCAGCAGGUUCUGCACCAUGUUCUUGGUCCCGCAUUUAUCAUGUGUAGACGACAGACUGUGGCUUUCAUGUCAGCUUUAUUGUGGCUUUUUAGGGUUAAAGUCCUCCUAGCUUCAAAGGGAUAGUUCAUACGCUCUGACAGUGUUUUAAGGUUCUGUGAUUUGGAUCCUUGGAAAAAGUAAUACAGUCUCGGACUAUACCUCUUUGGUCCAUUGCGACCCUGUUCGGUAGGAGUAUUUCGCCUGUUGACAUACAGCUUGAGGUUUUGAGUUCUAGUAGUAUUUAGGCCUUUGUGCUCAUUGCUUCGUUGUUGGGAGGCCCAUGUCAGCAUCUGUCUGUGUGAGGAUUGUGCGUAUUUACAUGCAGGUCGUGGUUUGUUGUGUGGCUUUCGCGGCAGUCAAGCUGCUCUUGUUAGUGUUUCACCGGGUUCCAUUCUUGGGAUAGGCGCAGUGGCCUGCUAUGCCCCAUUGUUUCAGCAUAGUGUAUCCUUCCUCCAGGUUCUUCACUUGGUGGGUUUGCCCAUUCCGGUUUAUCAACAGGCGUGUGGGGAACCCACCAUCUGUACACUAUCUGUUGCUUCUGAAGUGCUGCUGUGAUGGGAGUGAAACUCCGUCUCUGUGCCAAGGUAGCAGGCGAGAUGUCGGCGAAGAUUUGGAUUUGUGUAUAAGCGCCUGGCAAUUCCUUUGCAGCUCUACUGGCUCUUAGUAUGGCCUCUUUAAUGUGGUGAUAAUGGGCUCUUAAAAGAACGUCCCUCGGGGCGGUUUGUGGGGCUUCCCGUGCUUUUGCCACCCGGUGUAUCCUGUCAAGAAGAAACAUUUCCGUCGGCACAUCUGGGCAUAGGGUGUGAAACAUCCCCGUAGCAUAAGAGGCUAGGUCACUCACCGCCGUGGAUUCUGGUAUGACGCGUAGGCGCAGGUUGUUUCUGCGUGAACGGCUUUUAAGGUCUGUUAAUUUUGCUUCAUGUGUUGCCAGCCGGUCUUCCACUUUGAGCAAUUGGUCAGCCAUUGAAUUGUGAGCGAUGGCGAACUUGUCCAGUUUGGACUCAAGGUGUGAGGUACGGGAACCUAUUUCUUUUUUCAAAUCCUGUAUGGAUGAUUGGAACUUGGCUAUUAGUUGCUCAGAUUGUGUUGAGCAGUGUAGGGGUCAUAAGAGUUUCCUCAUCCCCAUAUGCAUGGCUUUCCUUGCCUUCCUGGCUGCCAUGUUGGAGACCUUCCUGUUCUGUUCGCCAGCAUUUUGGCUGCAAAGAAGGAUUUUAUCUCCUUGUCUCUUAUCUUUCGGGCGGUACAUCUUCCCAUCUGCCUUUAGCUUCAGCUAGUCUGAUGGUUCUUUUUUCUGAUACCACCUGUUAUGCCGGUUUUGCCGCCAGCCUGUUCGGAGCUCUGUACCUAUGCGGCCAUUCUGCUUGGCGUCGGCUCCGCCCACCGCAUGUAAUUUUUUAUUGUAACUAAAAAUGAAAUGGCCACUACAGCGAAUAUUCUAUGGGCAACAUUCCCCUAUUUUUCGUAUUCAUCCUCUACACUAACCUGCAGUGGUUGUAGUAAUUACGGUGCCCUUUUCUAAUUGAGUUGGCUGCUCUAAAGUAGCUCUCUUUUCACACAUGAUAUUUAUGGGUUGAAAGAUGCCACAAAUGACAAUACUAAAAAUGAAGAUGGGAGCCUCACUCAAUCCCAGCUGACAGCCGGUGCACUGGAGCAGGUCCAGCAAUCCCACAACAAUCAGGCAAACAGAAAAUCUCCAGCACUCAAGGUGUUCAAGCUGCUCUUUUUGUUUCAUUAAAUCUGCCUUCGGCUUGAACACCUCGCGUGCCUGUGGAAUUUUUUUGUUUGCCACAAAUGACAAUGUCACUUUAUAAAAAGUUAUUUAAAAAAUAAAAACCACACAUUUUUAAAUACUUUUGACUAAAGAAGGGGGUGAGGAGAGGUAGUUUACCUGUAUGAUAAAACCGUAUUCUUACUCUUUUGAACUUUCAGCCAGUCCAAUAAGUAGCUGCGUUUGGGCUAUUUAAAACAGAAAAUAGAUAAAAUACAAAUUGUGGAAGUAAUACAAAUCUAUUUUUACUACCUGUAUAUAUUUAAUUCACUCCCAAAUAUAAGAACAUAUUUAAAAAGUGAAUGUUUCUUUAAAUCCACAUUCUAACUACUCCCACAAACAGCUAGCUGUCCAGCAAUAUUCUGUGUCUACAGUGCAUUUGACAUGUACUGAAAACUGAUCAUUGUAUUAACUCCUAAAGCUCUCUAGCGUGUAUACGAUUUAGAUGUGGUCUAUGCUACAGCCUGGGUAGGUUGGAGCCGUCCUGCGUUUGGAUGGAAAAGCCAUUGUACAGGAAAGCAUAAUUUUGGUGAUUUUUGGGUAAAAAUUGCAGUGCACUAAGUUUUGCAGAAGAAAUAUGAAGCAUGAUAUUUGUAAGGCUUUCCUGAAUGUACAAACUCAUGGCUUCCAGGCUUUGUGGAAUCAGACAGGAAGAUGUUCCGUAGUUGGCUAUAAUUCUGUCAACAACUAGAAUAUUCUGUCUUGGUGGGGUCGCUCAGUUCUUUACUAACCACACUAGUAGCUGCACAGAUGUAACGUUCUGGUGCAGAGUUUUUAUAAUGAAUGUCCCUAGCGUUUACGAACCACAGCCAAAGUAAGACACAUACUUUCAUUACAUUUGCCUUGACGUCUUGUAUUGCAGUAGCCUAAUCUAAAUCUAAACAGAGCUCUGCUCCUUUUUUAAAUGAUCUGUUUACUAGUUCAAGAUAUUGGUCAUGGGGAAUAUUUUGAAAUUGCAAACAUCUGUUAUGUUGCACUUUCCCAGCAUACACAUUUUAUUAACUGGUGGACUAUGCUCUUGUCAUUAAACCCUCCCCCUCCCCCCCAUUAAACAGAGUAAGUCAUUUUCAUGACCCAUAGUCGGUUUUAUUACAUUAUUAAUGAUUUAUUAAGUUGUGUAUUUCUCUGUACCAGUAACGCUCAAUGCCAUCAUCUCUACUAAACAGCCUGCAGCAGUGUGGAGUAUCCUGUUUAUCUAGUGUUGACAGCUGUAGGCAGGCCUGCUGUCACAAAAUCGGUGGAAUAUUCCAUUUUGUAAUGGGAUCUUUUAAUAAUCCUUGUAAUAGGAUUGAUUCUUUAAAGGACACUACAAGCAGGGUAACCACUAAUGCUCAUAGCUUUUCAGCUAUUUCUUGAUCUGUGAUUGAUUUGCAGUGAAUGCAGGAACUUUAAAGGCAAAGUUUUUAUUUUUUUAAAUUUUUUUUGCUUGCUUGCAUUAUAUAGAUAAUGCAUACAGAAUAAUGAGGUCAAAUUGUGCCAUCCUGAAUUGUCCCAAAUAUGGCUUAUGUUGUGACAAAUUUGAUUUUAACCCCUUAAGGACUGGACUGUUUUUGCGAUGUUGUACAUUUGCGACCAGGAAUAUUUUUACACUUUUGUGGUGUUUGUGUUUGGCUGUAAUUUUCCGCUUUCUCAUUUACUGUUCCCAUACAAAUUAUAUAUUAUUUUUUUCAGGACAAAAUGGGCUUUCUUUACAUACCAUUAUUUAUAUAAUCUCAUGUAUUUUAAUUUAAAAAAAAUACAAAAAUCUGAUGAAAAAUUGAAAAAAAUACAUGUUUUUGACUUUUACUUGAAAAAUCUUUUACUCAUCUACAAAAGCGAAUGAAAAAAACUGCUAAAUAGAUUCAAAAUUUUGUCCUGAGUUUAAAAUACCUAGUGUUUACGUGCUUUUUUGCUUUUUUUUGCAUGUUAUAGGGCUAUAGGUACAAGUAGGAUAUUGCGGUUUUAAAACAUACAUUUUUAAAAUUUAUCAAUAGUGACAUUGUAACACUAUUAUCUGUCAUAAAUCUCUGAAUAACACCCCACAUGUACAUAUUUUUUUUAAAGUAGACAACCCAGGGUAUUCAAUAUGGGGUAUGUCAGUCUUUUUUAGUAGCCACUUAGUCGAAAACACUGGCCAAAGUAAGCAUUCAUAUUUGUUUGUGUGUGAAAAAAGUAAAAAAACUAAAUUGAACGCUAAUUUUGGCCAGUGUUUGUGACCAAGUGGUUACUAAAAAAGACUGGACAUACCCCAUUUGCAAUACCUUGGGUUGUCUUCUUUUGCAAAUAGUAUGCCAUCAUGGGGGUAAUUCUCAUUCCUGGGCUACCAUACGCUCUCAAAGGCAACAUAACCAACCUGGCCUUUUUCAAUGUAAAAAUAUUUGACCCAUAUAUUUGACCUUGUAACUUUCAAAAAUGCUAUAAAACCUGUACAUGGGGGGUACUGUUUUACUCGGGAGACAUCGCUGAACACAAAUAUUAGUGUUUAAAAACUGGAAAACGUAUCACAACAAUUAUAUCAUCAGUAAAAGUGCUGUUUGUGUGUGAAAAAUGCAAAAAAGUAACUUUCACUGACAAUAUCAUCGCUGUGAUAUGUUUUACUGUUGUGAAUCACUAAUAUUUGUGUUCAGCGAAGUCUCCCGAGUAAAACAGUACCCCCCAUGUACAGGUUUUAGGGUGUCGUAGAACGUUACAGGGUAAAAUACAGUGCUAGCAAAUUAAAUUCUCUGGAAUUUCGGCCUGGGUUGGCAGGCAGGUCCCUCAAAUUACAAUCAAUAAAAUUACUGAAUUAUGUAAAAAUAUUACAUAAAUACGCACGUAGAAUUUAAAUAUAUAUGCAUAUUUAUAUAUUUGAAGUCUGCGUGUAUAUUUAUAUAAUUAUUUAUGUAAUUUUGUAUAUGGACGUAUGUAUAUUUCUUAUUAUUUUUAUUUAUUUUUAUAUACAUAGAUAUAUAUACAAAUUCAUUCUAAGUGUAUUUUGAUAUAAAUAUAUAUAUAUUAAUUUUAAAAUACAGUUAGAAUAAAAUUUCAUAUAGAUAUAUAAUUUUUUUUUUUAUUAUUAUUUUAAAAAUUUUUUAUUUAAUUUAAAUUACUUAUUAUUUAUAUUUUAUAAUAAUAUAUAUAUACAAUAUAUAUAGUUAUUAUAUAUAUUAUAUAUAUACGUGUGUAAUUUAAUUAUAAGUGUAUUUUAUAUUAAUAUAAGUACAUAUUAAUAUAAAAAUACACUUAGUAUGACAUUAUAUAUAUAUAUAUAUAUGAUAUAUAGACAUAUAUUAUAUAGAUAUAUAAUAACUAUAUAUAUAUGUCUAUAUAUCAUAUUUAUACAUAUAUAAUUAUUAUUAUUUUUUUUAUUACCAUUAACUUUAAUUUUUUUUCUGAUUUUACAGUUGCAGGGAGACUGCCUGUCAGUACAGGCAGUCCCCCUGCAGGCAGACACAUGGACACCUAUUGUGACCAUGUGAUCACUGUGUUAAGCGAUCACAUGGCCACAGGGGUCCUAAUCUGCCGUGGGGAGACUGUCUGGGCUGCAGGCAGUCUCCCCACAACCGGAGGAACACUGAUCGCCGCCGGGGGAACGACGGCGAUCAGGUAAGUACCCCCAGACCGUUUGGACGGUUCCCCAGACCGUUUGGACGGUUCAGGACCGUCAUCGGUCAGCAAGGCAAAAAUGCCGAUGACGGUCCUGAACCGUCCUCGGUCCUUAAGGGGUUAAAUUGUGAGAUGUAAGCGAUCUAAUCUUUUCCCUUUGAGAAUCUGGAUUGUGAGGGUGAUAGUAAGGUCUUCUGGCUGAGACGCAUACUGCUUUUAUCUGGAUAGUUUAUAUCCAGAUUAAAAACCAGGUGAAUGCUGUGCCCUGGGGUCACCCCUUUUUCAAAUUGCUUUAAAAAAAAAAAAAAAAAACCUUAGUCAAAGUUUUUUGCAUGCUAUUUACAAUGUGUAUUAAGAGCACACAGAGUGCUUAAUACCUUUCUCCCAAUAUUUGAUUGUCCACCAUAGACUAAACUCAUCUGUUUAACAAUGCACCUACAAAGCAGUACAUUUUGUCCGAUUGUGUGCUUCUAAUGGUGCUAUCUGCUUCAGGUUUGAUGGGAAGAGUUUCCUUGCCUUUCUUAAGCUCAUGCUUAUGGAAACCAAUACUAUUUUGACACACAUUCAGAGUAUUUCAAUGGGUUUGCUCAUCACAAACUCUAUUUUGUAUUUUUUUUUUUUGUUUUGUUAGUUUGUUUUCCUGAUGCUGGUUAUUUUCUAAUAGGCCUGAAUAUUGACAGCAUGAACAUGGUGCUGUUUGAAUUCCAUACUAAAUCUUUCACUGAGAUGCAAUUGUAAGUGAAGUCACACUCACCUGGUAUUUCUUGGUGACAGGCUUGUCACAGAAAGCAAAGGGUUAAUCAGCGUGAUUAUAUUGUAUUGUCAUGGUGCACAUCUAGAGAAUAUAUAAAUAUAUAUAUAUAUAUAUAUAUAUAUAUAUAUAUAUAUAUAUAUAUAUAUAUAUAUAUAUAUAUAUAUAUAUAUAUAUAUAUAUACCACCAGCGCGCCCCCCACCCCCAAACUUUGGAAAGUAGCCUGAUCACUCCUUUACUUGUGGAAUAUCAAUUGUUUUUAACCCAUAACUGCAAGGGUUAAAUGACCAACUGAAUAUUAGCUAUAUAAUUCUCUAUGCAGUCGCUGUGAAAGAGGCAGCCACUAGCUAGCUUACACAUGUGCCAAACUGCCAAUUUGCCCAAUUGUAUUUUGGAUAGAGAGGCUAUUUUUUCACUGCAGUUUCUGUAACUUGUAAUUCAGUUGUUAGUGUUUUACUUAUGCACUACAAUUCCAAAGAACAUUUGUGCUUCCUGAUUACACAACCUUAUUAUUGGACAGAACCGGCUUAGAGAAAGUACUGAAGGAGAGCUUGGUCCAUCAUGUAUGCAAGUACAGUAAACCAGAACGGAGGAAGCAGAGUUUAGACCAUAAUGCUGCAAAACUUCCCCAAUCUCCUUUACCAAAAAAUAAAUCUGUGAAUAAGAACUUAUUUUAGGUAUAACUUAGUUCAAAAGAUACAAGCAUAUAAAUUGUACCGGUAUCGGAAGUCUUUUUUAAAUUGUACAGAUGUACAAUUUGUUUUUUGCAACUGAAACUCCAGAUUCUAGAAUUCAAAAUUGAAACUGAAAAUUUUAUUGUGUCCCUUAAAAGCUUCAGCAGGUGGUGGGAAGAAAUCAAGCAACCUUUUUACUUAAAGGGACUCUCCAGGCACCCAACCACUUCUGCCCAUUGGAGUGGUCUGGGUGCCAACUCCCACUACCAUUAACCUUGCAACUGUAAAUAUUGCAGUUUUCAUAAACUGCAAUAUUUAUAUUGCAGGUUUAGCUCUUCCUCUAGUGGCUGUCUACUAGACAGCCACUAGAGGGCACUUCCUGGUUUAUAGCACAAAUUGCUAUAGUGUCACUAUGUGAGGACCUCCAGCGUCGCUAAAUUCCCCAUGGGAAAGCAUCUUUCAGUGCUUUCCUAUGGGGAGGUCUAAUGCGCGUGUGCGGCAUUGCUGUGCAUGCGCAAUAGGUCUCCACCGACGGAUGAUGUGGGCGGACCAUGAACCAGCGCCGAGGGACAUCAGACAUAGGAUUAUUUUCCUUGCACUGGAGAGUCCCUAUAACACAUCACAUCCUUAAUAUUGUAUGCAUUGUGUUUACAUCUGCUGCAGUUUUUAUAUAAUUUUCUUUAUCUCCCCCUGCAGGCAGAUCGGGAAAGGUGCAGAGAAAAAUUUCCCUACUAGAUGACAUUUCAUCGCAAUGUCCGAUCGUUUGGGGCAGAUAUCCAAGGGAAAGGAUGGGAAAAGCAAAUACUCGUCUCUCAACCUGUUUGACAAGUAUAAAGGGAAGUCAAUAGAAGCCAUCAGAACUACAAGUAGGUGGUCUUUCAAAAGUAAAAAUGAACAGUCCAAGUACCAUAACCACUUCUGCUUCUUGAAUAGUAUAUGGAGCCUUGAAUUCUUUUUCUCCCUAAACUUUUUAUAGGUUUUGUCAUAGUUUUACAUAACUUUAACCACAAAAAAAAGCAUGCCAGAACAGCCAGUAGUUUCAUGAGAUACAUGAGUUUGGAAGAAUAAACUACACAAAGGAUUAGUUUACUAAACUGAGAAUUUUCAGGAAUUCGAAGUGAAUUUAAAAUUUUAAGAUGAAAAUGUCUUAAGUCAGCUAUACUUUAGUAAACAACCCUGUACUAAAUUGAGUGUUUAAGUUCCUUUUGUGUUUUUUCUUGAAUGAAAUGAUUUGUGACGUUAUCUGCCAAGUGCCACAUAGCUUUCAGUGGAAAGCAAAGGUGUGACCUUUAUGGCAUUGAUUGCUGCUGUUCAGGCAUUUUAUGGAAUAUUAAGUGUUUCCGUUUAAAGUUGAGGACUAGGAUUGUCUGACAAUGCACUAUGGAGAUAAGGGGUGACUUAAGUUGUCAUCUUCGAAUUUAAAAUAAGAGUCUGUUGUCUUGCAUUUGUCCAUUGUUGACUGUGUACUUAGGGGCUACAAUCCUGAAUUCAUGCAAUUGAAUGUGGAUCUGAAAAAUUGCCUGUCCCCAAACAAUUGCUCUUUUUUGUGUGCAUCUUUGUGGACAUCAAUGCACAUUAUAGUAAAGUUAAUAAACCUUGGGUCUACAGUAACCAAAUUGCCUGUUUGUGUCUCUCUCUUAGUUAUACCUAGACAUGGCUUACAGAGUCUUGGGAAAGUUGCCGCUGCCCGGCGUAUGCCACCUCCCGCAAACUUGCCAAGCUUGAAAUCAGAAAACAAAGGAAACGACCCAAAUAUAUUUAUAGUGCCCAAAGACGGAACGGGAUGGGCAAACAAACAAGAGCAGCCAGACCAAAAGAGGUGAGUAGAGGGAAAUGUGUUUUAUAAUCCCCUGUAAUUCAUAGUAACCUUUUAUGUGAUGCUCUGAUUUUCUGUGUGUGAAAGACCUGGCAAUUUACAACACAAUACAGUUUGAUGCGAUAACAGCCAUGAACCCAAUGCAUUGCUUGUUUUUCCAGCUCUGCAAUUUUUAUUUUAUUUGAUUUAAAAACAAAAAAAAAACUCAAAUGGUGUAUCACAUAGCCACUGUAAAUAUCCAAUCACAAAUGUGCAAACUAGCUCCCAUAAAUCCACUGUUUUAGCGCAAAAGAAAUGCUUAUUUGAAUACCUGAUGGUGCUGAACGCUCCACUUUAAUGUCAAGAUGUCCGUUCUGCCUCCAGCAACUUUGUUUUCUUUUCAGAUAUUGGAUUGUUUUAUUUAUAAAGUGUCAGCUGGUUUAGUGCUCUUUUGGUUGGAGUUCCCUCCAGUGUGAAAUUUGCAGUAGCUCAUGCUCUCGCUAGGGAGAGUAAAUCUGCAUGCACCGCACGUCUGCGGUACUAGGCUGCUGUCUGGUUUGUGAGGAAUUGAAGGGUUUUGGAUGACAAAGAAACUAGGUCAAUGGAUUUCACAAAUGAUAGACUUUUUGCAUUUCUCAACCUCCACCCUGAAUGGUAAAUUACCCCCCUUUUUUUAAAUAAAGUUAUGGUUGCCCUUAAUCCUAAAGUAAGUCAAUCUAAUGUUUUAUAUUUGACUGUUUCGUUUUGGUAAUUUUUUUUUUUUUUUUUUACAAUCUUUGUCACAAUAUAUUUUCACAAUAAAUGAAUUAUGCUGUUCAAAAAACAAAUGUAUACAGUUCGGUUACAUUUAGACAGUUAACAUGAUUCGGUAUCUGUCAGAUGCAGUAGAAUAGUGUUUGGCGUAGAUAUAUCUCUAUAGAGUAGUUACAGGUUGGCAUCCUGUUGCCAUUAAACAUAGAAUGUGACUGCAGAUAAGAACCAUUCGGCCCAUCUAAGUCAUUUGUAAAUCUCUGGACUCUCUGCUGUCGCCUUAUCAGGUAUUUCAUUUCAAGAGUGGGUUUAGGUUUAAACUGUAUGUAUCGGUGUUGCCUAGUGUAGUGCAGUAGUGUGUUUUGAUAUGUAUGGCAAACAGGGAGGCUAGAGUAUUAAUAGAAGCACACUGGUGGCGCUCGUCUUUUUUGCACUUGACGUCUUCUCGUCUGGAGUAAAUCGUGAUGGGAUAUGCAUUCAGGCUUAGGGGUACACUGGUGAACUGGCCGUUCUUAGCAGUGUCCAUAUCCUAUAUGUCUGAGGGGCGUUAGUGCGUGCUCUGAAGGCCGCAGGUCUCGCAAGAUUUUCGCUGGAGGAGCUGCAGGAAAGGUAAGUAACAGCUUGCUGCCGGCCCCCCCCUUGUAAUGGGCCUGGCGGUCCUGGGAGGCAAUAUCGGUAUCUAUAUUGGCCGAUACGAAAAUACCGAAUAUCGGCUGAUAUCGGUAAAACCUAUAAUCGAUAGAUCCCUAAUAUUUACCCAAUCUGCUACCCGGAGUCCUGCCAGGUCUCGAGUGUGCAACCCACUUGCCAUGACUGGGUUGUGCGUGAUAGGGGUAAGUGGGUUGGGUGAUAUAGUCAGUUGUCUUUUGAUACGUAUCGUACAGCAGACGCCCAGUGUGGCGUCCAUCAAAAGAUUAUAUAUACAUAGUGAGCUUAACGUCCCUGUUCCCUGCCAGAGCGCAGAUGGGAUCUUUCCCUCUGCCUAUUGGGUCUCUAGAGACACCCAUAGUUUCUUUGCAGGGUACGUGUGCCAAUCUAGGAAUCUAUACAGAUGGGCAGCAUGAUACUAUAUUGUAAUAGAUUGGAGACCCAUCCCUCCAGCCACCUUGGGCCCGCCGAAGUAUGGACUGGCGAUGAUUCCACACGAACUGCCGUAUUGCCGUGGGCACAGCGUCUCAUAUCUUUUUGGAGAGUGUCCAGCAGGGUCAGAUAGAGAGAGGAGAAAGAGUCUGCCGGGUCCAAUUACAUAUCGGGAAUGAUGCGAUUUAAUGCACCAUUGACGCGGAUUCUGGCCGUGGGGGUUGUGUAUAGGGACUGCACCGAGGCACGCAUGAGCGGUCUGCCUCCCAUACAUUGCAGUACUGCUGUCAAGCACUGCCAAUCUACCCGGUCAAAUGCCUUCUCUGCAUCCGGGGAGAGAAGCACCAGUUCUUUUUUUGGUUGACCGGGCAGCAUGGAUGAUGUUGAGGGCUCUGAUGGUGUUGUCGCGUCUCUCUCGCCCCCGGAUAUAGCCGACCUGUUCGGGGUGGAUAAGGCCAGGUUGGGUCCUUGACCAGCGAAGGGCCGUUGCUUUUGCGAACAGUUUGAGGUCCGCAUUCAGGAGCGAAAUGGGUCGAUAGCUCGAGCAGCUUAUUGGGUCUCUUCCUUCUUUUGGUAUUAUGGUUACCACCACAGCCAGGGAGUCUGUGGGAAACUGGCCUCCUGUGUGGAUCGAGUUUAUCCCCUUCAGGAGCCUCGGCAAGAGGAGAUCGCGUUACGUACAUAGGUAUGUCAGGGGUAGGCCAUCCGGGCCUGGGGCCCGAUGGGAUUUUGACCACUUAAGAGCUUCAGUAAGAUCUUCGAUUGUUAGCCGUAGUUCUAGUGCUUCCGCCGAUUAGUGUCCUCAUAACAUUGUGUGCGAGGUAGUCAGUGAUCAGUAGGUGUCACUGUAGUGCAGCGUCCUCUUGGCAUGUUUGAGAUUAAUACAGGUCUGUAUAAUAGGAGUGGAAUGCCUGUAGGAUUCUGUCUGGCAGUUGGAUCUCCCCUGUGUUGUGCGUUCUGAUUUUAUGGAUAUGGUGCAGUCGUUGCCUGUCUUGCAGCUGUUGGGCUAGUAGUUUCCUGGUUUUGUAAGAAUGUUCAAAGAAAAAAAUCGGUUUGACUUUCUGAGUGUAUGUAGGAGAGGCCCUGGGCAAGGAGGUCUUGCAGCUGUCUGCGUGUCUGUCAGCUGGAGGAAUGUAUCUUCUGCUAGCGUGCAUUUGUGUGCUUUCAAGGUCUGCGAUCCUGCGGACCAGUGAGGCCGUCUGUCUCGCAUGUGCUUUCUUGCGGUGCGUGCAAAUUUUUAUAUAGUAUCCUCUGAUCACUCAUUUGUUUGCUUUCCGGAUUUGCUUUCCAGACUGUCAACAGGGGGGGUGUCAGGUGUGGUGUUGGUGUCAAAGUAUUGGGCCAGUUUGUCCUCGUCGAUUCUAGUUCUACUGGGUCAGUUAACAGGUUCUCAUUAAGCGUCCACUGGCGGUUCCUGGGUUUAAAGAGGGUGGAGCGCAGUGUGAGCGAGACUGGCGAAUGGUCAGUGCUAACCGUGGUCCUAAUGUCUGAGUGGAUGAGUAAUGAUAAAAAUUAUCGUGCCAGAAAGUAGUAGUCAAUUUGGCUAUAGGGUUUGUAGACUGAGGAGUAAAAAGUGAAGUCCCUAUUGUCCGGGUGUACCACCCUCCAGCAAUCUACCAGGCCCAGUUGCCCCAAGGAUUGUCGAACUAAGUGGAUGUGUCGGUGCGGGAGAGAGCUAGUUCCCCUGGAAGUAUCUUGUCGUGGCAUUUUAAUGUUGCCUGCAACCAGUAGGAGCCCCUUGCUGAAUUUCUCCAGUCGGGACAGCGUACGUGUCAGGAAGGUAUGUUGGUUCUGGUUUGGGCUAUAGAGGCAUGUGAAAGUGUACUUGUGAUCAGCUAUUGUUCCCUUAACCCCUUAAGGACACAUGACAUGUGUGACAUGUCAUGAUUCCCUUUUAUUCCAGAAGUUUGGUCCUUAAGGGGUUAAGGAAGAGGGAUCUGCUCUGAGGAUCUGCGUGUGUCUCUGUGCAUACAGAUGGUAUGGUGUUGGCGAAUAGAAUGGCUACUCCCGCCCUCCUGGCCUCGUUGUGAUUAGCAAACAAGCCCAUAGGGAAUUUGUGUUUUAAGGGGUGUCAGGGCCUCGGAAAUGAGUUUCCUGGAGGAAGGCUAUGGAAACGCGCUUGGCCCACAGGCUUCUGAGUAGUUGAGCUUUUUUCAGGGACGUUCAGUCCCCUCACGUUAUUAGUCCAGAACUGGAGUGGGGCGGGUGCGAAACCAGUCAGUCAUUCUGGGGCGGCGGAGGCAGGCCGGCUCCGCUCCUUCAGAUGGCUUGCAUAGAGAAGGAAAUCUGCAGAAGGGAGGCAAGCCACAGAGAAGAAAGAGGUGGGGUGAAGUGUCAGGGGGUAGGCGGUGCUAUGAGCGCCCUAUAUUUGACUUUUUGUUUGUUAGUAAACCUUGCCAUUUAUCUGCCAGUUUUGUUUUCCUUUUUCAAUGGGAAAUCAUUUAAAAAUACACACAUGUAUGAUGGGCAAUAUUUGUAUAAAUAAAAUGAGACCACACAAUAACCACAGACAACGUUUACAUUUUUUUCAAUGAGCUUGGCCCCAUGGUGUUUGUUCAAAGUUUAAGGGGCAUACAACCAUAAUUUCAUAAAAUUGGAUCUUUCAAACUUUUAACUUUAUUAACCACCAAAUAGCCAGUCAGUCUUAGAUGAUGUGACCGCCGUUUAUGUAAAUAUUUUAACUUUAUUAACCAUCAUAUUGCCAGUCAGUCUUAACUAAACUUGACCCUGAGGAUGACUUUUGCCCCAAUGCUUCAUAACACCACGACAAUAUAGUUAUAUAAAAUUAAAGGGAGGCAGGGUGGGUCCUGCUUCAGUACACUGACUGGAUUUAAUUUGUGCUUUAUAGGUUUAUAGUUUAUUUUUUUUAUUUUUUUUUUAAAGGAACACUAUAUUGUUAGGAAUACAAAGUCCAGCCUCCCCGCCAUGUAAAACGUUAAAAAACCCUUUAUAUACUUGCCUGAUUCAAGCACUGGUGUCCCUCGGUGCUGGGUCAGAUUCCUCCUCUUUUGACCAACUGAUUUAGGGGUGGAGGGUUUAAUGUGCAUCAAGUGCUGCUCAUAUUACGCCUUCCCCACAAGAAAGCAUUGAUUCAGUGCUUUUCCAUGAGGUUUUUCAAUAUGCUAGAUGUCCUCCUGCAAAGCGUAGGACACUGCAAUGUAACCUUUGCAAUUUCUCUAACACUGAAAUGUUUUACAUUGCAUGGAUGAAGGAAAAUUAUACUGUUAAUAAUACAAAACUUUAUUUCUAACCGUAUAGUGCCCUCCUAUGCAUCCCUAGAUGUCCCUUGGCGCUAGAUUGCGCUCCACUGUUGCCGUCCGCCAAUGUGAAUGGUGUAUUGUGGAUCACUAAUAUCGUGUUUGUGACCCACCAUGUCUUACCUUGCAUGUUGUGUUCUGUGCAUUCUUAUGUUUUGUGUUUGGGUUCUGUGCAGCGAACAUAGUCAUCAAUGUCCACGUUGAAUUUACAAAAGAAAUACUAGUUUUUACAAUAUACUGAAAGCUCCAUAGAUGUGCAAAUAAAAUACCAGUGUUUGUGUUUUUUGUUUUGUUUUUUUUGUUAUAAAAUAACUUGUAGAUCAUCAUAUUCACUACAGCUCACUGUAGUGGUUAUGGUGCCAGGACUACCCUGGUGCCCCCUCUCCUAUUGUUGUAGACUUGUCUUUUGAGGAUGGUUGAUUGUUACAGUUGUUAAGGUCUACCUGCUUAUACAAUUCUAUGGAAUGUAUCCCUUGUUUCUGCUAACAUGCACAUGUUCUCUGUAGUUCCACAGUGACAGUUCCUGUGCCGCAGGAGUUGCUGCCGCCGCAGGGUUUGCAGAAGUCUGUCUCCAAUUUACAGAAACCGAACCCAGUGACAAAUCCAGAGGUGAGACUCUCACUGAUGUUUAGAUGUCAAAGUGCUUUGAUUGUGACCAUGCUUCUUUUCUUUAUAAGUUCCUCCAAAAACACUAUAAGAACAUUUGAGUAAAGAAAAAUACAAAGUCCGCUUUCUGAACCUUUUAGGACACCCAAAUUUUAGGAUGAAAAGUGAUAAAUGCUAAUCUGAUGGAUUUUUAAAAUCUUUUUCUGGAUGCUAUAUGUAGCUUGCUUUUUUUUUUUUUUUUUUUUCCAAAGGCAGCGAGACAUGUGAACUAUUAAAACUAAAGUAAACCUAAAUAAAAAUAUUUAGCAUAUAGUGUGUUCAAUAUAAUAUAUUCAAUUAUGUUCUUUUUCAUUUUACAGAAUAUAAAUUUAGUGCCAGGUGGGCAAAAGUCAUGGGCACAGCUGAAUGGAAAGCCAGCAGGACAAGAAGGUGGUAAGUGUCCUGUAAUCCAAGUCAGAGGUGCACUUGCUCUCAGCAGACACUGCAGCUAGUGCAGGGGUUUCCAAUUCAUUUUUCCCGUGGAGCCCUUUGACAUAGUGUUUCAACACUGUACGCCCUCCACCCCCCCAUCCCCUCCCCCCCCAAAGGAAAAAAAAAGAAAUUGUGCCGUUGCAUUAACGUACGUGUGUGUCUGUGUGUGUCUGACACACAGAUCCACACACUGGCACAUAGUGGCGCGCACACUCAGAUACAGUGACCCACAGAUACACACACUGGCACAUGCACAUACAUCUAUAUACACUCACUGAAAGAUACAUACAGUGACACUUGGUUACACACACUGGUGCAUACACUCAGAUACGCCGUGACACAUACAUUCACUGACACACAGAUACUCACAGUGACACAUAUUUCACACACAUGCCAUUUUUUUUUAUAUUUGCAGUCACCCUCCUGUAAACAUACCUGUUGUCUGCAGUAGGGUGACUUGCUGGUGUGUGUGUGUGUGUCUGUCUGUCUGCUCACUGCCGGCUGCUGCCUCUCUCCCUCCAGCGCAGAGUUUUCCGCAUGGAGGAAACUAGUCACUUCCUCCCAGCAUCCCAUACUAUGGGGACCCGGUCGCGCAAUUAAUCGGCCGCGGCGCAGACUGGGUCCCAGCAGCAAUAGGGCUAACCUCUGGGCAAAUAACCGCGGAACCCCAAUUUUGUUCUCGUAGACCGCAGAACACCCAUUGGGAAACACCGGUCUGGAGUCUAGCUUACAAUACUUGCCAUUUUGUGUUUCUGCUUCCGCCCCACUCUUGCUUUUUAAAUUGGACUGUUCCUUUAAAAAGGUAUGUGUGCAAAACCUGUUUAUUUGGAACACAAAUCCUACUGCAACUUUAUUUGUUCUUAUAAGGUAUUUGCAUUUUUUUGUUGACAGGUUCAAGGGGCUCAAACCGACUGUUGUCCUUCUCUCCCGAGGAAUUUCCAACAUUGAAAGCAGCUGGCGAGCAAGACAAGGUUGGCAAAGAAAAGAGCGUCUUAGAUCCGUCGUAUGGGCCCGGACCAAGCCUCCGCCCCCAGAGUAAGCCCCUCGCCCUGCUUCCCGGUAACCGCUCUGAACGUUUUGUCAGUCUUCCCCUUAUCCCUUGUGUGACUUAAUAGUCAUACGUCCUCUAAUCUAACUUAUCUGAUGUGUAAUGUGCGUACAAUAAAUGGUCUCCAUAGUUUUCUGCAGCCAAAUAUUUUUUUUUAAUGUAAAUUUUUCUUUGCACUGUUCCUCUCAUGCAUUUAAUAUUCAUUAUUGUAAAAUGGAAGUUGCCUCCCCACCUCCCACCCCAAAAAAUCCUCACUUAAAUUAUAUUAUCUAUUGCUAUCUGGACAAUUUAGUCAUCCCUACCGCUGCUGCACCUUACGUGACUAUUUGGAUUGUCGUAAAUCAAUAUCGGCAAAUGCUCAGGAGCCGUUUCUUUUAAUGUGCUACUGAUCUAAAGCCAAAAUGUCCCUAGUUCCUUUAGUAACCAACUUAUAGAUGGAUUUUCAUGAUGCACAGCCAGCCACUCUCUGACUGUAAUGUCCCAUAGUUGUUGGAAUGAGCACUGUGUACUUUUACAACUCCCAGAUUCUUAAAGGCUUAACUAUAGGUUGGUGACUUCUGUUCUAUGGUUGCAUUCUAGGGGGGAGCGGGCGGGCGGGAAAUUCCCUUCUUUUUCAGAAGGUUCAGGGUUUUUUCACCUUACAGGUUAGGUUCCAGUAGUAAUAAUGAUUACCAUUGAUUUGUAAUAAUAUUCCAAUGGUGAAUUGUUCUGUGAUCAUUUUAUGUGCUUUGUAUGUAGGAUAUCUGUGUUGGUUUUUUUUUUUUGUUUUGUUUUUUAAAUGCAUCAUACAGAACAGGAAUCAUCACAGUUAAAAUCUGGUCACGUAUGUUAGCUGGACAGUCCACAUCAUAACCACUCAUCUUAUUAAAGUGGUUAAAGUGCCUAGAGUCCUCUGUUUCGACCACAUUGUAUAUUGUUAUACUGUUCUCAAUUUCUGUGUUACUGAAUGUGUGUCUCUGGACACCUGUACCUCCACUUGGCUACGGCACAGUUUAACACUUCCUUAGCCAUAUAAAUCCAUAUUAAAUGUGGGCAGCAUUGAUAGAUGAUAGAUGAGAGCUUCCUUCAUUCAGUAUUAAAACAGUCGAAAAUUGUUUAGCAAUAAACAAUGGAGCUGUGCCAGAGAACUCUGUGAGAUGAAGGGGUUAUGGUGCGUAGAGUAUUCCCUGGCGGGGAAAAAUAUAUAUUAAAGGGUAACCAUGAAGUAAAAAUUGGCAUCUAAUAUUUUAUUUCAUUAUGAAGGUUAAAAUAAAAAAAGGGGAGGGGGUGGGGUGAUGAAGUAUCCCAUCAACCUCUGAACAGUAGGUUUGUAGGAUAAGUAGUUAAUGAGAUGAGUGGAACUUUCUUGUGCAAGAGUAAAAUUGCCCAUAAAACCAAUAGUAGCUUUACCAUGGCUGCUAUCUGUUCACACGUUUCACUGUUUAGUGGACCAUGCUAUGUUAAGCUCUUAGCAAAUGUGUGGUAUACAGUCCACAGCUCUGCUUUGCUCUUGUAUAUGGAGAGAGAGCGGAGCCUACGUUGUGCAUAUAGUAUGCAAAAGCUGCACACAAAAUUUGGAUAAAAUUGAUUAUCCGGCAACAAGUCUCUUUCCAUUCCAGGAGCCCAGAAGUGGAGUUACACCUCAGCAGAAAUUCUAGUGUCUCGGAACUGCUUGCAUCUCAAGCUAAAACCAUGCAUAUAUGGGCGAAUUGAAAUGGUUAUAGUACUUAAAGUAACCCUCUAACUUUAAAUAUUGGUUACCUUUAACAGAGCAAUGCCUCUGCUCUUUUAUAUAUUCUUACAUUUUAAUGUGGUUAUUUUGUAUAAAGUGCCUUAUCUUGUUUUUUAAAUUAGAAAUUUUAACCGGUUUCUAAUAUGUUCUAUUCUUCCUAUCCCAUUUCAGAUGUCACCAGUUGGAGGGAGGGCGGUGGGAGAAUCAUUACUUCUAGUGUGUCUCCGACCGUCUCUCCUACUGAGCCGGGAAGCAAACCCACCAUCCCAGCAGAUGGUGCCCCCUCCCCAGCGCUUGCGAACGAUUCAAAGGAGCUUUCGCUUCGCCCGGCUCAGCCCAACCGAAAAGGGGCUCCGUUCUUGGGGAACACAUACCAUCCACCAACUUACCAUGACAUGCUACCAGCUUUUGUACGUAUUACUGCCCAGUAUUGUCUUAUUACAUUGCAAAUGUUUUUGCUUAAAUCAGGCAUCUCAAACUCUGUGCCACCCCCCAGACGUUUCUGAAAUACAACUUUCACAUUUCUCUGGCCAUCUAUUGCAUUCAGUCUAAUAAGGCAAUUGUAAAGUGUAAAGGAACACUUCGUUGCAAAUGUUAAUAUUUUCUUUUUAGCUAUUUAGUAGCUUUUUGGCAGACUGGAUCAAGGCCAAGAAUGUGAGACUCGGAGUGGUCAUCUACGAAGAGAUACCUAAUUUUAUCCAUAGGCUUCUGGCCUCACUCCUACCCCCAAAGCACAAAGCAGAUGAAGUUAGUCAUGAUGGACUAUUGCUUUUGUUUACUAGAGGGCCCCAAAGGACACAUCCAAGGACAUUCUGAUAAAAUUUGUUCGGACAGAAGGAUUGUCAGAGGGCAACCAAGGGGACCCCUAACACAGCAUUCGAAGGCUAUCAACUUACCUUUUACCGUGACCUGUCCCAUCACACCACCAUAUGGAGACAGCCCCUCCGACAUGUUACUUAACACCUGAGGGACCACAAUGUGCCUUAAGAAUGGGGCACACACAGGCUUUUAAUGGAGAAAGGAGUCAAAACCAACUCCAUCACGCACCUUACUGAAGUGCCAGCCUUGUUCCGAAUGCUGGGUAUACUAGACGCACCUCAUACACCAGCAAGCCGACCAUUCUAAUCUGUGGACCAGAUAACCCCAUCUGUACGCAGUGCCGCAAUAUCAUGGAACAUUGAUCCUCCACACCGAGGGGCACGACCGCGCACCCGUACCUACCUAGCACGCUUAAUGUGUGAAAACUGUUUCCUUAUUUCUCAUUUUCUAUUGUAUAAUAUGUUCACUGUUCUGUUUUUUUUUUAACCGGCGCCGUAAGCCAUACAGUCUGAACCACCCCACCCCCAAACCCAGAACACCACUGGCAGACGACCCCUACUCACAGAAGCCAAGCAAUUAUACCAGCUGACGGCUCAUACCCAGCCGUGAUCCCCCCUCCCUCCCUAAAGGCAGACAGACAAUCAGAUGAGAGGGCCACAACCCACAGACAAGUACAGGAUAAUUGUUCUACUUCUCACUUAAGCCAGAAUACCUUAUGGUUUAUAACACGCAUGAUUGGUUGACUGCUUAUUAGUUGACAUUUUUAUUACUUUUAUUAAAAAUAGUGUCUGUACCUUUUUGACAUGUACCAAAAUGUGCAGUGUUUUAAUGUGGACCCUGCUAUGUCCAAACAAGUUUUAUGCCACGGUUUAUAGCACGACAAAAAUGUCAAGAAAAAUCUGGUGGAGCAGAGUUUGAGGUUCCUGUUUCAAAUGUAAGUGUCCGGACAUGCAAGUUAAUUUUUAUAUUUUGCUUCCAGAUGUGCUCUCAGCACCAAUCAGAACCCACUGGGACAUCGGAUCGUGCUUCCUUUCCUAUCCAACCUACUUCCCAACCUCGUCUGGAACCUCGUGUACCAUUUAGACAGUUUCAGAUGAAUGACCAUGAAGGGUAAGUCCAAGCAGAUUGCAUGACUGAUGCAUUUGGAUUUUACUAUCAAUUUUGAAAAAAAAUUUUUUUACUUGAUGCUCUUGUUAUCCUACAUUCAUUGUUUUUAUUUGCCCUGCAGACUGAGUACCACUUUAAUGCAGACUCUUUUUUUAGGUCUUUGUGGCCGUUCUUCAUUUCAUUUAGCCAAGCUUUUAGUAAAAUUCAAUUCUGUCUCUGGUUAUUUCUUAGAAGAGAGAGCCGAUAUCCAGGAGGACCUUCUCGACCUGUACGUCAAACUCGUUCUCAAGGAGAGAGAGCACCAAGGGCCACCAUCAUUAAUGCUGAAGAUCUCAAGGAGUUGGAUGACCUUGACAAUGAUGCUGAAGAUGGUUGGGCUGGUAUGUUUUUUUUUUUUUUUUUUAAAUCUAUUAUGUAUAUGUUCUACUGACAAGUACAUCAUUAAGUUUCCUGUAAUUGAGCUCUAGUUUGUAUUUUUAUUAUUAUAAUCUUUAUAUAGUGCCAACAAAUUCCGUAGCAUUUUACAAUGGGUGGACUAAUUUUAGUAUAUAUUCUUGUAGGUCUGCAUGAUGAGGUGGAUUAUUCGGAAAAACUUAAGUUCAGUGAGGAUGAGGAAGAUGAGGAUAUCAAUAAGGAGGGAAGAAAUAAAUGGUAAGCAUUGUUUUAUUUAAUUUUUUAGUUAUUUGUAAAUACUAGGAUACACAUUAUUAUAGGCUGCUGAUGACCACCAAAGCAUAGUCUGCACAUUGCUGACAUUUAUUGAUCCAAUCACUGCUUUUAGCAGCUAAAUGGUUAGAGGGAUCCACCUGCCCAUUGGAAGGCUUGCUAUCUUAUGAAGGAUUUAAGGCUGGAAAUGAUCAUGACAGUGUGGUUGUAAAACAGCUGAUGUGGUGGUUUUUUCUUUUUUUUUCUUUGGACACCACUGCCAGGGCUCAAAACGUCAAUUUGACCCUAGCCAUUGGCAAGUUAACAGUUAGCCCUGGCAAGUAGAAGUCCACUUCUGGAGGGUAUACAUGGUUUACAGUGGCAAGUCACUUUUAAGGCUGUUGGUUUGUUUCUUAUGUAUACUUUGAGUUCCUGUUUUGUGUAUGUUGGGUGAGAUGGGUUUCCUCACACAUAAUGGCCAAAAUUACGCUUUAAGAGCAGAUUAAUUUUUUUUUAAACAUUUUUUAUUUUAAACAAUGUGUAUUUGCAGUGUUAUCAUGGUAGAUUUAGAUCCACAUUAUCCUGUUUUGUGCUUGAUCUAUCUGGACCAUCCGCAAAAGAAUGAGAUUUGAGUCCGUUUAUGAAGCUCAUGAUCAUGGUCUUGCCCUUUGUGUUUUUCAGAUGUUAAGAUGAAUUUAUAUUUCCUUGUAGUGCUAAACUGUUAAAGUUGCAUAAUAUUAAACUGCCAGACUAUUCCCCACAGGAAUGGCUGGGAUUGCAGAAGGCAGCGGCAGGUCUCUUUUACCUCCACUGACAGUGCAGAUGCAAAGCACCCAACAGAGGAUGGUAAAAACUGGAGUGAUCCAUUGGCCCAUCAGCGACCUGCACGAAGAACACCAGAACCAUUGCAGCAAGGGUCCCGGAAACCAAACAGCUGGGCAGCAGUAGCUGAGCAUCAGGUAGCAUACAUGUUUAACAAAAAUAAACACUAGUGAGAGUAUAGAUGUAUGCACCUUGCAGCCUUUGGCAGAACAUCCACAAGUAUCUGGAGUAGCUCCGUUAAGCACAUUUUAUUAAUGUGUAAAGCAGUCUUGUAUGUUUUUGGUGGGGGUGGAGGGGUUCAGGCUUGUCUACAGUUUUAUCCUAGAUAAUUCUCAGAUGGAAAUAAUACUAAAUGUUAUUUCUGUGCUUUCUUUAUAGCAGAAGUCUACACCUGUUAUACGGCAACCGUCUGUGGAAGAAAAGGAGGACAAGUUGCCUCCACGGCAAAAGUUUGUGCAGUCCGAGAUAUCAGAGGCAGUGGAGCGUGCCCGAAAACGGCGUGAAGAGGAGGAGCGACGGGCCAGAGAAGAGCGUCUUGCUGCUUGUGCUGCUAAAUUAAAACAACUGGACCAAAAAACAAAACAGGCUCCAAAAUCUCCUGGUGGUGACCUUCCAAGACAGACUGAAAACAAAGAGAAUGAGGACCCACGGUCUCCAGUGUCAGACAAGAGCAGCACUCAGGAGAACAGUCAUGCUUUCCGAAGAGGUACGUACGCGUGAGAGGUUAACCUCUGGAAAUCAAAAUUUUAACAUUCCAAAUUAAAAUCAUGGUAUAUUGGUCAGAGGUGAUAAAUGUUUUAAUAUCUUACUUGGAAGAAGGCAGAAAUCUUGUUAAUAUUUAUAUGCAUCAAACAAUGCAUGCACAUGCAUAUAUAAUAGAACAGUUUUGUGUGCAGAUUGCUUUUCUUGAAAAUAUUAGUUAUGUAAAUUUACAGAAUUUGUAUUUUCCAUUCUUUUAUAGAAUUUUUUAACUUUACUUUUUUAACCCCUUAAGGAUGGAGCCAAAUGUACACGUUGUGAACAAAACAAACUGUAAACAAAACCUGGCAUUUGCGCUACAUGUCUGUCCAACCGUAAUUCCCCUCUUUCAUAUUAAAUGCACCCACCCUUAUUAUAUAUAUCAUUUUAUUCAGGGCAAACAGGGCUUUCAUUUAAUAUCAAAUAUUUAGCUAUGAAACCUAGUUUAAUAUGAAAAAAAUUUUUUUUUUUUAGUUCUACAUGACAUUUUAACUGUGAAUGUCAUAAUACUGUUUGCUUUUACUGCAAUAAAAUACACAUAUUUGUAUUCAGCAAAGUCUCACGUGUAAGACAGUACCCCCUAUGUACAGGUUUUAUGGCAUUUUGGGAAGUUACAGGGUCAAAUAUAGCGUGUUACAUUUGAAAUUGAAAUUCGCCAGAUUGGUUACGUUGCCUUUGAGACUGUAUAGUAGCCCAGGAAUGAAAUUUACACCCAUAAUGGCAUACCAUUUGCAAUAGUAGACAACCCAAGGUAUUUCAAAUGGGGUAUGUCCAGUCUUUUUUAGUAGCCAUUUGGUCACAAACACUGGCCAAAGUUAGCGUUAGUAUUUGUUUGUGUGUGAAAAAUGCAAAAACCGCCAAUUUUGGCAAGUGUUUGUGACUAAGUGGCUACUAAAAAAGACUGGACAUACCCCGUUUGCAAAAAACCUUGGGUUGUCUACUAUUGCAAAUGGUAUGCCAUCAUAGGGGUAAUUUUCAUUCUUGGGCUAACCAAUCUGGCAAAUGUUAAUGUGAAAAAAAUGAAACACAAGCCUUUGAUGCUGUAACUUUUGAAAACACCAUAAAAGCUGUACCUGAGGGGUACUGUUGUACUCUGGAGACUUAGCUGAACACAAAUAUUUGUGUUUCAAAAAAGUAAAAAGUAUCACAGCAAUAAUAUCGUCCGUGUAAGUGCUGUUUGUGCGUGAAAAAUGCAAAAAACUUCACUUUUACUGGCGAUAUCAUCGUAGUAAUACAUUUUACUGUUUUGAAACACUAAUAUUUGUGUUCAGCGAAGUCUCCUGAGUAGAACAGUACCCCCCAUGUACAGAUUUUAUGGUGUCUUGCAAAGUUAUAGGGUUAAAUAUAGUGCUAGCAAAUUAAAUUCCCUACGUGUAUUUUGAUAUAUAUAUAUUUAUAUAUUAAUAUCACAAUAGUUAGAAUGAAAUAACACACAUCUAUAUAUUUAAUUUUUUUAAUGUAUUUACAUAUUAAAUUUUUUAUUAUAUAUAACAAUAAUUAUAUAUAUUUAAUCAGUAUCAGUCUGUGUAAUUUGAUAUUAAAAUAUAUAUUAAUAGUUAAAUACACCUAGACAGUGUGUGUGUGUGUGUGUGUGUGUGUGUGUGUGUGUGUGUGUGUAUGUGUAUGGGGGGGAGGGCAUACUAUUACGCCCAGCGGCAUUUAGAGCCGCCUAAAAUAGGGCGUAAUAGUAUGCCCUCCGGUUUUGAGGGGUAAAUGAAAAGCAUAACAAAAUGUGUCAAAAAAAUAAAAUUCAUAAAUAAUCCAUCAUGCACCAUUGGAAAUCUGCAGAAUGGAAAAAUGAUCUGAGGGAAAUAAUCUGUGCUUUUUUGGGGGGGGGAGAUUUGAAUCAUAAAAUACCAAACUCUGCUUUCAUCAGCUUAAACAUUUAAAAAAAAAUGCAAUUUAAUCCUCACCAGGCUGCUUCUCUCUACCACAAAGACUGUGUGAGAUCUUACAUGUAUGACAAGAAUUAAAAAUGACCAUUAGAGCGAUGGAGAGAGAGUUUUAAUACACAGACACAUGUAUUGAAAUUUUAGUUUAGUCCUAUUAUUUUGUCACCUGUACAUAUUAUGUACGCUAUAAAUCAAGAAACAUAAAUGAAUUUAUUUUGAAUUACUUUUUCUAAGCUCAUGUUGGUGCAAUAAAUGACAGAGAUGCAAAUUGCGUUUGAACACAAACUGCAAAAAAUCCAAAAAUGGCUUGUGUCCUUAAGGGUAAGUCCAGUUUUUGAAGCUGCGUCCUUAAGAGGUUAAAAUAGUUAAAUACUCUAGGCUCAAAUUACAUGCACAUUUGCAACAGUUCUCACAUUUGAAGCUCCUCCAUUUGCUGCAAACACAUUGCAGCUUCAGUGAACCUUGCCCAGAAAAGGAAGCAACCGUUUUUUUCUUGUAUCUUUUUUUUUUUUUUUUAUGGUGAACGUAGUCAUGGGAAGUAGUGGAAUUAUGUGCGUUAAUUUUGUUACCCUAGUUACUGCAUCACAAUUUAGAAUUUUUGUUGCUUUUGUGUGUGUAACAGCUUUCUAAGUAUCCCAGUCAAUCUGUAAUUUAAAGAGUGCAAGUGAUUUUCAUUUUUUCAUCAACUUGGGAUAUGCUGACCUCAAGGUAUCUGCCCAUCUUUUUCUCCCAAGGGUUUUCCAUGCUAGUUAUUUCUCAAAGACACUAUAGUGAAGAAAGCUUGACCACACAUUUUGCAUUGUACGUUAAAUUGAGAUGAUCCAUUUGAUUAACCCCUUAAGGACCAAACUUCUGAAAUAAAAGGGAAUCAUGACAUGUCACACAUGUCAUGUGUCCUUAAGGGGUUAAAGUUCCACUAUAGUGACUUAGACCACGUUUUGCCUUUAGUCCUGCUGUGCAACACAUUGCUGCUUUGUAUACAGCAAUAGUUUCGAAUAGUUCCUAGAGGGUGCUUCCUGUGGGAAAGCAUUGGAUUGGCUGAAAUCCUCACAAUUGAUGAUCUCUGCCAAGAAGGCAGAACUUGGGCAGGGCUAGCCGAGAGGAGUCCUGCACGGUGCUGGAAAAAAUAAAUGUUUGCGGGCCUUUUUUAUUGGUGCAAGUGAGGCCGGGUGGGACAAAUGGUGUUUUACACCUAUGGUGUCAGGAAUACAUAUUUAUAUUCCUGAGAUUAUAGCGUUCCUUAAAGAAUUACAAUUUCCAUAAAUUCCUGUUGCUUAGAAUAACAUUAAGUGUUUUUAUACAUAUUUUUACCCUGUGUUAUAGAAUACUCCACGCAGGAAUACCCACCUGAUUACCUAGAGGAAGAACCUGCUGCAGCUCCUCGGGCUGAAACAAGUAGCGAAGAAGAAUAUACAGAAUCUUCCUCUCCCAUUCAGGAAUUCGGUAAACAUCAGAAGCUCAUCCCCCCUAGAUUCCAGCGGCAGCAACAGGUUAGUGACACAAUUGCUCACACACACAAAAAAAAAAUCUAAAAUAUCUUCAAAUUUUCUUGACUUGGUUUUCAAGUUCUAAAGGAAAACAUUUCUGCAAUGCAUCAGCUUACAGACAUAGGCUGUGUUAUAUGCUGAAAUGGUUUUAAAAUGAAGUCUGAGUAUUUGCUUGAUUUAUUUUAUAAAAAAAAAUUUUUUAUUAAAAAAAAGUGUAUGGUGCUGAAUUUGUGACUUCUUUAUAAGUCACGCUAAUUGCAAGCUGUAGAGCAGUAAAUGGGAAGCUGAACUACAUCCCAAAUACCUAUAACUUUUCUGUGCAGCCUCUUAUGAUUCAUUUAAACCCUGUGUAUAGUUGUAUUGCAGAAAACUAGAAACAAACAUGACCUAUUAAGUCUCCUCGUUUGUCAAUAUUUCUCUGUAGGAGCAGUUGUAUAAAAUGCAGCAAUGGCAGCAGCAGCAGCAGCAGCAACAACAACAACAACAAGCAGCCUAUGUUGCAUCCACACAUUCCACCCCCCCGCGCACUUUCUAUUCACAUCAUCCACAGAUGUUGGGGUUUGACCCUCGUUGGAUGAUGAUGCCUUCCUACAUGGACCCACGGAUGACCCAGGGCCGCGCACCAGUGGAUUUCUACCCUCCUUCAAUCCACCCUCCAGGUUAGUGCUCAGCUACAGACUUUACUUAUAGAAGAGAAUUAGUUUGGUACAGUUUUAUCAAAUGCACCUGGCAAAUGUUGUACAAAUUUUUUUUAUAUAUUAAUAUUCUCUAGUUCAUGUCUGCAUAUAUUCGGCCCUUGUUCUGGAGAUUUAUUUUUAUUUUUUCCUCUUGUGCAUCUUAAAAGUUGGUUAAAUAGAGGUCCAUGCACAGUGUUUACUUCUCAUUCCCUACUCUGUUAAUUGAGCUAAAUUCACACAUGAGGCUCCUUCAGGCUCUAGCAGGCAGGAUUAGAUAAGAAAUUAUAAAUUAAACACUGUGUGUAAUAAAGGAAGCUUUAGAGCUCUUUACAGGGAGAGUGUAGGGAGGAUGUAUGCUAAUGCUGCAUAAAUAAAGUGUCAACACCUAAAUGACAAAAAAUUAAGCAGUGAGAUUGCACAAAUGUCUUUUCGACUUUUAGUCUUUCGGAUGCCAGAGGAGUGUGCCGUGUAUAAAAAUGCAUCACUUGAAAUAAGACAUGGAAUUCUGUUUCCCAUUUUUCAGGAGUGAUGAAACAUAUUAUUCCUCAAGAGUCUAUGGCCCCAGCAGAGGAGUGCCAGACUAGCCUGCAACCAGAGAGGAGAACUCAGUCUGCAGAACCAGUUUCUGCAUGGCAUCAAGAUGGCUAUGUCCACAUGCAGAACAAAGUUUAUUCUAUGCCUUUGCCGAAGCAAGCAGAUACCACCGCGGAGGGCAAUUACAGCAGGUAUUUUACAGAUUUUGUUUCUGGUGAUUUAAAGAGAUCUCAUUUUCAGUGUAUUUCGCAUUCAUGCCUGUUUUCCAUAGUUCAAAUGUCUACACCACCGAAGGAACAGAAAACACCUUACCGGACUAUGAUCUAUGUUACCAGGUUGCCUAGCAUUGUUUUUUUGGCAGGUAGUAAUUUGUGUAGUCUUGGUAAGCUGAAACUCAAAAAAAUUAUUUUUUAAUUUAAUUUUUUUAAAUCCGUAACUAUGAAGGUCAAGUUUCUUUUAGGACAUAAUCAGACUUUGCGGCUAAAACUAAAUUUAGAAAAAUUAAGAGAAGUGUUCAAUACCUUACAUUUAUGUUUGGGGAAUCAUGUGCAUAUUCUAUAAUUUUGAUCUCUGACACAAGUUACAUUCUUAACUCUUCAUUUGGUGUCCACAAAUUUCUUUUUUUUUCUUUCUCUUUGGCAAUGGUUUUUUAAUUACCUGAUUUACUUUCCAGCCACUAAACCUGAGUAAUUCCCCUUUUAAACUCCUUUUAUUGGACACUGUACCUUGUUGACAAGAGGUUAAUGCACUGUCCUCCUAUCAAUGCCAUGUCCAUUGUUAGAGAGGUCCAGCCCAAAACGGAUAAGCUGGCAGUAGUGCUAGCUCAUUGUAGGUAGAACAUAUAUUGCUGGACCUCUCACAUAAACAAAAUGAUUUGUCCUCUUCAUGGAAGUCCACAAAAUGGUUCCGUAUAAGAACCCUAAAAGUAACAUACAUCUCCGGAACUGCCAGAGUUCUUGGGAGAAUAAUGUUACUUUCAAAACACCAAAACAGUGCGUUGAUAAGAGUGCACAGGGAGAUUUAAGCACCCUGUUUUUGCUCACUGUGGGUUGCCGUUACCCCACUGACUUAUUUUCUGGUUUGCUUUCAGGAACGAAAGCUCUUACUCGGCCUCAAGAGAAAGGUCAGAGAGUGUACAAACACACCGUGAUACCAUAGAAGAACGUGCAGAAGAUUAUUUAGCAUCCACCAGUUAUGAGAAGAAAUCAACUGGAAACGUAAACAGCUGUAUUUCACCUCAAAGAAGAGGGCAGGAUGUACUGUACCAGCAUCUUGAAACUGCUGCAGAUUCUGGCAUGAACAGGGGGCAUCCAAUUAAUUCAAGGGAUGCAUCUUCAAGGAGCUCAGAGCUCCCCAAAAAUGAUAAAAAAUCUCAGUUCAAAGGGUGGGGUUAUGCAAACCAUAAUAAAUCAUCCGACACAGCCAGCAGUGUUGAAGAAGAGAUCCCUAAGGAGGCACAAGGAUUGAGAUCAGAUUUGUGGAAGAAGGAAGAUGGCGUAUGUCAAGACUCAACAAGUGAAGCACGUUGGCGAAGCGAAUCCACAAACUCAAACAAUCAACAGUCUGAACAUCUAGGUAGGAGCCGUAGAUCUGGUCCAAUAAAGAAGCCUGUUCUUAAAGCACUUAAAGUGGAAGAGAAGGAGCUGGAUAAAAGCAAACCAGAAACAAAAGAUCAGGUGAAAACAAUGAAAGAAAAACUUCUUUCAAGGCCUGAAAAUGUGGUAAAAACUGAACCUACAGUUCUUAACUCUUCAUCAGUUUUAUUAGAAGAAAAGAAUUCCCAGGCGAGCCACAAUCAGGAAACUGAAACUUUCCCUCAAGAGAAAGUAGAAAGGAGUUGGGAUACUAAACCUUCAAGAGAGUCGAGCAACCCUUCCAUGACAAAGCGCAGCAACUGGAUAUUUAUUGAUGAAGAACAGGCUUUUGGGGGCAGGUCUCAAGGUCGUGGAAGGGGUAGAGGUUUCAGAGAAUUCAGCUUUAGAGGGCGUGGAACUAUCAAUCCUUACAAUGGAACAAGAAUGAGUAGGGGUAGAGGGAUAAGGGAGUUUAACCCCACAGAAGAUUUCAGAGGCAAAGUUUCACGAAGGCGUGUUGCCAGUGAAACACACAGUGAAGGGUCAGAAUAUGAAGAACUUCCAAAACGUAGGCGACAGAGAGGGGUAGAAAAUGGAAAUGAGCCCCCUCUUUUAGAAAGAGAUGGGGAUGAUUCAAGAAAAGGUGACCUUCAGGACUCCUGGAGGUCUAACAGAAAUUAUUCUGAUGAUCCUAAUAUUGAUUCUAAGUCAAACGCCCCACGGGCUUUUGGGCGGUCUCUUCCUCCAAGGCUUAGUAAUAGCUAUGGGAGAAGGUCUUUCAACUUCAAAGAAUCAUCUCAUUGGCAGGCCAAAUCUGUUGGAUCUUCUUGGCAGGAGUAUAAUAUGUCAUCAGAGUCUUAUGGAACCCGACAUAACACAGAUAAAGACUAUGUCCAUGACUAUAGAUAUUCAGACUCCUAUGCUGGUAGAGGUUUUAAUGAAAACCAAGGAGAUGAGAGGAGACCUUUUUUCCAAGAGGACUAUUUAGAUCGAGAUAGUUUAGAGAAAAGGUCUUUUGGAAGGAGACGACCUCCUCGCCAAGACAAGCCACCAAGGUUCCGACGUCUUAGACAGGAAAGAGAAUCUGUUGGUCAGUUGAGUGGUGAAGAAGUGGGUAGUGUAAAUAAUCAUGAUCAGUGGCAGGUGCGUCAAAAGAUGACUGGUGAGAAAUCUGGUCCAUCUUCAAGACGGUCCCCAGAAAUGACUUACCAUAAUGCUGAUCAUGUCAAUGAAGAGUGGGAAACUGCAUCCGAAAGCAGUGACUUUAGUGAGAAGAGACCAGCAGAUAUGGAGGGUGAUGGCAAUCCAUCUGGGAGUGGGUUCUCCGAAAAGAGAGAACUUUCCAAAAGGAGUUUCUCCAGCCAAAGACCUCUUGCCGACCGCCAGAGUCGUAAAGUGGACUCUUCUGGUUAUGAGGAUAAUAACCCAAGAGCCAGUGGGAAUUCUUCACGUAAUGAUUACCAGCAAAAUGGACCUCCAUUAAAAGGAAGGUGGGUCGUUUACAUGUAUAGAUGUACAAAGCUUACGUGAAGAAUUGACGUCUCAGUUUUUAACCUAUUCAAGCAGUGAAAUGUAUUUGGGUCCCAGUUGUUUCAACUCCACAUGUUAAGUUGCUCGAAUAAGCACACAGUUGUCCUUUUCAUGUUCUGUCUUAAAAACUAGCUAAAUCUGUAAAAAUUAUGUAAAGGCUGUUUGCCUUAAGCUAUCCAAAUAAAAUAAACUGUGGCAUUGUAUGAUUUACAGCUAUUGGCUGCUGCAAGACAUUGCUGACGUCUUAAUGUGGUUACCUUACAAUUAACAAAGGGACACGCCAGGCACCAAAACAACUUAAUCUAAAUGAUUAUGGGGCAAGGAGGCCACCGGAGGCACUCUUACCUGAAGAGGUUAAACUAUCCUCGAACGGUUUAACCCCAAAGUUGCUUCCAGUGGCGAUGUCCACACCCCCUAGGUGGCAUUUGGCUUAUGAAUUUUCAGAUUCAGGAAAUGAAAGUGCCGCCGGGUAGGGGUGCUGCUGAUUGGCUUAGAGCGGUUAGCUGAUGCUUUCAGCCAAUCCAUGACUUCUCAUUCACAAAACUGGCUUAGAAAGAAAAGUACCUUUUCUAAGCCAGUUUUGUGAAUGGGGAGUCGCUGAUUGCCUGAGAGAGUCAGCUUAGCGCUCUCAGCCAAUCAGCAGUAAUACCCUGGGGAGAGUGGGCAUCGCUGCUGCAGGUAACUUAGUAGUUAAACUAUUCUCAAACAGUUUAACCCCUUCAAGUAAGAGUGCCUCCAGGGGUCUUCUGGCACUAUCACAACUUAGAUUAAGUUGUUUUUGAGCAUGGAUUUACCCUUUAAAGAGGGAGUCCAAAAAUCCUAACUACAGCCCACUGUAGAGGUUAUAGUGCCAUGGUGCUUUUCCACAGUAAGCUGUCAAACCAGUUUUAGCAUGAUUUGACAGCUUACCUGUUUCCUGCCGGACGCACCCCUUGUAAUGCAGGGCAAUGUCAGACAACACUCAUUUGUCUGAGAGCUCAACUAAUGCUCUCAUCUUUGAGCACAUUACUUCAUUGACUUUACUGUUUUACUCUAAACGUGCAGCUGCGAUAGCCCGGCAUAACUCUGGUAAGUUAUUAAACUAUGCUUAAAUGGUUUGACCACUUACCCUAGGAUGAUUCCAGAGCGCUUCUGGCACCAUAACCAUGGUGCUUGAAAUGUUCGUUUAAGUAGUAAAGUGGCAAUAUGGUACUUCCAGUCUUCUGGAUGUUGCCAAAGUUCUAGAGCAGGCUGUUCUGUUUAUGAUUAGACUACCCCUUUUAGAAAUGGAAACCAGAUAUCCCUGCUCUUACAUGUAGAACUGCAUGCCAUUAAGUAGAAACAUGGGGCGCAGUUGUUUUGCUUUUUGUUUUUUACAUUUUCACAGAGGGACCCAAAGUGUUAGCACUACAUUAUUUAAAUGUCCUUGUCAUUUCUUUAUACCUUUAUGCAGUUUUUCUCUGUCUUCUGCUGGCUCCCAAUGCUGAUGGACAUUUAUUUUUUUGAAUUACUUUUCAUGACAGAAUAAUACAUAUAUUUUUUUUUUUAAAUGCUCCAAGGGAUGCUCUAAGCAACAAAACAACUUUAGCUUAAUUAAGCUGUCUUAGUGUAUAGAUCACGUCCUUGCAGUCUCACUGCUCGAUUCUCUGCCAGUAAGACUUAAAAUCACAUUGUUUAUGCAGUCCUUACUUUGCCACAGUAACCUAAGGUUGUUUUGGUGCUUACAAAGUUUCUUUAACCCCUUAUGGACAGUGGGCGUUCUAUGCCGUCCUUGGGGACCCGGCUCUAAAUGCCGGCGGGCGGCAUAGAACGCCCAAGCCGUCCUAUGUACUUACCCGGGAAUCCCCCUCCUUCCUCUUUGGCCCUCUUGGGCCAUGUGAUCACGAGGACCUCACGAUAACAUGGACGGCAUAGUCCAUGUCAUUGUCAGCAGGGGGAGUGCCUGUAAUGACAGGUACUCCACCUGCUGCCUGAAAACUGUAAAAUAAAAGAUUUAAUAACAGUUUAAAAUAAUAAAUAGAAUAUAUAUAUAUAUAUAUAUAUAUAUAUAUAUAUAUAUAUAUAUAUAUAUAUUCUAAGUAUAAGUGUAUUUUAAUAUAUAUAAUUAUAUAUAGUAUCAAAAUACACGUACAAUGAUAUUGAUUAAAUAUAUAUAAUUUUAUAUAUAUAUGUAAAUUCGUUCUAACUGUAUUUUAAAAUAUAUAUCUCUAUAUAUCAAAAUACAUGGAGAAUGAAAUAAUAUAUAUCUAUAAACCGAAGUGUGUGUGUGUGUCUGUCUCACGCUUGAAGUCCCUUAUUGUUUGGGUGUUAGCAAACCAUGGCUAGUAGUAUCCAUUUGUAGUAAGCAGGUGUCGGCACUCUCGGUAUUAAAAGUCCAAAGUUUAUUGGUAUAAAAUUAAAAACCGAUCAACAUUUCAGUCCUGCAUCGAGGGCUUUCAUCAGGAUCAAAAUACUAUAUAUAUGUGUGUGUGUGUGUGUGUGUGUGUAUAUAUAUAUAUAUAUAUAUAUAUGUGUGUGUAAUAUUUUUACAUAAUUAGGUCAUUUUAUUAAUUACAAUUUGUGGGACCUGCCUGACAACCCAGGCCAAAAGUCCAGGGAAUUUAAUUUGCUAGCACUAUAUUUAACCCUGUAACUUUCCAAGACACCAUCAAACCUGUACAUGGGGGGUACUGUUCUACUCGGUAGACUUCGCUGAACACAAAUAUUAGUGUUUCAAAACCGUAAAAUGUAUAACAACGAUGAUAUAGUCUGUGAAAGUGAAUUUUUUUUUUUUUCACACUCAGAUUGCACUUACACGGACGAUAUAAUUGUUGUGAUCCAUUUUACUGUUUUGAAACACUAAUAUUUGUGUUCAGCGAAGUCUCCCGAGUACAAUAGUACCCCUCAUGUACAGGUUUUGAGGUGUUUUCAAAAGUUACAGAGUCAAAUAUAAGGCUUGCAUUUCAGUUUUUUCACGUUGAAAUUUGCCAGAUUGGUUAUGUUGCUUUUGUGACCGUAUGGUAGUCCAGGAAUGAGAAUUACCCCCAGGAUGGCAUACCAUUUGCAGUAGUAGACAACCCAAGGUAUUGCAAAUGGGGUAUGUCCAGUCUUUUUUAGUAGCCACUUGGUCACGAACACUGGCCAAAAUUGGGGUUCAAAUUAGUUUUUUGCAUUCUUCACACACAAAUAUUAACGCUAACUUUGGCUAGUGUUUGUGACCAAGUGGCUACUAAAAAAGACUGGACAUACCCCAUUUGCAAUACCUUGGGUUGUCUACUAUUGCAAAUGGUAAGCCAUCAUGGGGGUAAUUCUUAUUCCUGGGCUACCAUAUGGUCUCAAAAGCAACGUAACAAAUCUGGCGAAUUUUAAUGUGAAAAAAAUUAAAAAUGUAACAUGCUAUAUAUGACCCUGUAACUUCCCAAAACACCAUAAAACCUGUACAUAGGGGGUACUGUUUUACAAGUGAGACAUCGCUGAAUACAAAUAUGUGUAUUUUAUUGCAGUAAAAGCAAACAGUAUUUUGACAUUCACAGUUAAAAUGUCACGUAGAACUAAAAAAAAAUUUUUAAAAUUUUCUCCCAUUUUUAAAAAUAUUUUAUUCAUAUUAAAUUUUAUAUCUAAAUAUUUGAUGUUAAAUGAAAGCCCUGUUUCCCCUGGAUAAAAUGAUAAAUAAGUGUGGGUGCACAUAAUAUGAAAGAGGCAUAUUAUGCCUGAACAGACAUAUAGCACAAAUUCUAAUUUUUGUUUACGUUUUGUUUUUAUCACAACUUGUACAUUUGGCUCAGUCCUUAAGGGGUUAACACCUGUUGUUUCUGAAUUCCAUUAUCAAUUAAACAAUAGCUGAAAAUCUAAGUUUGAUUUCUAGUGAUCCUGACCAUUUGGGUCAACGCAUAAAAGACUUGACCGGUUUCUCUAAGUCUGCUAUGCUUUCAGUUCAGCUAAUCUGCUCUUGAAAUUUUCAAUUUGGCUUGAGUUAUACCUGAAAUUAUUACUUUGGUAUAUGUACCAAAAGGGAUCUUAUAUGGUGCCCUAUUUAAAAUUUAUAGAUUUAAAGCAGGCGUGUGAGCAUUGGUAGUUGCAUGGGACUUUUCUUUGUAUGUCUUCUCUAUUUCAACAGUCACUAAAAAAUUAAAAUAUGGAUAGGUUUUUAGAUGUUGGAAGAGAUGAUUUCAAUUUUUGUAGGCAAACUAAUUUGAUGUUAUGCAAGCUUAUUCAUUUGAAAGAGAUAGUUGUGGUGUUUUUGUCCUGUCUCUCUAGUUUUGUGCAGAAAACUUCCUAGAAGUUUACAUGCUUUUUAUUUUACAUAUGUGUAGUUUCAAACCGUUUUUUCCUUAUACCUUCCUGUACUUCCAGUAGAUGUCCUGAAGAGUCAUAUGCUCAAGAAAAUGGCCAGCAUCGCUAUGGAUUGGAGAGGUCUAUGCACUGUGACAAUGGCGAUGCAUCUGGGAAAAAACAGGAGAGGGACUCCAGGCAAUCAGGCUUAAAGGCUAGCGAUAAAGCAGAAGUCCUAACCCCAUAUGAUAUGAAAUAUGGAGGUAUGUUUUGGUUAAAUCUGGUUUCUUCUUUCGUAGCACUCAUAUGAUGGUUAUAAUUGAUACCUUUAUUGUUUUCCUCAGAUUCAGUCCUGGAAGAAGAUCCAGAAAUAGGAGGAGACGGUUACCCUGACACAAGUAGCAAGCCACGACGCGGGCUUGACAAAGAUCGCCGGAAAAAGGACCAGAUAGUCCAGGUGAGGUUCUCUUUUGUUAAAGAUUACACGCCCGCUUGUUUAUUAAAUAUUGCUAUAAGCCUUUGUUACUUUGCGUCCUGUGACAGAUUGUAUUAAACUACAGAUCAUGUUUGGGUUUUUUUAAAUACAAGAUCUGUAUUCCCAAACUUUGUGCCGCGCUAUGUUUCCCUGGUGCUAUGAACAGUGUUGGAUCCCCCCUUUCCAAGAAAACCUUGCCUCACUCUGAGAUCUUCAUCAGCCCGCUAGCACUAAAAUGCUGUAUUCGGGAGGGGGAGAGGACCCGGGAGAGCUCUAACAUGCAGCUCCUCUGGGUUCGCCUCUUGCGAGUGUGGAACGUUGCUGCUGUUAACAUGGCAACGCGCAGUAUCUUAGGAGAGUGAACUCUAGCCUGAGGAACUGGUAGAAUUCACUUAGACCACCAGGGUUUAGUACCUUCGCCCUCCCAGGCAAAGGUAAGAAAGGAGGGGCAAUAUGAAUUUUAUUUUUUAAAUAAAGUAUACAUAUAUUUAUUAAUCUGCCCUCCUACCGCCAUAGACCCACAAUUAUUCUCCCACACACACGUACAGUACUGCCACUAUAACCUACUCCAGCCACAUAUCCCGGUAGACCCUAGGUAGGUUGUCAAACUUUUCUUCAACAGUUUCAGUUCUUACCACAGCAGUGUAGUGACACAAUAACCACUACAGAGUGCUGUAGUUGUUAUUGUGCCUUGAUUGUUACUUUAAUCUACCAGUGCCUCUCUCAAGAUUAGGUUCUGGAUCCACCCCUGACCGCGAAACCUAUCUGCUGAGCACAGGCCUUGUAUAUGCUGCAGCGCUGUACAUAUAUUCAACCUAGAAAUUUGUUUAGACUUGGGGCGCAUUCGAAAAAUAUUGAAAUAUUAAGGGUGCCUUGAACCUAAAAACUUUGGGAACCACUGCUGUAAUCAAUGAUCUGUUAGAACACAGUGGAGGCACUGUUUAGAGUGAUGAGCGACACCACAGUAGAGGUGGUGCUCUGCCACACUCUUCAACCUUAAAAAUAUAGUUGAGCUCCAGAUGGUCUUGGGAUUCUUCAUUAUUCAAAGAAACACUAUAGUUUUCGGAAUACAGACUGAUGGAGUAGCAGUUUAGGUUUCCCUGCCACCCGGGUUUGAUAAAAGAGUUGGCAGGGGGAAUUUGGACGUGAUGGCUAAAAAUGUUAACAGAGAGAAGCAGCUAUUGGUAAAAUAUAAAGGGAAUGAAGAGGUAAUUGAGCAAGACUCUCAAACAGCUGGAGGAGCAUGCUAUAUAUUUAGGAGGAACCUGGGUGGGUGGGUAGUGCUGAGAAAAAGAAAAAAAAGGUAGAGCUUCAGUAUUGUUGGUUCUGGGAGUGUGAGGUGAUGCCUGAACAAGGAGAUUGAACAGUCAUAUGAAGGUAUUUACACCAAGGAAGAGCAAAGGAAAGAGGUGGAGGUUAGAGUAAACAUGUGUUGUAUACAAUUGAAAAGUUUGCCAACCGAAUUCUAACACCCAAAAUAUGUUUAAUAACUGUGUACAUUAAAUAUUUGUCAAACAUUAAAUGACAAUAACUGCAUUCACAGAAAAGUACAGUGGCAAACUACAUGUAUAAAUGGUAACUAUGCUAUAGUAACACAUGAUAAUAUAGUAAAGUAAGAAUAAAUGAGAUGGAGUAUCUUCCAAGCUUCACUCAGUACCUGGAGGUUGUGGGAGCUGCUGCUAGAUGUAAAAUCCAGAACCAGAACCAACAAUACUGAAGCUCUGCGAGUGUGAGGUGAGGCCUAGAGGUUGUGGAAGCUGCUGCUAGAUGUAAAAUGCAGAACUUCAGUAUUGUGGGUUCUGGGAGUGUGAGGUGAGGCCUAGAGGUUGUGGGAGCUGCUGCUAGAUGUAAAAUGCAGAACUUCAGUAUUGGUUCUGGGAGUGUGAGGUGAGGCCUAGAGGUUGUGGGAGCUGCUGCUAGAUGUAAAAUGCAGAACUUCAGUAUUGUUGGUUCUGGGAGUGUGAGGUGAGGUGCAUCUCUGUGCGGAAUGCUGCACUCAAUGCAGCACUGUAAUAAAAAGCAAUAUUAGUGGCUGUCUGAGUGACUGCCACUAGAGGUGUUACUAGGUACCAAUGUAAGCAUGGUCUUUUCUUAGAAAACAAGGUGCUUACAUUAAAAAGCCUGCUGUAGACACCAGAACCACUACAUUAAGUUGUAGUGGUUAUGGUGACACUGGGAUCAGUUUAAAUACAGGAAUUUACAUUUAAUUCAGGAUAAAUUGGUGAAUGGGAGUACUGAGUGAGAUGAGCUGCUGAUUUAAAGAUGCUCCUCUGCUUAUACAUUUAUAUUUAUAUUGAUUCGCAUGAAAAGUAUUUGUAGCAGUAAUUAAAAAAUAUGUGUGUAUAUGUAAAUGUUGUACCCUAGCCUAAUGCAUUAAACAAUGCAGCUUUUCAAGCAACCAGGUUUCCAUAGGGUUACGCAGUAGUGAGACCCUUAGAACUUAGGACUUCUGCCUGCGCAAACCUGUCUCACUUCUCAGCCAUCUUUCAUAGCAAGCAUUACUUGACUUUUCCCAAAUACAAUACCAAUUUUGUGUUGUUGAAACCUUUGACCUGUCUGGCAUGGGAAUUUGUUUCAAGAAUAAUUGUGGGUUAUUAUAGCUGUUCAUGCUUUGUGAAUGGUGUUCACGGUCUUAUGAUCCUUUUUUUAUUUUUUAUUUUAUUUCAGGUGCCUGCCAAGGGCAACGGUAUUCAGUCUAGAAUUCCACCUCGUUUUGCCAAAAAACAGAAUGGCAUGUGCCUGGAUCAGACUGAUGUGGGUGGCAAAGAAAUUUGGGAGAACAGCAACCAAGGUUAGCAUCACAUCAUAUUCUAUAAAUCUUUAAAUUCUCAAAAUAUAAUACACCUUGUUUGCCAUCUUGAUUUGAGUAGAGUGCCAGCACAGACAUUAGGAUGUCUUAAAGUGUGUGUAUAUUAAUGUGUAUGAAUACGUUAUCUUAUACUAACCCACAUGGCCAUCAGCACAUUGGUUAGAAUGUCUUGCCAUGUGACUCCUGUAUUUGUAUUUUUAUAUUCAUUGUUUUCUCCCUGCCCAGCUAUGGCUGUACAGUCCGGCGGUGAUACUUGGAGCAAGCCGGUGAGUGCAUUUAGCACAGAGUCCAGUUCUACAGAGGUAAAUUGAGUUACUUAUUGUUCUUUGGUUUGUUGGUAGGUCAAGCAUGGCUUUCAUAUGCUGAUAAUGUUCCUUACAGGGUUUUCUGUACUAAUGAUCACUAAUCUGCAGAGCCCAGUCUCCAUAAUGUUCCAAUUGAUCCUUCUGAACGUUCAAUAUACUCACUAAAAGGGUUUCUGAGGAGAUGCCUUUCCUGAGAGACUGGAGUUAAUGCACUUUAAAUGUCAAAAGGAUUUUCUACAACUGUCUAUUUUGACAAAGACUAGUAAAUGGCGUUAUCUCCUGUAAACUACUGCCUAUUUUUAACCAUUAUGAGUGUAGUGACCAAUUUAGCUACGUUCCUGAGGGCUAUCUCCCUGACUGCACCAUAUGCAUUUAAAAAAAAAAAUCAGUUUGUUAAACAAAUCACUCUCAUUUCUUUUGAUUUUUCUUCUCAAUAUUGUGCAUUACCACCUCUUUAUCUUCUAUUGAAUGCUUUGUGCUUCUUGUUUGCUUUACCAUUCUCCUACUUGCACACACUCCUGCUCUACCUCAGCUACAUUGUUGCUCUCUAUCAAUGAAUCCCCUCAUGAACCACCCUGAAUAAUAAUUUAAAAUGGUCACAGUUUGAGUAUGGCUGAUUUAAAAGGGUAUGAAUUUGGCUAGUUUGGUUCUCUGCUUCCUUGUGUCCUUUCAGCUUAAUUAUUCUAUAAAACCUCUUAAAAGGUUGCUAUGUAUAUAUAACAUCUCUGCCUUGCGUAUUUGUGGAUGUUGAGUGUUUUCUUGGGGGACUGAUUUCUGCUUGGUUCUUGUGGUAUGCUGUCAUUUUUGAUUCGUGCUUUGCUUGGCCUGUUAGGGCUUUAAAGCCAGUCAAGGGGACAGCGGCAUCGACCUAAGUGCGGAGUCUCGGGAAUCAUCUGCCACUUCCUCACAGCGUAGCUCCCCGUAUGGCACCAUGAAACCUGAAGAGAUGAAUGGCACAGGCAUGGUGGAGGCAAAAGGAGAUUGCCCAAAGGAACAAGGGCAGAAACAGUCAGACAAAAAGGUGUGACAUGCAUUCCUUGACUUGGUGUAAAACUGGACCUGUGUGUCCACGUUCGGAUAAUAGUGAAACUCUGGUGCACCAGCUGUUCUGACGGUUUAUUGCACGAUACUGAGCAAACUCCUACUGUCAGAGGGAACUUCAUUGGCAUUAGCUUCAAUGUCAUAGUUUAUCCCAUACCAGGGUUUUUUAAAUAGAUUUUUCUCUUCUUUAAUGGAGGCACCAGCUAUAACUGGGUAACAAGGCCCAGUUGGCUCACUAGCUUGAUCACUGACAUGUUUGCUGUAAUCUACCCUUCUUUAAUGUGUGUGUUUAGAACUCUGGGUUUCUGUAUUUUAGGUUUUGUUAAUGUCCUUGAUCCUUAUGGUAAAACUGUAUAUCCCUGUUUUUCAUUGAAGGAAAAUGAAACUGCCUCUGGUCUAAAUAAAGAACACAAGCCAGGUCCGAUUGGCAAUGAGCGUUCCCUAAAGAACAGAAAGGGGUCAGAAGGGACAGAACGUUUAAAUGGAGGAACACCACCUUCCAAUGGGGUAGAAAUCCACGUGGAUCCAGUUCUUGCUGUGACGCCCAUUGAAUUUGGUGUCAGCUCAAAAGUGAGGAUUUUAUUUUUAUUGUUUCUAUGUGUUGGUUGACAUUUGUAACUUGCAUAUUUGUUUUUUCAAUGUUUUUGUUUACCCCUCAGCUAUAUGGAUUUUAGUUUCGCUCUGCCUCCUCUAGUGUCAUUUGAUCCGGGGGAGGUGGGGGGGCUGAAGUGGUCUUACUGCGUAUAGUGUCCCUUUAACAUUAAACAGCUACUACCGUUUGCUAUGCUCUACUGAUUAACAUUUAUACAGAUACGGUAUAGGACUCUUUGGCUUGUGCCAUAAUUAUGUCUGAUAUGGAAAUCCCUGGGUUUCUUCCCUGAACCAGAAAUUGUGUAAAAUACACAGGAUUGAAAAUAGUAGGCCAAAAUACCCAAAGUCAAGAAAAAUUCUGCAAGUCUGUUUUCCAAUUUGACUAUUAUGGCCUAGAAUGUGUAUUUUCCAUUAAAUUUUGCAAUUGCGUUGUCAGCACUUGAAAAUGGCUGGUUCGGUGCAUUAACCUUCUGCUUCUUAAUGCAACACCAGUUAAAAGUAAAAUGUCAAAUGUAAGUUAAUGGUACGUUGAGGUCUAAAAUGACUUUCCGUACGUAGAUACAUAGUUUACAUAAGACUAUGGUGUCUGCUUGUAGUAAUUAACACUUUGUCCCUUGCAUGAGAACUUUCAAUCUUUUUACUGUUUGUUUAAAGUAUUGUUAAACCACUGAAUAUUUUUUGUUAUGCAAACACAAAGCUCUGGUGAUAUGUUUGACAGUCAAAUGAAAAAACUUGAGGCACUUUUUGAUCAUGUUGUGUGUUUUACUUUACUGUCCACAGGAUGCAGAUUAUUCCUUACCCCCUGCAGCAGCCCCAGGAUCUGCAGCUAACACAGUCACAAAGCUUCAAGAUUCUUUGGUGGGGAAGGUACGUUAAAAGUAACUAUACAUUUCCAUUUUUUACCUACAAGAUCCAUGUUCUGUUCAGUGGUUGAAUUAGCCUUCCGAAGCGUUGCAGCUCAUCUAUUUAAAAGCUGGUUUACAUAGCCCGUUUUCAAUGGAUGACGAAGGACUGUGAAACUUGUAAAUUUAUAGGUAUAAGGGGAAAUUGGUGUGUGUGUUUUUUUUUUUUUUGUUUUUUUUUUGUAUAUAUUUAUUUAUUUCUCACCCCUUUGAUAGUGUUUUGCUUCGAACAACAUGAGUAGACUGAACCAGCAAUACAGAACUGGAUUUCUGUUCCCUUGUAAAGCUGUGAAACGUCAUAGAGAAAUGUUUAAAUCCCUUUUCUUAUGGUUUUGUCCUUUCUCCCAAUAGGCUGGAUUAACACAGUCCAUACAAAUGCUAAGAAGAGAUCAUGCCUUACAGCAGGGGAUUGGUUUAAACACCAUAUCCUCAUACUCUUCUGCUGACUUCACACUAAAGGUAAAGGCACUACUUUUACUAACUCAAUACACUUGGCAUGGCAUAAAGCACCAAACUAACACCAAGUUCUAACUGAACUGCCACAGGUUGUAACUUAUUGGGAAUAUUAGGUUACUGCACAAAAUAAUGGGCAGAUGAGAUUUAGCCUGCCUCAGCAAGUUUGCAUUUUGCUCUGUGGUCUCUAUGAUGUUCCAAUAGAUCCUACUGACCCUUCACUAUGUACUCAGAAGGAAAAUGUGGAGAAAAUGUAACUGAGAGACCAUUUCUCCAGGAGUGUAGACCCUUGGCUAAUGCAGAUCAGGAUGCAUUGACCGCUGUUUUUGGUGUCAAAUUUUUGUAAGUAAUUGUAAAAUAAUUUUCAUGAGCUGGACUCUCCACAAAGCCGCAUCUCGGGGUAAAUAUAACGCAUAGCCUUGGUUUGGAGCAUUCACCUUAGAAACCAAAUGUUUGAUAUAGGUUUCUCUCGUUUUGUAGUAAUAGAUUGCCCAUAAUGAGUGGAAAGGACAGUCAAUUAUCUUCAUCCUUGCAUUAACAUAGUGUAUAUGGGUUGAUCAUUGAUGUAGUUGUAAUUAUUUUAUAUAACCUUUUUUGCUUUUUAAUUUUUUUAUUUAACCCCUUAAGGACACAUGACGUGUGACAUGUCAUGAUUCCCUUUAUUCUAGAAGUUUGGUCCUUAAGGGCUUAAGUAUGCUAGUCUUUAAUGGAAAAGGCCCUUGUCACUUCUUCCCAGUUAAUGCCUUUUGUGAAUAAACUCUGUUAUUGCGUUCCAUUUUGAUUGGUACAAGCAGCUGAAUAGUUUUUAGUAAGGCAGUGGUAAUGCCCCAGUUUUGGAAAUAACUUUCUUUGUUAGAUAUGGUUUCCACUCCCUGUCUUUGUUUUUCACAUAGAUGGAGUCUGCACGCAAGGCAUGGGAAAACUCGCCCAAUUUGCCAGACCAGAACUCUCCGGUUGGCUCUGGCUCUGGAAUACAGCCUCCUUCCAGUGUGGGGGCUUCCUCUGGCGUUAGUUACAGCUCCUUCGGUGGGGUGUCCAUGCCACCCAUGCCCAUUGCUUCUGUGGCCCCUUCUGCCUCUAUUCCAGGUAAUGUACUAUUAUCUCUUGUACUCUACCACUGCAGGUAUUCUAUACUAAAGCUUCUACCCCCAUGCUUCCAGGCAGGAAAGAAACAAGUUACAUUUCUAAAGAAAGGACUUUACUUCUUACUGCAAUUUAAGCAGUGUUUUCCUGCUUCAACUCGACUAAAAAGCAGGCUUUCCUUUUGAAGAAUCCUUUCAAUCCUGGCAUCCUACCAAUGUGUUGCUUCCUAAAUCUCAAAAUAGAUAUAAUUGAGCAAUUUGCACACUCGAUCUGGCCUGUUGUAUACUCUUAACAGGGUUUGAUAUUGAAACAUUUUGUCUUGGCCAUACAGUUUAGGUGGUAUAUUAAUACUCAGAGAAUUGACUGUCAAGUGCAGAGUUUAAAUUAAAAUUGCAAAACAGAAGGGAAAAUUGUUUUAGAUUUUCUCACAUAUUUUGCACUUUGUUUUUAAUUUCCUCUUUACUGGAAAGACAAUUACAUUAUAAACUACACUCUUGCACUGAAAUGUUUAGAGGUGUCAAGAACACCAGUCUUUCUCAUGGUUACACAGCGAUUACGUGACAUGCUCAAUAUGCAUUAACAAUUUUUCUUUCCCCCUCUUUUUCUGAAUUCUACCCAUUUUUUCUUUUGCAGGUAACCACAUGACUCCCUUGUAUCUAGAUGGUCAUGUGUUUGCAAGUCAGCCCCGUCUGGUACAGCAGACAAUACCUCAGCAACAAGGAUACCAGCAGGUACGCGUUUGCACACACAUGCUUCUUCCAUCUCCUAUUUGCAGCAGGCUCCUUACCAAGGCCACCUCCAUACUCAGCAGUGCCUUAAGUUGAAGUUUUUGAGAUAUGAGAGUGGAAAUGUAUUGGUUUACAUGUUUUAUUUUUUUUAACCCCCUAAGGACACAUGACAUGUGUGACAUGUCAUGAUUCACUUUUAUUCCAGGAGUUUGGUGCUUAAGGGGUUAAAGUGACUGCCCAAGAAUGCUGGUUCCACCAAGGAAAUCAUACAAUACAAAAGCUGGCCUUGGCUGAUUACUGGCUGAGAGAUAGGCAUUAACGUUUGCCAUUUCCAUUUCUUGGUCUCUGUGAUGUUCCAAUAGAUCCUGCUGACCCUUCACUAUGUACUCAGAAGGGAAAUGGGGAGACAAUCUAACCGAGAGACCAUAAUUUCUCAAAGUGUAGAUAGCUUUGUUGAUUGUUGACUAAUACAAUGCUUCCGCUGUUUUCAGUUUUAUAUUUUUUUAGGUAAUAAAAAAAUUUAGAAAAAAUACCCACUGCAUAAAUGGCAGUCAUCUCACAUUUCACUAGAAAUCCUUAAUCACUUGCUGCAGUAUUAUAAUUGUGAUGUUUUACUGUCUCACUAAUACCAUAACUAAAGUAAAAUAGAAUAAUGGCUAAUGUGCCCAAAGAAGGCUAAUGCUGUUAGUUCACCAAUUGUGUUCUCUCUUAACAGGCGGCAGCAGCCCAGCAGAUCCCAAUUUCUUUACACACAUCCCUCCAGGCGCAGGCCCAGCUAAGUUUGAGGGGAGGACUUCCUGUUUCACAGUCACAAGAAAUGUACAGCUCCAUGCAGCCUUUUAGGUAGCCUAAAAGGUUUCCCUUGUAUGAUUAAUUUGUUGUAGUGUGUGAUCUUCUUAUUAGAGGUUGCUGACUGACAUUUAACUUGUGCCUGUAGGUCCCAGAUGUACGUACACCCAAGCCUCUCACAGCCCAAUGCCAUGGUACUCGCCAGUGGCACUGGUCUCAAGCCUCCGUACUCCCCGUUUCCUGGCAUGCAACCCCUGGAGAUGGUAAAGACACAAGCUGGCUCAUACCAGACUAUGAAUGGAAGCCAGCAGCUUGUUUACGAAAGCCAGCUGAACCAGUCUGCAGGAAUGGGAGCUUCUCAGAUGAUGGACUCUCAACUGACACAGGUGACUUCUGGAUUCAUAAGAGACUUUUGGACUGUUAUCUGACGCUGGACGUCCUCACGGACCUCCAGUGUCAGAUUUUCCCCCAUAGGAAAGCUUUGAAUAAUGCUUUCCUAUGGGGAGGUCUUAUGCGCGUGCACCCAUAGGCGCGCAUGCGCAUUAGGUCACUGAUGUUGGCGGGGGAUUAGAGCGGGCGGAGCCUGAACCAGCGCAGAGGGACAUCUGCACUGGAUUCAGGUAAGUAGCUGAAGCCUUUUAGCGAUGUGGCAUGGGGGGGCGGGAGUCAGGGGGACAUUCCAGGAUUCUCUAUUGCCAAGAAAACGGGUUUAUUUUCCUGGCACUGGAGAAUCCCUUUAUUAUAGUUAACUCUCAUUAAUUUUUAUUUUAUUUUUUUUUGUUCAGAAAGGAUUUUUGUUGAAUGUUGAUGUGUUGUAAUAUAUGUUGACUAGUAGUAAAUAUAUGUGGGAUCUUUAUGCAAGACCUAAUUUGGCAUUAAAGUUGCAUAAGUUACCCUUUGUGGUCUUUAACAGAAUGUAAGUGUAAUAUGAUGUGAUAUGAUUUAAAGUAUUUAAAAAAAUUUUUUUUUUCUUGUUUUCAGUUAACCAUGCCAAUGUCUGGUGCACAGCUUCAAAUGCCACGUUACAGUUCCGGCCAACAAGCCAUGCUUCUGCCACAAUCCAUUCAGCUUUCCCAAGGGCAAAAUCUGCCAGUUGGGGCACCUCGGAGAAUGCAACCCUCAGUCUUAACCACAAACAGAGAGGUACUUGAUCACUGCUAACUAUUGCAUAGUAUUCUAAAUUAGAUUUUUGUACUAGGAUUUGAUCUGGAUUACAUAUUUGUUGGUAUAUAAACAUGUAUCACAUGUAUUUGUGUGUGCAUUUCACUGUAACGGCUCUGCCUGUGCCUUUACAGAAGGUUUUUGUGUAUAUAUAUAUAUAUAUAUAUAUAUAUAUAGUUAAAGUGUGGGAGAAUGAGGUAUAAGUUCAGUAGGGCUGAAAGAGCAGGGCAUGACACGGGAUAAUGUAGUAAGAAGACUAGAACUAGCUCUUAACCAUCAAGUAUGGUAAAAAAAAAUUAUUAAAACGUAACUUUUAAUAUUGUAUUUGACAAAAGGGGUAUAUUUGGUAUUUCCACUAGAUGGAGACAAAACUUAACCAUCUAUUCACAAUAUAUACAGUGUUGAAAAAGGAAAAGAACAAAAAUCAAAGUGUGCAUGUAUAUAUUUACUCUGGGAUGUGUAUAGAUAUAGUAGCAAGCUGUGCUCAAUGAAAAUGCAGUGGUCUAUAGCGAAUCAAAUAAACGAUCUGUAACCGUUUAUCACCAGAAUGCAACAUGGUAUGAUAACACCAUGUUAACUAUUCAGUGCCAUGUGCCCUUGAAUGAACAGACUAGCAUAUCUUUGAAGCAGAAUUAUUUUCCUGCCAUUUUUGACUUGCUACUGUAUUUUGGAAUAGUGAUAAUUAUCGGCAGUCCUAUUCAGUGACCGUGAAUCCAGCGUAGGUGCCCUUGAAGGCACAGAUCAAGCAUCUGUAUAUACUCGCAUGCCGAUAUUUUCACCAUUACCAUUAUCCACAUUGUUUACUCUACACCAACAGUACUUUCUAGGACUUCACCUCUCACUGUAUAAGUAGCCACUGUACUUUGCUUGAAUUCCCAUAUUGCUGAGGGUUCCCCCCAGCACUGAAUAGUUAACAUGUUAUCAUACCAUGUUGCUUUCUGGAGAUAAACUGUUGCAGAUCCUACAGGGAGUGCAGAAUUAUUAGGCAAAUGAGUAUUUUGACCACAUCAUCCUCUUUAUGCAUGUUGUCUUACUCCAAGCUGUAUAGGCUCGAAAGCCUACUACCAAUUAAGCAUAUUAGGUGAUGUGCAUCUCUGUAAUGAGAAGGGGUGUGGUCUAAUGACAUCAACACCCUAUAUCAGGUGUGCAUAAUUAUUAGGCAACUUCCUUUCCUUUGGCAAAAUGGGUCAAAAGAAGGACUUGACAGGCUCAGAAAAGUCAAAAAUAGUGAGAUAUCUUGCAGAGGGAUGCAGCACUCUUAAAAUUGCAAAGCUUCUGAAGCGUGAUCAUCGAACAAUCAAGCGUUUCAUUCAAAAUAGUCAACAGGGUCGCAAGAAGCGUGUGGAAAAACCAAGGCGCAAAAUAACUGCCCAUGAACUGAGAAAAGUCAAGCGUGCAGCUGCCACGAUGCCACUUGCCACCAGUUUGGCCAUAUUUCAGAGCUGCAACAUCACUGGAGUGCCCAAAAGCACAAGGUGUGCAAUACUCAGAGACAUGGCCAAGGUAAGAAAGGCUGAAAGAUGACCACCACUGAACAAGACACACAAGCUGAAACGUCAAGACUGGGCCAAGAAAUAUCUCAAGACUGAUUUUUCUAAGGUUUUAUGGACUGAUGAAAUGAGAGUGAGUCUUGAUGGGCCAGAUGGAUGGGCCCGUGGCUGGAUUGGUAAAGGGCAGAGAGCUCCAGUCCGACUCAGACGCCAGCAAGGUGGAGGUGGAGUACUGGUUUGGGCUGGUAUCAUCAAAGAUGAGCUUGUGGGGCCUUUUCGGGUUGAGGAUGGAGUCAAGCUCAACUCCCAGUCCUACUGCCAGUUCCUGGAAGACACCUUCUUCAAGCAGUGGUACAGGAAGAAGUCUGCAUCCUUCAAGAAAACAUGAUUUUCAUGCAGGACAAUGCUCCAUCACACGCGUCCAAGUACUCCACAGCGUGGCUGGCAAGAAAGGGUAUAAAAGAAGAAAAUCUAAUGACAUGGCCUCCUUUUUCACCUGAUCUGAACCCCAUUGAGAACCUGUGGUCCAUCAUCAAAUGUGAGAUUUACAAGGAGGGAAAACAGUACACCUCUCUGAACAGUGUCUGGGAGGCUGUGGUUGCUGCUGCACGCAAUGUUGAUGGUGAACAGAUCAAAACACUGACAGAAUCCAUGGAUGGCAGGCUUUUGAGUGUCCUUGCAAAGAAAGGUGGCUAUAUUGGUCACUGAUUUGUUUUUGUUUUGUUUUUGAAUGUCAGAAAUGUAUAUUUGUGAAUGUUGAGAUGUUAUAUUGGUUUCACUGGUAAUAAUAAAUAAUUGAAAUGGGUAUAUAUUUGUUUUUUGUUAAGUUGCCUAAUAAUUAUGCACAGUAAUAGUCACCUGCACACACAGAUAUCCCCCUAACAUAGCUAUAACUAAAAACAAACUAAAAACUACUUCCAAAAAUAUUCAGCUUUGAUAUUAAUGAGUUUUUUGGGUUCAUUGAGAACAUGGUUGUUGUUCAAUAAUAAAAUUAAUCCUCAAAAAUACAACUUGCCUAAUAAUUCUGCACUCCCUGUAUUUUUUUAUUCUCUAUAGAACACUGAAUUUUCAUUGAGCACAGCUUGCUACUAUAUUUCUAUACACAUACCAGAGUAAACUCUUAUUUAUAAAAAUUAAUUUAUUUAUAAAAAUUAAAUAUAUAUAUAUAUAUAAUUUAGAUUUUUGUUCUUUCCCCUUUUCAACACUGUAUAUAUUGUGAAUAGAUCACUAAGUAUCUUUUUCUUUAAUGCUAUUUCUUAGCAUGGUUAAGUUUUGUCUCUAAGUGGAAAUAACAAAUAUUGUCUCCAUAUAUCCCCCUUUUGUCUAAUACAAUAUUAAAAGUUACGUUUUAAUUAUUUUCUAACCAUACUUCAGGGUUAAGAGCUAGUUCUCUUCUUCUUACUAUUUUUUUUAUAUUGAAAGCUAACUUUAUUUUCUGUAAAAAGAAAAAAAAAAUAUUGAGAUCCACAUGUAAAGGUUUGAUAUAUCUGUAUUUCUCUCUAUUUCUCAGUCCUCCCAAAUGGAAAUGAAAGGUUAUCAUUUCACGGAUGGUAAACAAAACAUGCCCUCGACCAACAUGCAAGCACAGCAUUCCUAUCGGUAAGCGCACUUCACACAUGACUUCCUUUUCCAUGUGCAUGUUACUAAGCCGAGAGACAAUUCGUGGCGCCCCUUGGAAUGAAAAUCACAAACUACGACAAAGCUCUAUGUAUUCAAACGUCUGUUUAUCUUUUUAGUUUGUCGGUUUCAUUUUGCAGAAGCAAGUUACUAUUUCCAUGCAAUAAUAUAUUGUUUUACAAUGGAAGGAUUUGUGUAAAGGUGCUGCAGCAAAUUGUGUAGAAGACUAUGCUUUUCUAUAUGAUUGAUACCAGUUUGUCAAUGUAGCAUAAUGUAACUUUUUGUCAAGGUUUGUCUUUAACCUGUUUGUUUUUUUUAUUUUUUUUUUAUUUUAUUUUUUUAUAAUCUGGACACUGCUAGUUUCACUUAUCUCAGGGCAAAUGGCUACAGCUCUUCACCUGUAAUUCACAUGUUCUCUAAUUCAGCCAAGAUUAUUGAAGUUCUUGGUUAUGGAGGUCCAUGAAAAUCUAGUGGUGCAGGUUGAUACCUGACUAGUGUACCGUUCAUUAAUAGUGCAGUAUAACUGUGCUUUCCUCUUCUUCCUUAUCAGCAGAGAUAUAAAUAUAAAAUGAAUAACCAUUUAAUUUGCCAUCAAAACUUGAUGUCCCCUGCCAUCACACCUUUGGAUUGAUUUCUCAGAUUAGAAAGAUAAGCUAAAACCAAUCCAGUUGAUUAGUUUGAGCGGUCUUGUUUUUGUGACCGGAUUUCUUUAAUGUUUUAUAAAUACGCUUACAUUGGGACAAUAGUACUCAUAGGUCCAUAAACUCAUUAUGAAGCUUUUGAAAGUAAGCCCGGAAAAUAUACAGUGAGGUGGAGUUGGCAUUUUUUCCCCUCAUCUUUUUAAUUUUCUUUUUUAAUUUUAAUUGUAAUUGUAAACAGACUAAGGUCAAACUGUGCAUUUUGACUAAAGCAAAGUGGUUACUCUAGCCAAGGUUAUGAGAGCUAUAGUUCAUCCACAAGGUGAGCAAAUCAGUAUAUUUGCCGUUGUACACAGCUACAUGUGUAUUUUUCAGCCCUUUAUAUUGCCUAUCAGGAAGUUCCUGUAAAGAAGCAAUGAGACUAAAUCUCUUAUUGGCAAGAAACAAGACCAUAUGAAGUGUGGCAUUGCACUCUCUGGUAUAUUCUGUCUGUGCAUAAACCUACCUUAUAAGGCAAAGCCCAAUGAUUUAUGCUGUUGGAAAAGUGUAUAGUCCGUAUGGAAUAGCUGCGAAAUAUUAGCAGAGGAAAGUAUCAAAACCUCAAACACAAAAAAGCAUGGCAAAACGUUUAACACUUUACCUGGAGCAGUGGUAGGCAACUUUCGGCAAUACAGAUAUUGUUAAAGGGACACUAUUGUCACCAGAACUACAGCUUAUUGUAGUUGUUCUGGUGUCUAUAGCCUUCCACUGCAGGCUUUUUGCUGCCUUUUCAGAUUCUCUUAUGAAUCUUGGUUAUGUUUAAGAUAGUGGAAUAAUUUACAAGAUUUUUUUUUUGGCACGAUUUGAAUCCCAACUAAAUUGAAACUUUCAAAGAGUUAAGAGAAGCUUAGCUUGAAAAAUUCACAUCCGUUUUCGGCUUGGCUAUUUUGGUCUGAUUGUGUUUAAUGUAUGCAAGCACGCAUUUGUUGCUUAGUGACUAGCCUGGUUAAACACAGCAUGACAGUGUGUUCAGCUAGACACUCCGGUAUCUGAUUUUUAAGACCAGAAUUGUCAACCUACAAGGAACCUCUCCCAUAUAUCUGGUGCACUCCAUUGGCAUAAAUGGUAAAAAAUUACUGAAGUAGUUUGAUCAAUAUUUUAACUGCCCCGUAAGCACUGCUCUGUGGCCUUGUCAGUUUGAUUUUGUGCUUUGCCUGUUCUGAAACAGUUGCCUUUCAUUUUAAGGCCCAGUUCAGCUAGUCCCAGUGGAAAAUCACCUGGACCGGGGCCAUCUGCCAACUUGGGGUCUGUGCAAGGACACUAUCCUCAACAGGUAAAGAAAUAAUCCUGUGACAAAAAGCCUGUUUUUGACAGUCUUUAUUUUACAGACUUAGACCAUCUCAGACUGACAUAAUCACCCAUUGCUGCAGUGUAUUUAGGGAUUAUUGUAAAUAGAAGCAUUGCCUAAAUUGGUGGUAUCACAUGGUAACAAAGAAUUAAACAAGUGGCAUCCCUGUGUUAAAAAAGGCCUAUCCUAAUAACCUCUCACAGAAUAGUUACCAUUGUGUGCACGGUCAGUUUUUGGGUGAUGCAUGUAGGAACUGAAUGGUGGCUAGAUUUUUAUUUUUUUAUUUUUUUUCAUCUGUUAGAUCCAUCUUGACGUUGCCCCCCCCAAAAAAAAAAAAAAAAAAAUAUUUUGAUGUCUAUAAUAUAUGCAAGCAAAGCAUUAAGCUCCAUAGAAAAAAAAAUACAUAAUACAUAAUAACGUAUUGAUUAAUUGCAUUCUAUAAUAAAACAUGGUCUGGAUAUUUGUCCAGUGGUUAAACUAGCACUGUGGUCAUUCACCUGUAACUAAUGGGAAAAAGUUAAAUUAAGGAGACACUUAGCAGCCCAUUUACUUUAUUUAGUUUUUCUUAAACAAUGCUUGCAUCAACUUAAACAUAUUUGUAUUCAUAACAAUUUAGUGUUCCUUUAAGUACAAAAAAGUUGUUAAACCCCCACAAAGGAUAGAAAUGUUAAUUUAUAUUUUCUCCCAUACCAUGUUGCUCUCUGCAGUCUGUCUUUUUGGCUGGGGUCAUCAAUCUUGUUGAUCUAAGCAAGUACAAGGCUUUUUCAUUGGGAAGCUGGCGCAUAUGCUGAAAAAUACUGUAGUGUGCCAAUCACUUGAUCUGAGACCAUCUGACUUAAAGCGGCACUGUCAUGGCCGAAUCACAGGUUUUUUUGGGGGGGAUUUUUUUUUAACCCCCCCUCCGGACUCCACUACAUCUAACUGACCUCCUGGCUCCUACGUCUGUCAUUGGCUGAGCUACAUUUUUUUCCCUUCGAAUCGGGAAAUUUAGCAAAAAGAAGUGGGACUAGCUUAUGCUGCUGAAAGCCACAAAACCACACAUAUAUAUAGAUUUUUUAUUUUUUUUUAAGGAACACUUCAAGCACCAUAACCGCUUUAGCUCGGUUGAAAGAGUGCCCUGACAUCCCCUCAUAUUGUAAGACGUCAAACUUUUUGGGGAACAUUUUUCACUUACCUGGCAUUCACCGUCGCUACUAACUGCAACAAGCAAAUUCCUAAGGCAGUAAGUCCUGUUGGAUAACUGGCUGAGAGUGAUCCCUGGUUGAUGACUGACCCCAAAAGAGUGGCAUUACUUUGGAUCUGAAUAAAAAUGCUCUUACCAACUUAAGUGAUGCUUCCUAAAUAAUUACAACUUAGAAAUGCAAAACUAUAAGGUACUGGAAAGUGAGUGUAGAAAAGUGGGGGGAAAUAUUAAGAAAAUUCCACAUUUAUAGUAAGAUAAUAUUAGGAGUCAACACAAUCUUUAUAUUGCUGAUAAAUAUACAUAAAACAAUAAAAUAACCAGUAUAUGUUGCAAGGAUGAAAAAAACCUUUCAAAAACACAGAGGCACGAAAGUUUCUUUUCAAAUGGAUUUGUCCCAGCCAAAUGAGCAGUUUGAAUAAAGCAUUCAAAAAACUGGUUCAACUCCAACUUGAAGUGUCUUGUUAAUUCCUCCACAACAACUGAGACUCGUGAAUAGGGUAGCUAUGUUACCUUUUAUAACAGAGCUUGAAACAAGAGAUGCUUAGUCGCCAGCAUUUGUUCUACAGUAGUUACAUUUAAAGGUUGCACUGGGGUCCUUUUUUACUGGAACCUAGGUUACUAAGUAACUAUCUAAAUAUAUGGUAAAAAGGGGGAUUGAGUUGCCAUGGUUUACUAGUAAAUGAUUGUUGGUUAUGAAAUAAAACAUUUGGUGAACCAUACAUAAGGCUGUUAUUUUACACUGAUAAUUUGUUAAAAUUCGAUAUAUUAUAUUGAACUAAGACUCCUUUAACUAAACACACGAAAUAUAGAUGCUCAUGGAUACUGAAAUUUUAUCUGGUGCACUUUAGAUGCUUAGUCAUUGGCUAGCUGCUAUUGUGUUAUAGUGUGAGUUGGUAGCGGUUGUGGCCUCGUCCCUCCCAAUGUGUUGUAAUAUCACUUGCAGUCCUAGGAACAAGUAAAGGUUUUUGAUUUUCCCCACUUGUGGAACUGACACAUUGCUCAUCUUCUGAAAUAUUGUUGUGUUUAGUGGAUUUCAUGUUAGAUUGUGCCUUCUCUGGUAUGGUUGUUCAGCCUUGUACAAUUUUUGAAAUAUUCCGAUUUGGUGGUUUUAAUGGGUUACUUGUAAUUAGUUUGUAAGAAACACUCCAUUGAAAAUGCAUUUAUUUUAUUUCUAUUUAUUGUACAAUCUAUAGAUAAACCACUCGAGAAAAUGUGCAUGUUUCCUUUGGAGUAUCAAAAAAAAAAAUAACUUGCAAAAGCUGCAGACUUUGCAAGUCUCCCUCUUACCCAAGCACAGACUUUUAGUAUACUCCAAGCAGAUCUGCUGUGGCUUUCCUGUGUUUCUGUGAUACAGCUCAUUGAGAAGGCAGGUGCAUGUUUGCAGCACAAGAACAGUUCCCUGCCUGUUUUGACAGACAGGGUGGAGAGUAUAAACUGUUAAAGAAUCCAGAUACAUAAAGCUGUGAAGUGUUUCUUUAAUGAGUAAUCGCCUAUGGCAAUAAAACAAAACCUACCAAAACAGAACUGUAAUCGUAAUGCUAGGUAGAAAACAAUAGGAAAACCUAUAGUUAAUGGUAUGGUAAGAGGCACAUUUUAACCCUGAUUUCUAAAAGAAAAAAAAAAGUAAAACGGAGUCUUUUAUAUUCUUAUUUAAUGUAUACUUCUUGUUAUCUCUCCAUGUGUUUGGUACACUUAAACGGUUAUAGCACAUAGUGUUCCUUUAUCUCAUUGACAUGGUUAUAGUGGCUGGGGUCCUUGAGGGCCAUCUUUCUAUUCAAUGUUUAACAUCGAAAGAAGACCUGGCCACUCACAAUUCUGCCUAAGGCAAACCUCCAGGGUGGCAGAGAUUGCAUUUUAACAAAUUUAUACAAGCAAUGGGCAGCUGUGAUUGGUUGAGAGCAAUUUGCUGACACUUUCAGCAAACUUCUUUCAUCCAUUGCUGCUUUGCUAAUUGGCCUAAAGAGCACAGAGAGAUAAUGAUAGAGUGCUGCAGACACUAUAACCACUUCAGUGAAAUGAAGUGGUUGGAGUGUUAAAGGGACAGUAUAGACAACCAGACAACUUCAUCUCAUUGAAGUGGUCUGAGUGCACUGUGCCUGAGCCCUGCAAGUGAAUACAUUGCAAGGUUAAGGCUGUCUCGCAGACAACCUCUAAAGGUGCUUCCUGGCCUGUCAUGCUUUGAUUUAAUGCCUUCCUAUGGGGAAGGCCUAAUGCUUGCCUGUGUAUUAGGCCAGCCCCCACCCCCGUCACCGAGAUACCUUGACGCUGGAAUCAGGUAAAGGGGGAGGAUGUUUUCGUUAACCCUUUAUUUGCAGAGGGAGGCAGCAGAGACACUAUAGUGUUAAGAAUACAGUUUUGUAUUCAUAACACUAAAGUGUUCCUUUAAUCGUAUCCUGUAAAUAUGGGAAGAAUGCACAUCUGCAGUGGGGCAUUCAUUGCUAAUUUUAAUGCCUAACUGAAUUUGUUUGGUCUUGUAGAAUGCUAAAAAAAAAAAAAAAAAUUUAUUUUUUUUAAAUGUCAAAAUUGUGUUCACUCUUUAUUUGAAAACUCACAGUGCUUUCUUACCCUUUAUUAAACAGGUAA
Pelobates cultripes (western spadefoot toad) is the source of this 93218-nucleotide messenger RNA. The record is from the annotation of a GenBank genome assembly. Lineage: Eukaryota; Metazoa; Chordata; Amphibia; Anura; Pelobatidae.